Molecule: messenger RNA, 98188 nt
Organism: Scomber japonicus (chub mackerel)
Lineage: Eukaryota; Metazoa; Chordata; Actinopteri; Scombriformes; Scombridae
Product: titin-like
Exons: 247
Coding region: 1-98187 (32728 amino acids)
Biological process (GO): protein phosphorylation
Molecular function (GO): protein binding; ATP binding; protein kinase activity
Source: RefSeq, a predicted model, not a curated record
AUGUCAACACAGGCGCCAACAUUCACACAGCCGCUGCAGAGCGUCGUAGCACUAGAGGGUAGUGCUGCGACGUUCGAGGCUCAAGUUAGUGGUUCUCCAGUUCCUGAGGUGAGCUGGUUCCGUGAUGGCCAGGUUCUUUCAGCCGCCGCUCUGCCCGGCGCUCAGAUCUCGUUCAGCGAUGGCCGCGCUGUUCUGACGAUCCCCGCUGUGACCGCCGCACACAGCGGGCGCUUUUCAGUCAGAGCGACCAACGGCGCCGGACAGGCGACGAGCACCGCCGAGCUCCUCGUUACAGCGGAGACGGCGCCACCCAGCUUCCUGCAGAGACUACAGAGCUCCACAGUGAGGCAGGGCAGCCAGCUGAGGCUGGACGUCAGAGUCGCAGGAAUCCCCACACCUGUGAUCAAGUUCUUCAGAGAGGGAGCCGAGAUCCAAAGCUCGGCCGACUUCAGGAUCGUCCAGGAAGGAGACCUGCACAGUCUGCUGAUCGCCGAGGCCUUCCCCGAGGAUUCUGGGACAUAUUCUGUGACCGCGACCAACAGCAGCGGACGGGCCACGUCCACCGCCGAGCUGCUGGUUCAGGGUGAGGAUCCGGCCGUUCCAGCAAAGAAAACCAAGACCGUGAUUUCAAGCUCUCAGAUUUCUCAGAGCCGUCAGACCAGAGUAGAAAAGAGGAUGGAGGCCAGUUUCCAGGCCUCCUCCAUGAUGGAGAUGCAUGUGGAGGGCGCCGAGCUGAUGCACCAGCUGGCUCACAAAACUCCACCCAGAGUUCCUCCCAAACCAGCAUCCAAGUCCCCGACUCAGUCCUCGCUGGUGGCCCGGGUGGCUGGAGGACGGCAGCAGUCGCCGUCACCUGUCAGACACGUGAAGGCGCCAACGCCGACGCCUGGCAGGCCCGUCUCUCCUUCAAGACUCUCAGUCUCCCCCAUCAGACCAGUGAAGUCCCCAAUCACCGCACACAAGACGAUGGUCACUUCUGCUGACGUCCCGCCGCCCUGGAAGCAGGGGGGCUACCUGGCCGAGGGCAGUUACACCAGCAUGGCCGGCAUGGCCAGCAUGGCCGGCAUGGCCAGUAUGACCAGUAUGACCAGUACGACCAGUAUGACAGGCAUGAGCAGCAGCUCCGUCACCCAGAUGGCCGAGGAGCAGCAUGUCACCACAGUGAAACAGACUCUCAGCUUCGUGUUCAGCAUCGAGUCUCUUCAUCAGCAUCAGUUCAUCUUUUCAUUUGGUCGCCCAAACGUCCGAAUCAUCUGGAACAGCAGACGAGAGUUUGACCCCGAACACGUCGGACUGAAAUAUCAUGUGACCAAAACUUCCACGUCAGCUGGACUCAAACAGCCGCGCUCUCUGAAACACUCGAUGACUUUAUCAGAUGAAGAAGAAGACGAGUCCACGAGAGUCUCGAUCAGACUGAAACCUUCAGACAUCACAGCGUCGCUUCUCUGUGAUGAAGACGUUUCUACGGAUGCUGAGGGAGGGAAAAGAGCCGGGGCGGUGGCCAAGGUGGUGGCCGCCGUAGACCUGGCUCGCGUCCGUCAGCCCGUGCAUGUGGAGGGCGGUCGAGCUGAAGAGGAAGCGGAGGCCGUAGAGGCGGCGAUGAGGCAACAGGCCGAACAACAGUAUCAAGAGAGCUGGACGACAGCCGGAGCGCAGGCUGGACCUGCACUCUGUUGGUUACUCCAGAUUCAGAGAACGACAGAAAUCUCCUCCCAUGUGGACACUGGUCUCGCUCCGUCCCCAGUUCCACAUUUCACAGUUUCAAAAGUUUCGGUCCCAAAACGCGAUUCUAGCUACGAGGUUUCCAUCGCCGGCUCGGCUAUCGCCAACCUGCAGCGAGAGCUUUCCUCGUCCUCCGCCGCCGCUCGAAAGAUCAUCAAGACGGUCAAGUCUCCGAGUCCGUCUCGUGCAGCGACGGAGACCAGAGUGAUGGAGUCCGUCCCUCCGCCGUUCAAAGACUCGGCUGAGAGAUAUCAGAGCCAUUAUGGCGCUGAGUUACAGACGGGGGUGUUGUACUCGGGGGGGACGCAGACAGUGUAUGAGGACUGGGAAGCCCAGGUGGUGGAGGCAGCAGCUGUACCUGCAGCCGGUGAAGGUGUAGUCCCACCAACACUGAUUGCUGGCUUAAAAAACACAAAUGUGACUGAGGGAGAGUCGGUGACCCUGGAGUGCCAGAUCAGCGGUCACCCCGCCCCCGUCAUCAUGUGGUUCAGAGAGGACUACAAGAUUGAGAGCUCCAUCGAUUUCCAGAUUAGCUACGAGGACGGAUACGUGCGUCUGGUGAUCCGCGAGGCGUUUGCUGAGGACAGCGGACGCUUCACCUGCACCGCCACUAACGAGGCGGGAACCGUCAGCACCUCCUGCUACCUGCUCGUCCAGGUGUCUGAGGACAUCGAGAGCAGAGAGGAGAUCGCUGUCGUCACCGAACAUGUUGUAACUGCUCAAGAGAAACUAGUAACUGAAGAAACCAAAGAAGAAACCAUAACCCAGGUGAGCGUGAGUGAGUCAGAGGCCGCUGCCGCUGCCGCCGCUCCCUUCUUUAUCAGGAAACCCAGCAUUCAGAGGCUGGUGGAAGGAGGAAGUGUCAUCUUUGAAUGUCAAGUGGGAGGAAGUCCCAAACCACACAUCAUCUGGAAGAAGAGCGGCGUACCGCUCACCACCGGAUACAGAUAUAAAGUUGCCUACAACAAAGAGACAGGAGAGUGCAGAUUGGAGAUCUCCAUGACCUUUGCCGAUGACGCCGGAGAAUACUCCGUCUUUGCCAAGAACCAGCUUGGAGAGGUGUCAGCCUCUGCAAGUCUGAUGGAAGAAGAGGAAUACGAACUUUACAUGAAGAAACUGGAAGCGGCCUCAAUGACUGAAGUGACCACCAUGGUGCAGGAGCCCCAGGUGGGAGACGUUCCCCCCAUCGUUGUUACAACAAUGGAGCAGAUGACCACCACCAUUAUAUCUGGACAGGAAUUCCAUCUUUCUGCCAUUGAGCAGAGGAUCAUGCAGGAGAUCGAGCUCCGCAUCAUGAUGAUAACCUACAGAGAGAUAGUGAGUGAGGACGGAGAACUGAUAGUGACUGCUGCCCCCACUGAGGCCAUGCAGCCCGCCUUUGACACUCCUGUCAAAAACUACAGGAUCAUGGAGGGAAUGGGUGUCACUUUCCACUGCAAGGUGGCUGGCAUGCCACUCCCCAAGAUUGCUUGGUUCAAAGAUGGCCAGCGUAUCAGGGCCAGUGAUCAUUACCAGAUGGAGGUUCUUCAGGAUGGACGAGCCAGCCUUCGCCUUAGCGUGGUUCAGCCAGAGGAUGAAGGUGUCUAUACAGCCUUUGCUGCCAACAUGAAGGGAAAUGCAGUCAGCUCUGGAAAGCUGUAUGUGGAGUCUUCUGAAGCUGGAGCACCUCAGAGAUACACACCACAGCCAGCAAUGCAGAGGAUCAGGUCCACAUCUCCUCGUUCUCUGAGCCGUUCUCCUGGACGUUCUUCCAGCCGUUCUCCUGGACGUUCUCCUGCCCGCCGACUGGAUGAGACAGACGAAGCUCAGCUGGAAAGACUCUACAAACCCGUGUUUGUCAUGAAGCCUUCCUCAUGUAAAUGCUCUGAGGGGCAAACUGCCAGGUUCGAUCUGAAGGUCGUUGGCAGACCGAUGCCCGACACAUACUGGUUCCACAAUGGACAACAAGUGGUUAGUGACUAUACCCACAAGAUAGUGGUUAAAGAGGAUGGUACUCAGUCCUUGAUUAUUGUCCCAGCCAUGCCACACGACUCAGGAGAGUGGACAGUCGUGGCUCAGAACAGAGCCGGACGGUCGACCAUCUCCAUCACUCUCACAGUUGAUGCUAAGGAAACCUUGGUGCGUCCCCAGUUCAUUGAGAAGCUGAGGAACAUCAGCGUGAAGCAGGGAACUCUGGUUGAACUGGCUGUCAAAGCCAUCGGAAACCCGCUGCCAGAUAUCGUCUGGCUGAAAAACAGCGACAUUAUCAGCCCACACAAGCACCCACACAUCAAGAUUGAAGGAACUAGAGGAGAAGCCAAAUUCCAGAUUCCCUCAACAGCCGGCACAGACAGCGCCUGGUACACGGCUACAGCCAUUAACAAGGCUGGCAGAGACACCACCCGCUGCAGAGUCAAUAUUGAGGUGGACUAUGUCGAGCCUGAACCGGAGAGGAAGCUCAUUAUUCCCAAAGGAACCUACAAAGCCAAAGACAUCGCCCCCCCAGAAGUGGAACCCCUUCAUCUCCGUUAUGGUCAGGAGCAGUGGGAGGAAGGAGACCUUUACGACAAAGAAAAGCAACAGAAACCACAGUUCAAGAAAAAGCUGACCUCUGUCCGAAUGAAGCGUGUCGGUCCGGCUCACUUUGAGUGCAGACUGACCCCAAUCGGUGACCCCACUAUGGUGGUGGAGUGGCUGCAUGACGGCAAACCUCUGGCAGCUGCUAACAGGUUGCGCAUGGUCAAUGAAUUCGGCUACUGCAGCCUCGACUACGAUGCUGCUUACGCUAGAGACAGCGGUGUCAUCACCUGCAGAGCUACUAACAACUUUGGAGUGGACCAGACCUCAGCAACCCUGGUCGUCAAGGAUGAGAAGGGUCUUGUUGAGGAAUCUCAACUUCCUGAAGGCAGGAAGGGAGCACACAGAAUUGAAGAAAUUGAGCGCAUGGCACAUGAGGGCGGACCCUAUGGUGUCACUGCUGAGGAGGAGACUGAGAAAAUGAAACCUGAGAUUGUCCUUGUACCUGAACCAACCAGUGUUAUGGAAGGUGAAACAGCCCGAUUCCGCUGCAGAGUGACCGGUUAUCCAUCACCCAAGGUUAACUGGUCCAUCAACGGUCAACUUAUCCGCAAAAGCAAGAGAUACAGACUUCGGUAUGAUGGUAUUUACUACCUGGAGAUUGUUGACGUCAAGUCCUAUGAUUCAGGAGAGGUCAAGGUUGUUGCAGACAACAACCUGGGCACAGCCGAGCACACUGUGAAGCUGGAGAUUACGCAGAAAGAAGACUUCAGGACUCAUCUUCGUAAGGCCCCUGAGGCAAAGGCACCUGAGGCCGUACCUGAAACUGGAAGAACACCAUUUGAGGUGGUGAAGGUUGAGAAACCUGCAGACGACGCUCAACUGAAAGAAGUGGUCAAGCUGAAGAAGGUCCAUAGAAUCGUCCAUGAAAAAUCCACGGAGGAGUCGGAGGAGCUGAGGAGUAAGUUCAAACGCAGGACAGAGGAGGGCUAUUACGAGUCCAUCACUGCAGUGGAGCUCAAGGCACGCAAGAAGGAUGAGUCCUACGAAGAUCUGCUGAAGAAGACGAAGGACGAACUGCUUCACCGCGCUAAGGAAAAGGAGGAGGCUGAGAAGAGGAAGGAGGCGGAGAGCCAACUUACUGCUACACCACUCAAACCAGAGAGGGUUAAGCUUUCAGCCAGCAUGGAGGCUCCUAAGAUCAUGGAGCGUAUUACCAGCCAGACAGUCGCACAGGGUGACGAAGUAAAGUUCAGAGUCCGAGUUGUCGGCAGACCUGAUCCUGAGUGCCAGUGGUUCAAGAACGGCGUUCAGCUGGAGAAGUCUGAGCGUGUUUAUUGGUUCUGGCCUGAAGAUCAUGUGUGUGAGCUGGUGAUCAGAGAUGUCAGAGCAGAGGAUUCUGCUAGCAUCAUGGUUAAAGCCGUGAACAAAGCCGGAGAGACUUCCAGCCAUGCUUUCCUGCUGGUGCAAGCAAAGCAAGUCAUCAGCUUCACAGAGAAACUGGUGGACAUCAGCGCCAAGGAGAAGGACACCAUGGCUACCUUUGAGUGUGAAACCAACGAGCCUUUCGUCAAAGUCAAAUGGAUGAAGAAUAACGUGGAGAUCUCCUCUGGAGACAAAUACAGGAUGCACUCUGACAGGAAGGUUCACUUCCUGUCUGUGCUGGCGAUUGGAAUGAAGGAUGAUGCAGAAUACACCUGCCAGGUUAUAGAUGAUGAUCUGAUCAAGACAACUGCCAAGCUUAAUGUUGAAGGAGAGCCAUUGUCGAUUGAGAAGCAGCUGGAAAGCACCGAGGUGCCAGAGACGUAUUCAGCAGAGUUUGAGUGUGUCGUGUCUCGUGAGGACAGUGAGGGCAGCUGGUUCUUUGGUGAGAAGCGUCUCACUGCAGGUAGUAAAUACGUCAUUGCCUCCCGCCGUGGACGACACAACCUGUCUGUCAAGGACGUGAAGAAGGAAGACCAAGGAAAAUAUACAUUCAAAGUGGGCGAGCUCAAGACAAGUGCUUCAUUGAAGAUGAAAUUGCGUCCCGUGACGUUGAUGCAGCCUCUGACUGACCUGACCGUCUGCGAGGGCGACAUCGCACAGAUGGAGCUCAGGUUCUCCCAGGAGAACGUUGAAGGAACUUGGAUGAAGAAUGGGGAGCCCAUCUCUGCCUCGAACCGCGUGCAUAUUGUUAUUGACAAACAGAUCCACAAACUCCUGAUUGAAGACACCAACAAGGAUGACUUUGGGAUGUACUCCUUUGUGGUUCCUGCUCAGGAGAUCUCAACCACAGGGAAGCUGACCAUUCAGGUUAUUGGCAUCCUGACCCCACUGAAGGAUACAAAUACUAUGGAGGGCACCAAGACUGUCCUGGAGGCCAAGAUCUCCGCUCAGGACGUCAGCUCGGUUAAAUGGUAUCACAAUGACAAACCGAUGGCCGCUAGUGACCGAGUCCAGAUUGUGUCAAAGGGAGCCAAGCAGCGCCUUGUCUUCACAAGGACCUACGCCUCCGAUGAGGGUCACUACAAGCUGGUGGUUGGCCGAGCCGACACCAGCUGCAAACUGUCUGUUCAGUCUGUUCAGAUCUUGACCCCAAUGAAGGACAUCGAGUGCUCCGAGUCCGAGAACGUCACUUUCACAGUCGAGGUUUCUCACGCGACCGAUGCUUUCUGGACCUUCAAGAAGCAGCCGCUCAAAGCCAGCGCCAAGUACAGGAUGGAGUCCAAGAACAAGCGCCACACGCUGACAGUCGUACACACAAUGAAAGAUGAAGAGGGCGAGUACAUGUUCGCCGCCGGUGAGAAGACGUGCAGUGGGAAGCUCACUGUGUCAGGUGGCGCUAUCAAGAAGCCUCUGCACGAUAUGAUGGUGGCCGACUCCCAGACCGUCGUGCUGGAGUGUGAAGUAGCCAACCCAUCCUCAGAGGGCAAGUGGCUGAAAGACGGAGAGCCCAUCGACUUCAAUGAGAACGUGAUAAGUGAGGUGAACGGUGCCGUCAGACGCCUCGUUAUCGUCAUCACCAAAGCCACCAACAUCGGAGAGUACACCUAUCAGGUCGCCAGCUCCAAGACCUCGGCCCACCUGAAGGUUGAAGCUGUGAAGGUGAAGAAGACCCUGAAAAACCUGAAUGUGGUGGAGACUCAGGAUGCUGUGUUCAGCCUGGAGCUGACACACAAGGAUGUGAAGGGAGCACAGUGGGUCAAGAAUGGCGUCGAAAUCCCACCCAGCGAAAAAUGUGAAAUCAUCUCCGAUGGCACAGUCCACACCCUGAAGAUCAAGAACUGCAACACACACGACGAGUCGGUUUAUUCUUUCAGGCUUGGGAAACUGUCAGCAAACGCCAGGCUGAACGUUGAAACGAUCAAGAUCCUGAAGAAGCCGAAGGACGUGACAUCACUGUUGGGAGCGACUGCCGUGUUCGAGGUGGAGAUCUCUGAGGAAGACAUCCCCAUAAAAUGGAUGUACAAGAAAACCGAGCUGAAGGACAACGACCACUACAAGAUGGUCUCUGAGCACAAGACCCACAAACUGAUUGUCCAGGAUGUGGACAACAGCAAAGAGGGAGAGUACGUCGCUGUGGUGGGCCAUCUCCAGUGCAGUGCUCACCUCACCGUCGAGGCUCUGAAAGUCAGCAAACCCAUGAAGAACACCGAGGUUCCUGAAACACACUCGGCCACAUUCGAGUGUGAAGUUUCUCACUUCAACGCACCGGCCUCCUGGCUGAAGGACGGCGUGGAGAUCGAGAUGAGCGAGAAGUUUAAGAUCGUGGUUCAGGGGAGACUUCAUCAGCUGAAGAUCAUGAACACGAGCAAAGGCGACUCUGGAGAGUACACCUUCGUCUGCGGGAACGACCGCGUCUCCGCUACGCUAACCGUUAACCCGAUCCUCAUCACGACGAUGCUGCAGGACAUGGACGCUCAGGAGAAAGACUUCAUCACCUUCGAGGUUAACGUCAACUACGAGGAAAUCACGUACAAAUGGCUGAAGAACGGCGUGGAGAUCCGCUCCACCGACAGAUGCCAGGCUCGCUGCAAACAGCUGACUCACACUCUGAGCAUCAGGAACGCUCACUUUGGAGACAGCGCUGAGUACACCUUCAAGGCCGGCUCUGCAGUCACGUCCUCUAAGCUCCAUGUUGAGGCCCGCGUGAUUGAAUUCACCAAACACCUGAGAGACCUGAGCAUCACGGAGAAGAAGAGAGCCACCUUUGAAUGUGAAGUUUCUGAGCCGAACAUCCAGAUGAUUUGGAUGAAGGACGGUCAGGAGCUGGAGAUGUCUGACAGACAUAAAAUGGUCACAGAUAAUUUCACGCACCAGCUGGUGUUGGCGUCAGUCCGCCUGUCCGAUGCCGGAGAAUACACCGCCGUGGCCGGAUCCAGCAUGUCCAAGGCUCAGCUGGGGGUCGAGGGGCGGGACAUCAGAAUCACUGAGCCCCUCAGCAGGGACAUCACUGUUAUCGAGAAGCAAAGAGCGACCUUCGAGUUCGAGGUGGACGAGGACGACGUGGAGGGCCGCUGGAUGAAGAACGGCUCAGAGAUCGAUUUCUCUGUGGAGGAGCGGUUCAGCUACAUCUCCAUCAGGAAGCUGCACCGCCUCACCGUCGCUGAGACCUACAGGAGCGACGCCGGAGAGUUCACCUUCUUAGCCGGCAGGAACCGAAGCUCCAUGACCCUUCACGUCAGACUCCCCGAGCCUCCGAAGAUCGUGCGUCCCAUGGAGUCUCAGACGGUGACGUCGGGGAAGUCGGUUCGUUUCACGGUGAAGGUGAGCGGCGUCCCCCCUCCUCAGGUGUCCUGGUACAAAGACUCUCAGGCUCUGGCCUCCGGAUACAAGUGCAAGUUCCUCCACGACGAAGACGAGCACACGCUGCUGCUGCUGGAGGUUUUCCCCGAGGACGCCGCCGGCUACAGCUGCAAGGCGCACAGCGACUUCGGAGAGGCCAUGAGCUCCGCCUCUCUGACCGUGGAAGUUCCUGAAGUCAUUGAAACUGUUCGGGUUUCUCCUCCGGUCAUCAUCACACCGCUGCAGGACGUUCUGGUCAAAGAGGGAUUCCCCGCUCUGCUGCAGUGCCACGUCUCCGGGGAAGACCUGCAGGUUUCCUGGUUCUCGAAGGACAGAGAAGUCAGGCAGUCAGACAUCUUCAGGAUGUCUCAUUUGGGAGGAACCUGCCAGCUGGAGAUCUCCGGCGUCCUCCCUGAACACGAGGGAGAGUUUUCAUGUCUUGCCACAAAUUCGGCAGGAAUGGUCACAUGUGCUGCGACCCUGAAUCUAGACGACCGCAGUGUUGAGUUUACUGAGUCUGUCUCUGAGAGUUCCUCCGCGUCUUGGAGGAUGGUUGAGAUUCAGAUGGAGAGUGUGAGCUCGGUGGAGAUGAGCUCUGAGAGCAGCUGUCAGAUCAAACUCUCAGCCAGCCCCAAACUGCUGAUGGAAAUGAGCGAUGUCCGCGUGAAAAGCGGCGAGAUGGCUGAGUUCAGCUGCUCGUUUGAUGGGCAGCCCUUCACGGCUGUGGUUUGGGAUCAUAAUGGCCAGAGCUUGGUGGACACGGAGCGGGUGAGGAGCUCUCAGAGCGGGGGUUUGUUGUCCCUGCUCAUCCAGGCUGUUGGCGUGGCGGACCAGGGCUUGUAUUGCUGCACCGCCACCAACCAACAUGGCCAGAACAGCUCCUCUGCCCGGCUCACUGUUGAAGCUAAAGAAGCAAAUCUCAAAGCAGAAACCCCCAUCCCUACCGAUUCUGUACGUAAAGUGUCUCAGGCAGACAGGGAGGCCGCGAGAGAUCCCCCCGAACAAGACAAGCAAGAGGCAACGGAGAAGCCGGAUCCCUCACCUCUCUCUUCCAAGAGACCUCAGAGCCUCAUCAGCCAGCUGUAUUUCCCUGACGUCAUACCUCACGAUAAGCAAAGCCACGGCCUCUCCAGCUGCCCCGACUUCCUGAUUAAACUGCCCCCUGAGCUGCUGAUCAGAAACAAAGAUGGCGGCUCCCUGUAUUGCGUUAUGAACGGGGAUCUUACUCCAUUUGUCAUUUGGCUUUACAACCGGUUGAAUGUUGAGGAUUCGGUGUCUUACUCUCUGAAACACGACGGCCCCCUGUGCUGUAUGAAUGUUAACAAUGUGGGAACCAGACAAAGGGGCUCUUACACUUGCAAAAAUGUGAGCUCAGCUGAGGAAGCUGAGUGCAGCACAGUGAUGAAAGUAUCUGCAGUGGAGAAGGAACAGGUCCAGGAAGUGAAAGUCUUCUCUAGCUCUGCCAUCACAGUGGAAGAGGAAAUCCAGGAGUCUUACUACACCAGCCUAAAAUUAUCAGAUAAAACCAGAACACUUGAACUCAAACCAGAGUCCAAACGCUACUCCAGCUCUUUGGAGAAGAAAAAAGAAAAGCCAGUUUUCCUCAGUGAACUUUCUCCAGCAGCUGUGACUGUUGGAGAAACCGCAAUGUUUACCGUUAAAGUGUCCGGUUUCCCAAAGCCGACCGUCCAGUGGUUCCAUAACGGCCAGAGUAUAACCAGCUCAUCUCUGUAUGAAUUCAUUCAGGAGCAAGAUGAGUACAGCUUGGUCAUCAACAAAGUUGAAAGACAGUUUGAAGGAGAGUACAGCUGCACUGUCAGCAACAGGUUUGGCCAGUCGACUUGCACUUCUUAUCUGCAUAUUCAGGUGAAGGAACCAGAAAAAGAGGACAAAGCAGACAGGAGGACAUUUGUGCCAACUGGUAAACCUCCAGAGUUCACAAAAACUAUAGAGUCUGUUCAGCUGUCUGAAGGAAGUCAGGCUUUCUUCAGGUACAUUGUGACUGGAGAUCCUCUCCCUGAGAUUCAGUGGCUCAAAGGCAGCUUCCACAUGCAGCCAACCGGGUUCUGUAUCGUUGUGAACAACCCAGACGGAUCAGGCUUUAUUCAUAUUAAGAGUGUAAAACAGGGGGACAGUGGUGUCUACACCUGUAAGGCCUCCAACCAAUUUGGGGAAGCCACUUGUACCGCUGAGCUGCUGGUGUUCAGAGAGGAAGUUCAGGAAGAAUUAGUCAAGAAAACCUCAGGUUUGAAAAUAUCCCUGACCGAACAAACGACCAAAUCCAGAUUAUACCAGGAAAGAAGUCGGUCUGAUCAGAUGAUUUAUACCAUCGGUACUGAAGACAGGCAGAUUAUUGCCAGUGAGGAGGUAGGAACCCUCAGAGAGCUGGAUGUCUCCGCUGCCUCCAUUCAUCGAGAGCAGUUAACCCACCAGGCAGCAGUGCUGCAGUCUCAUGAGAUACAGGAGAGGGUUUCUUUGGGUCCUAGCCAACCGCCGCAGGUCUCAGCUGUUCCUAUGAAACAGCUUCACAUGGCGACUUUCUUAUCUUCAGUCCAGGAGAGACAAAAGAUCACUGAGCAGCAUUCUGAACGCAUUGUCAGCCCAGAAGUAGUCGAACUCGAGUUAGUCAAAGAGCAGUCAGCUAAGCUCAUGUCGGCCACAUCUGAAGAGGUUGUGCCGCUCUCCACAGUGCGAGCUGAGGCCUUAAUGGACCAGACUCCAGAACAUUUGAAGACCUUCACUGAACCCAGGCAGCUUGUUAGCGGUCACCUAGUAGAGUCUGCUCUACCCAUCCUUGAUGAAACUUCAGUUAUCACCCACAGACCAGAGGAAGAGAAGAGUUUCAGAGUCACAGAGGGGGUUAAAAUUUUAUACUCAGCUCAGUCUACGGGGCAACUGCCAAUCACAGAAAGACAUUCAGAGCCUCUGCCAACCUUAGCAGCAGCUACCAAACCCCUGGCAGAGAAAGAGCAACCGAAGCCUGUUGUAGCACCAAUGAGUGAAAGGAGAGUGGUUUUAUCCAAAGAGCAGACUUUUGAAACACAAAGACCAGCACAAGAGAGUAUCACUCCAUGCAAAGACAUGCACUAUAAGUUAGCUGUAACCGCCGAAGAGAAGUACGAGCUCCGGGGUGAACAGGCUGGACAGGUGGCAGGUAUAGCAUCUUCCAUGAGUCUGCAGCCUCAGCGAGUGGGAGAAACACUCCUGAAUCUGCAGGUUAUCAGCAAUCAGGAUGUUUUACAGUCUGAGUGUAGGUUCAGCAGUGAAAAGCCCCCACCAGAGCAGGCAGAUUCAAGGAAGAGUCCUGCUUUGUUGCAUUCAGUGACUCAGGAAGAUCAAAGGACUGUGGUUUGUGAGGGAACGUCAGAGUUCUCAGCAACAAUUAAUGCAGAGUCUGUUCAACCAAAGAAAGAAUUACCACCAGCAAAGUACCUCCAGUCAAUUCACUCUGUCUCAGUUUUACCAAAGGAAGGCAUACUCUCAGUCACUAAACCUGACCAGCAGGUGAUAACGCAGAAGCAGGAAAAGUUUAGGAGGCAUGCAGCCACCUCAGAAGAGAGAAGGGAGAUCAUAGCUGACUCCUGCAAAGAUGUGGAUGCGUCGGUGACCGGGGUUCAGUCACAGCUUCGAACUGAGCCCAGGCCUGUGAGCAUCCUCACGACCUCCACACAGCCUUUGCAACUGCCAAAGGAGACGCCUUUCAUCACAGAUGCCAAGCAGCAGCGAGCCCUUGUCCAGAAAGAGGAUUACUGGAAUAUCAUGCAUUCAGUGAAUGUCACAGACUCUCAGACUCUGGAGGAGGGUCACACCACCAGCCUCAAAACUGAUGAACAAUUGAAGCCUGAGAUGAAAAUUGAGCCCAAGAUCCCAAAAAGGCCUAUUUUUAUAGAAGAGAAGGCAGUUGCUACUGAAGGUUGUACUGUCUUGGAAGCUGCUGAGCAGGACUUUGCAGUCCAAAUCCAGGAGGGCCAGUCAGUUAGACAGUCAGUGCUGCUAGAAGAAAAACAGGUCAUUAUUGGAGAGCAGUCCAGUGAGAUACAUAAAUCUGAGGGCUCAACUGUGAGCUUCAUGACCCAGCCAAAAGGAGUUAUGUUUGUCCACGAGUCUCUGGAGUCCCAGACUCUACCCAAAGAACUCAACUUUGUCAUUCAGAUCCCAAAACCAUCGAGUCUGAAUAUACGGCAUCAACUCAGAGAUGCUCUUCAAUCUGCUGUGGCAAGUGAACAGCGGGUGUUACUGGCUGAUGUUGUAGGAAGGUUAAAUGUGGUGGAGGUACAGGAAGUGAAGGUUCAGAGAGAGGCCAAACAGGUCACACAUACUUACCUGAUCACAACACCUGGUGCCCCCAUGGAGAUCACACUGUCUUUUGAGGGUAAAUACCCCCAGACAGCUGACCUCAGGUCAGAACUCCAGGUAGCUCUGCAUGCUAUGGUAUCCCAGGAGCAGCAAAGUCUUACAUCCGAGCUGCCAGGCACCAUGCAGAUUGACAAGCCUCAGAAAGCACUGGUCAGCUCUGCGCUUUCCAAAGAGGUGUUGUCAUCAGUGGUGGACACAUUAACGGUAGCAGAGAGUGCAGUCAGGUUUCCUGCAAGUGAAUAUCAAUCUGCUGAUAUCAAGAUGGAGGCUAGUGCUUCCUUCCAAAGUGCAACAGUUCAAACUCGGUCAGAGAUUCAUGAGUCUAAGCAGAUCAGCAGGAAGACGGUGAGGUCAGAGAGGGACGCUGCUGCUUCUGAAGUGACCGCCACAGUGCGUGAGGGCAAGAUUCAUGUUGAGCAACAUGUGGACAUUUCUGUCCACAGAGAAACCAGAGAGGAAUAUCUUUCAGAGGCAAUUAUGAUCAGUGAGUCCUCAGACAGUUUGGUAGAUUAUCCUGUUGUUGUUGAUGCUUUGGAAGAUCUUUGUACAGAGGCAAAUGGCAAGGCUGUAUUUACUACCUCCAUAAAGUAUGCAACAAAAGUCAACUGGUUUUUUAACGGACAACUGGUGAAAUCUGGCAAAGAGUUCAAGUGUUCUAAAGAUAAUGAGACAUACACACUAGUUAUCGACAAAGUUGUGAAGGAGAAACAUCAAGGAGAAUAUGUCUGUGAGGCUGAGAAUGAAGCUGGCAAGACUACAGCGUCUACAAGACUCAAAGUGGUCUCAAGAGUGAAACCUGUGUUCAGGCACAAAAUUGUCCCUGUGGAGAUCAAUGUUGGCAGCCCUGCAAUGUUUGAAUGUGAAACUGAGGAUGCCCCAAAUGUGGUCUUCAAGUGGUCCAAAGAUGGACAACCCAUCAAAGAUGGUGAUAAAUGCAGGAUUAUCAGUCGUGUCAGCACUUCUUCACUGGAGCUUCUGAGCCCAAACAAAGAUGACAGUGGAGAAUACUCUUGCAAAGCAUCCAAUCAGCAUGGCAGUGAUGAGUGCUCCGCCUCUCUCAGAGUGACAGAACAAUUCCCUCCUGCCUUUAUAAGUAAACCUGACCCUCAAACUGUAUAUGUUGGAAAGAGGGCAGUGAUACAGUGUGAAAUAACAGGAUCUGCUCCUCUGAAUGUUGCCUGGCUCAAAGACAGCCAGGCCAUAACCAAAGAGCAGACACACUGCCAGAUGUUGUGUGAAAAGAAUAAACACACUCUUGAGAUAACCAAACUUGAGCCAGCUGACCGUGGCCUUUACAUCUGCAAAGUGUCCAAUAAUGUUGGGACAGCUGAGUGCAGCAUGGAGCUGAAUGUUAUUGACAAACCCAACUUUGUAAAGCCCCUGGGUCAAGUUGCUGCUGUGGUUGGAGCUCCUCUACACCUGGAGUGUCAGGUGGAUGAGGACACUGGAGUUACUGUCACCUGGACCAGAGAUGGUCGAAAGGUCCACCAGUCCCCGGACUGUAAACUGUCUUUUGAGGAUAAGACAGUUAUUCUUGAUAUCCCAAAGACCACACAGAAAGAUUGGGGCAAUUAUAUUUGUACGGUGACAAAUGAAGCGGGGAGUGCAACUUGUUCCACCUCGGUGAAGGUACAAGAGCCACCAGUCUUUGUUAAGAGGCUGGAAGCCACCACAGUUUGGAAGCAAGGCAGCACCACGCGCCUGCAGUGCACCAUCAAAGGAUCUCCUGAACUUCACACUAGCUGGUUCUUUAAUAACAAGCAGCUGUCUGCUGGUGGCAGAUAUGGUCUCUGUCUGAAGGAUGGUCUUGCCACUCUUGAGAUACAGGAUGUCACACUGAGUGACAGUGGAAACUACACCUGUGAGGUUCUCAAUGAGUCUGGGUGUGAAAGCUGCAGCACUAAUGUUACAGUAAAAGAACCACCAUCUUUCAGAAAGGAGUCACCCUCUGUAGAGGCAGUUAGAGGAUCUGUAACUGUGUUGGAAUAUGAGAUUACAGGGUCUGCACCAUUCAAGGUAGCCUGGAAAAAGAAUAAAAAACCCCUGUCCGCAGAUAAGAAAUACCGAGUUGUGUCCCAGGGAUCCUUGGCCUCUCUGGAGAUCAGGUCUUUUGAGAGCGGUGACGCUGGUGAAUACGAAUGUGUCGUAUCAAAUGAGGUCGGGUCAGUAACCUCAAAGUCUGUAGCUAAACCAAAAGAACCACCUAUGUUCUCAAAGAGGAUUGAGAGUGCCACUGCAGUGUUGGGAAGCACAGUGAAAGUACAGGGAACGAUAAAAGGCUCAGCUCCCAUCACUGUCAAAUGGAUGAAGGACUCUGAAUUGCUGAGAGAUGAUGAUCCAAAUGUCAAAAUGACAUUUGAGAACAACAUCGCCAGCAUUUCCUUCUCAUCUGUUGAAACAAAGCAUAGUGGCAAGUACACUUGUCUGGCAGAAAAUGAGGCAGGACAGCAGAAAUGUGAAGCUGUCUUGACAGUUCAAGAACCUGCUAGGAUCUUAGAGAAAGCCGCGUCCAUCAGCGUAACAGCAGGAGAUUCUGCCACGCUGGAGUGCGUCAUUUCUGGAACCCCACAACUCAAAGUGAAAUGGUUUAAAGAUGACAAAGAGAUGAUCAGUGGCCGGAAAUAUAAAAUGACAGUGAAGGAAAACACUGCCACGCUAAAGAUUCUGGCAGCAGAUAAAGGAGACACCUCAGAGUACAAGAUGGAGGUGUCCAAUAAAGUUGGAAAAGACGAGUGCACCUGCUCAGUCACUGUUCUCGACCGCGCAGUUCCACCAUCCUUCAGCAGACCUCUAAAGAAAGUGGAUGCAAAUAUUGGUAGUAAUGUUACCUUGGAGUGCAGAGUUGCUGGAUCUCAGCCGAUGGUUGUUUCUUGGUACAAAGCUGAUAAAGAGCUCCACAGUGAUGGCAAAUAUAAGCUUGAUUUCAGUGAGAGCAAAGCCUCUGUGACGAUAACCAGCCUGGAGCAAAGUGAUGGUGGAGUUUAUACGUGCCGGGCUUCUAAUGAUGCCGGGCAUAAAGAGACCAGUGGUACCUUAUCCAUUAAAGAGCCUCCAGUCUUCACAGUGAAACCUGAAUCACAUGACACUUCCCCGGGAUCAAAUGUUGUCUUAAAAUCAGCCUUUUCAGGAUCGGCUCCUCUGGUUGUUAAAUGGUUCAGAGAGGAGAAAGAGCUUUUCACUGGUGGAAGAUGUUUCAUAAAGAAAGAUGCCUCUUCAAGCUCCUUGGAGCUUCACUCUGUGAAACCCAGUGACUCGGCUAAAUACACAUGCCAAGUGUCCAAUGAUGCUGGGAAGGUGGAUUGCACUGCCGACCUCUUUGUGAAAGAAGCCCCAACAUUUACUAUGAAGCUCGAGCCUUCACAGCUGCUGAAAACCGGACAGCCUCUGAAGCUGUCCUGCAAAGUGCACGGCACCCCCGUCAUUAGCAUCACAUGGUUUAAAAACGGAGAGGAAAUAAGUUCAGACCACAGACACACAAUGUCUUUCGACAGCUCAAUAGCGACUCUGGAGGUGGAGGAUUGUUGUGUAGAGGAUAGUGGAGAUUACGUCUGUGUGGCGUCCAGCGAGGCCGGCAGAGACAAGUGCAGCAGCUCAGUUCUGGUGAAAGAGCCUCCAAAGUUUCUGAGGUCUUUUGAAUCAGCUGAGAUUGUAAAGGGAUCCAACAUUAUCUUAGAGGGAGCCAUUUCAGGCUCUGCUCCAUUUGAAAUAACUUGCUUCCUCAAUGGCAAGCAGAUCAGAAACGACAAAAAGCAUUUGAUCGGUAUCGAGAACGACACUGUCACUCUUCAGAUCUCAAACUUUGAGAGUGGAGAUGAUGGGAUGUACCAGUGCACUGUUGCAAAUGAUGUUGGAGAGACAUCUUGUUCUUGCCAGAUUUCACUGAAAGAACCACCAACAUUUGUUCAGAGACUAGAGGAUAUGAGCUGUAUGCUGGGCUCUGAGAUCUCUAUGAAGUGUAUGUUGUCUGGGUCGCUUCCCAUGACUUUCUCCUGGAUCAAGGAUGAUCACGAGCUCACAGAGAGUGAGCACAUAAAGAUGUCCUUUGAAACCCAAAGUGCUGUGUUGAAUUUGAAAAAAGCUCAAUUAUCACACAGCGGGAAAUAUUUCUGUCAGGCACAGAACAAAGCCGGGACUCAGCGAUGUGCUGCUGUGCUCAUUGUCACAGAGCCAGCAAAUAUUUUAGAACAUGCAAAGUCCAUCAGUGUCACCCAGGGCGACCCGGCCAGGCUGCAAUGCAGAUUCUCAGGCACCAAACCUGUCAAGUCCAGAUGGAUGAAGGCGGGAAAGGAGCUAACCUCAGGCCAGAGAUACAAAGUAGAACGCACAGACACCAGCUCUGUGCUCAAGAUUAUUAAAACAGAGAAAAGAGAUAGUGGUGAAUACACCUUUGAGGUUUCAAAUGAGUCUGGGUGCAGUUCCUGUGAGGCAGCAGUUACUGUCUUGGAUCAGAUAAUCAAACCAACUUUUACAAGAGAACUGAAGGAGACAGAAGGUAUCAAAGGAUCUUUCAUUGAUCUUGAGUGUCUUGUAUCUGGCACACUGCCGAUGACGAUACAGUGGUACAAAGAUGACAAAGAGAUCCAGACUGAUGAGAAACACAAAUGCUCGUUCUUUGAAAAUGUUGCUUUUCUGGAGAUCACUCGUCUGGAGAGUAAAGACGGUGGAAACUAUUCCUGCAUGGCUACGAACAAAGCAGGAUCUGUCCAGUGCUCUGGGAGGUUGUCUGUUAAAGAACCUCCAUGCAUACUUGAAAAGCCUGAAUCCAUGAAUGUUUUGCCUGGCUCAAAGGUUAAGUUAAACGUUUGUGUCUCCGGCACGCCACCAAUGACCAUCCGAUGGUUUAAAAACAAGAAAGAGAUUUUAUCCAGCGAAGACUGCUCUGUGAUCAGAGACAACACCUCGAGCACACUGGAGCUCUUCUUUGCCAAAGUCUUUGAUUCUGGAGUCUACAUCUGUGAAAUUCAGAAUGAUGUUGGCUCCACUUCAUGCCAGGCAACACUCUUUGUAAAAGAGCCCCCCUUUUUCACUGAGAAACCUAAAGGUGUUGCAUUAGUGAAAGUAGGAGACAGUCAUGUGUUUAAGUGCACGGUUGCUGGUACUCCAGAGAUCUCUGUGCAUUGGUUCAGAGACGGAUCCGAGAUUCACCAAAGUGACAAAUACAAGAUAUUGUUUUUCAACUCUGUUGCCAACUUAGAGAUUUGUCAAGUUUGUGAAAAUGACAGCGGGAAAUACUUCUGUGAGGCCCGCAGUGAAGCAGGCACAGAGAGUUGCACUGUUGAGCUAGAAGUUAAAGAGCCUCCUUCGUUUGUUGAUUGGAUGACGUCUCUUGAGGUUGUUAAAGGUUCUACAGCAGUGUUUGCUUGUCGAGUGGCAGGAAGUGCUCCGUUCAAGGUUGCAUGGUUCAAAGAUAACAAGCCAGUCAAAUCCAGUCAAAAGUAUUUCAUAGUUGAGAGUGAAAAUGUCAUCUUGAAAAUCCAGGACUGUGAAGUGCAGGAUGUUGGUAGUUAUCAGUGUGUGGUUUCCAACGAGGUUGGAAGCUGCUCUGACUCUGCAGCUUUAUCCAUGAAAGUCCCUCCGACUUUUAUCAAGAAGAUAGAAAAUGUCUCCACUGUUUGGGGCAAUGUCGCAGUCUUUUGCUGCAGCGUGGAAGGUUCUGCGCCUCUUUCUGUACAAUGGCAAAAAGAUGAGAAUUGGAUCUCAGAGGAUCCAAAGAUUGAGAGAAGAUUUGAGAACAAUAUGGCCACUCUCAGAAUUCCUGCCUGUGAGGCGAACCAUGGCGGGAAAUACACUUGCCAGGUGGUAAACGAGGCUGGGCAGGACAAAUGCUUUGCCACCCUCACAGUGCAAGAACCACCUAUGAUCAAAGAGAAGCCAGACGUAGUCAAAGUGACUUGUGGAGAUCCAGUUAGUCUUGAGUGCAGAGUAACUGGAACUCCUGCAAUUGUUGUAAGAUGGAGCAAAGAUGGCAGAGAGCUCCAGUCAAGUAGAAAAUAUAAUCUUUACUACGAGAACAAUGUCAGCAGUCUGAACAUUCAGUCCUCUCAACUGGAAGACAGCGGAGAAUACCUGCUUGAAGCCACAAACUCUGUUGGAGGCUGUAGUUGUAAAGUCAAGCUGGUUGUUUUAGAAGGCAUAAUUCCUCCAACAUUCAUGAGGAAACUAACAAAUAUACAAGCAAUUAUGGGCUCAGUGGUUACAAUGGAGUGCAAAGUGGCUGGUUCUCUUCCAAUAUCAGUUGAAUGGAACAAAGGAAAACAAAAGAUCACCAAGAGCUCCAAGUAUAAACUCCUGCACAUUGAAAACAGUGUCUCGCUGGAGUUGACACUGGCUGAGAGUACUGAUACAGGAGAGUAUUCCUGUAAAGUUACCAACCAAGCAGGCAGCGAUUUGUGUUAUGGAGUUCUUACAGCUCAAGUGCCACCAACGUUUGUAACUGAGCCUGAGUCUCAGACUGUUGUUCCAAAGUCUACUGUACUCUUCAGGAGUGUCUUUGAGGGAACACCUCCAUUUACAGUGAAAUGGUUCAAGGAUGAUGUCGAACACAUCACUGGGCUAUUGGGUACAAUAAGACUGGAGAAAUAUUCUUCCUCUUUAGAGCUUUACUCAGUCGGGACUCUGCAAAGUGGGAUUUAUUCUUGCCAAGUUAGCAACGAAGCAGGCACAGUGAAAAGUACCGCAGAGUUGUUGGUGACAGAACCUCCUCAGUUUGUCCUCAAACUGCCUCCGAAUACCUUUGUGAAGCAGUGUGAAGGACUCCGUCUCGAGUGCAAGGCCACCAGCGCACGUUCAUUGAAUAUGUGCUGGUACAAAAAUGACCAAAAGAUAACUGACGGAGGAAACUAUAAAACAAUGUUUGUUGACUCGACUGCAUACCUGCAGCUGCGCAGCUCAAGGUUUGAGGAUAACGGAGUCUACACAUGUGAGGCACAUAAUGAUGCUGGCAGUGCAAGCUGCAGCACCGUUCUCACGGUUCAAGAGUCCCCAUCCUUUAUUAAAACUCCAAACCCAGUGGAGGGUAUUAUUGGGAAAGAUGCCAGCCUGCACUGUGAGAUGUAUGGCUCUCAACCUUUCCAGGUGAACUGGUACAAAGACAAAAGGCCACUGAAGGAGAGCAGGAAAUAUAAGAUGGUCAGUGAGGGCAGCUCUGCCUCUCUCCACGUAAUGAAACUGGAGCAAGAAGAUGCUGGUCUUUAUGAGUGCAGGGUUUCAAACAAUGUAGGAAGUGAGCACUGCCGCGCUGCCAUUAGCCUGAAAGAACAACCAGCAUUUGUCAAGAAACUGGUCGACCAAUCUGUGAGAGUCAGUCAACAGCUGAACCUGACAGCAACAGUUAAAGGCUCUGAGCCUCUGACUGUGUCCUGGGUUCAGGACAAAGAUCACGUUCUCAGAGACGGUGACAAUAGGAAGAUCACCUUUGAGAACAGAGUGGUCACCCUUGUAGUGCCCAAGGCUGACUCAACCACAGCUGGCACAUACACCUGCCAGCUGAGGAACGACUCUGGAGUUGUGGAGUGUGUCUCCCAAGUGACAGUUCUAGAACCUGCUGCUAUUGUGGAUAGCCCCGAGACUUUGAACGUGAAGUCAGGAGAGAAUACAUCUCUUGAAGUCACAGUAUCUGGGUCGCCAGAGCUUAAAACUAAGUGGUUCAAGGAUAACAAAGAGCUCGCUGCUGGUGCCAAGUAUCAGAUGUCCUUCUCAAAGAAGGUUGCCACCCUGAAGAUUCGGUCCGCUGAUAAAGCAGACGCUGGAGAAUACAAGCUAGAGGUUACAAACCAUGUAGGGGUAGCCUCUUGUAAAACUAUGCUCUCUGUCUCAGAUAAGUUGAUUCCACCAAGUUUCAUAAGGAAGCUGAGAGACACUCACCUUGUUAUGACUAAACCGGGUGAGAUGGAGUGUAAGGUCACCGGCUCUGCUCCUUUAACCAUUUCCUGGUUCCACAAUGCCCAGGAGAUCAAGAGUGGUCCAAACUAUGACAUUAGCUGCUCUGAUAAUAACUGCAAGCUGAGACUUCCAGCAGUCACAAUGUCAGAUUCUGGCAAGUACACAUGCAAAGCUGUAAAUACUGCAGGAGCCAGCGAGACGAGUGCUUCAAUAAUGGUGACAGAACCUCCAUCUUUUGUGGAAAAACCAGAGACGAAGGAAACAUUGCCCGGCCAAAACGUGUCUUUCUCAGCUAGAGUGAAAGGUAGUGCCCCCCUGAAAGUCAAAUGGUUCAGGGGAGCCAAGGAAAUGCAGCACGGAAGAGGCUGCGAGAUCGCCCUGAAGGACGAUGUCGCCACUUUGGUGCUUCACAGGGUGGAACAAUCCCACGCUGGAGAAUACACCUGUCAGAUCAUUAACGAAGCAGGGAAGGAAAGCUGCCCAGUUUUCCUCUUUGUUAAAGAACCAGUCCACUUUGUGAGGAAGCUGAAGAACAUUUCAUCUGAAAUGGGCAAGCCUCUGAGGCUUGAGGUCACAUUCGCUGGAACGCCCAUGAUAAGUGUGACCUGGAAGAAGGACGGUCAACCCAUCUGGGCUUCAUAUAAGUACAACGUGAUUACCGCAGACACCUCCUGCAUUCUGGAGGUUCUGAACUCUGACCGGAUGGAAGCAGCCGGCAGAUACUCUUGUGAAAUCAACAACGGAGUCGGAAGUGACGUUUGCGAUGCACAAGUGUCUAUUCUAGAACGACCGUACUUUAUUGAAAAGAUGGAGCCGGUGGAGGUAACUAUGGGCGACGCGGUUACCCUGAAAUGCUGUAUUGCGGGAACUCCUGAUAUAUCUGUAGCUUGGUUUAAAGCUGACGGGAAGCUGCGCACAUCCAACACUUGCUCAAUGGACUUCACAAAUGGCGUUGCCACUUUGAAAUUGAUCAAAACGACCAAGUUUGAUCACGGCGAGUACGUCUGCAAGGCCGAGAACCGGGUCGGUUCAGCCUGCGCCGGCUGUACUGUGACGGUGAAAGAACCUGUGCGCUUUAUCAAGAAGCUGGAAGACACGACUUUCAUAGUUGGUCAACCGCUGAAACUAGUCUGUGCGUACACCGGCACUCAGAGGGUCCACGUCACAUGGAAAAAGGACGGCAAGCUGAUUUGGGCUUCCUAUCAGUAUAAUGUUAGAACUACAGAUUCAACCUGCAUUCUGGAGGUCCUCAACAGCGACAGGCCUGAUGCAGCUGGAACUUACUCUUGUGAAAUUUGCAACGGAGCUGGAACCGACGUCUGCCAAGCUCGUGUCAGCCUAGUGGAGGCUUGUUGUAGUCACAUGAUCUUUAUUGCUUGCUUGCUACAUAACUUCAUCUACAUGCUAUUAACCCAAAUAUUACCACUCUCAGAGCCGGUGCGCUUCGUGAAAAAGCUGGAAGACACGUAUUUCAGACUCCGUGAACCUUUGACUCUCAAAUGCACGUACGCUGGUAGCCAGAGAGCGUACGUGACCUGGAAGAAAGAUGGCAAACCAAUCUGGGCAUCAUACAAGUACAACGUCCAGACAACUGAAGAUACCUGCAUCUUAGAAGUCCUCAACAGUGACCGAGAAGAGGCCGUUGGAAAAUACACAUGUGAAAUUUCUAACGCUGGAGGAACUGAUACCUGCAAUGCUAAUGUCAGACUAGAACCUGUCAGCUUUGUGCUAAAAUUGAGAAACACCUUCUAUAAAAUCGGCCACCCGUUGACGCUGGAGUGCACAUUCACCGGCAGCCAGAGGAUUUACGUCAGCUGGAUGAAGGAUGGCAAACCCAUCUGGGCGUCAUACAAAUACAACGUCGUAACUACCAACUUCUCCAGCACCCUGGAAGUUCUCAACAGUGACAGUCAGCAAGCCGUCGGGAAAUACUCGUGUGAGAUUUCCAAUUCAGAGGGCACUGACAUCUGCCAUGCUCUGGUUAAGAUAGAACCUGUGAGCUUCAUAAAGCAGCUGGAAGACACCACGUUCAGGCUUGGACAGCCGCUGUCCUUGUACUGCGCUUACAGUGCCAGCCCCAGAGUCUAUGUGAGCUGGACAAAGGAUGGAAACCCGAUCUGGGCCUCCUACAAAUACAACGUCAAGACCACCGAUAACGCGUGUGUGUUAGAGGUCCUGAACAGUGAUCGGUUAGAAGCAGCCGGGAGAUACUCCUGCGAGAUUUCUAACUCUGAAAAUUCUGCUAUCUGCUAUGCGCAGGUCAAACUAGAACCCGUGCGAUUUGUGAAAAAGCUGGAAGACAAAACGUUUAGGGUCGGCCAGCCUCUGCGGCUUCAGGUCACGUACACAGGCAGCAAGCAUGUGCACGUGAGCUGGACGAAAGAUGGCAAACCGAUCUGGGCUUCGUAUAAGUACAACGUCAAGAUCACAGACGGCUCCUGUGUCUUGGAGAUUCUCAAUAGUGACAAAGAAGAGGCUGCUGGGAAAUAUUCAUGUGAAAUAUCCAACGCUAGUAGCUCUGCUGUCUGUCACGCUCAUGUCCGACUAGAACCCGUGCGAUUUGUCAAGAAACUGGAGGAUGUCUCCCAUGAACUGGGUAAACCUUUGAGGCUCGAGUGCAGCUACGCCGGCAGCCAGCGGGUCAGUGUAACCUGGAAGAAGGAUGAGAAGCUGAUCUGGGCUUCUUACCAGUACAACGUUAAAACCACAGACUCCUCCUGCGUUCUUGAGGUCCUCAACAGUGACAGACCAUCGGCAGCGGGAAAAUACACUUGCGAAAUUUCCAAUGCCGAAGGAACUGACACCUGUCACGCUCAUGUUAAAAUAGGAACAGAGCGCGCAGUCCCUCCAAACUUCACCAAGAGGCCGUCUGAGACCAUGAUGGAUUCAGUGGGUAAGUUGGUGAAGAUAGAGGGUCGGGUUUCUGGCUCCCAGCCACUGAACGUCACCUGGUACAAGGACGACAGCGAAAUUCACAGCUCUGACAAAUACGACAUCAGCUUCAAGAACAACAUGGCCAUGCUGGGUAUCAAAGGCUCCGCCACCUCUGACGGCGGAGUCUACACCUGCGAGGCCUCCAACGAAGCCGGCAAAACUUCAUGUCGGGUUUCUCUCACCAUCUCAGAAACUGCGCUGGCUCCUAAAUUUGAUGUCCUUCUGCAACCGGUGACCAUGAAGGAAGGGGAUAAACUGAUCCUUAAAUGCCACGUUAAAGGCACUAUGCCAAUGAAGAUCAACUGGAUGAAGGACAGGAGAGAACUGAAGUCCAGCGGAGACACUAGAAUCACCUUUGUGGACGGGACCGCCUGCCUGCAGGUCAACAACAUCGCAAAGACUGAUGGUGGGGAUUAUCUCUGCAAGGCCAGCAAUGCUACUGGCAGUGACUUCUGCAAGGCCAAGGUCACCGUGAAAGACACAGGAGCCAAAGCCGCUCCCACCGAGGCCCCAGCGGCCGCAGUCACAAGGCUGGACAACCUUUACUUCAUUGAGGAACCCAAAAAUGUUUCUGUCACAGAGAAGGGAACCGCCACCUUCAUCGCCAAGAUCGGAGGAGACCCGAUCCCCAGUGUGAAGUGGAUGAAGGGCAAAUGGAGGCAGGUCACGCCCGGCGGUCGCAUCACUAUUGAGCACAAGGGCCAGAACGCCAAACUGGAGAUCAAAGAGGUGACCAAGUCGGACUCUGGUAACUACAGAUGUGUUGCCACCAACAAGCACGGAGAGAUCGAGAGCAGCGCUGACAUGGAGGUCGCCAAAAUGGAGGAGGAGGAAGGACUCGGAGACAUCAGGACCCGGCUGAAGAAGACUCCCUCAAAGCAGAAGAGCCCCAAGAAAGAUGGAGAAGUGAACAUUGUGGAACUUCUCAGAGGCCAUGACCCCAAAGACUACGAAAGGAUCCUGACAGAGCACAACAUCCACGACUACCGCGCCAUCCUCCAAGCCAUCGAGUUCCUGAAGAGGGAGCGGGAGAUGGAGACUGGAAGACUCCUGCUGCAGGAGGUGGAGCGUGGCGGGCGCGUUGAAGAGGAGGACAUGGCCCGAUUCAUCCAGCAGUUGGAGGGCCGCGUCGGCACAGAGCCUGUCUCAGUGAACGAGGACAUCUGCGAUCAGACGGCUCCUGAGAACCAGACGGCCACCUUCGAGUGCCAGAUCAGGAUCAACUACCCAGAGAUCGCUCUGACCUGGUACAAGGGAACCCAGAAACUGGACAACAGCAGCAAGUACGAGAUCAGCAGUGAGGGCGACCGCCACUUCCUGAGAAUCAAGAACUGCCAGUCCAAAGAUCAGGGCAACUACCGGGUGGUGUGCGGUCCUCACAUCUCCAACGCCAAGCUCACCGUCACAGCCGAACAAAUUCAGUUCACUAAACGCAUCCGAAGCAUCGAGGUCAAUGAACGCUCCUCGGCCACCUUCGAGUGCGAGUUGUCCUUCGACAAUGCCAUUGUCACAUGGUACAAAGAGUCAUGGGAGCUUAGAGAGAGCCCAAAAUAUAACUUCAGGACCGAGGGCCGACGGCAUUUUAUGACCAUCUGCAACGUAACCGCAGAGGACGAAGGCGUUUACUCCGUGAUCGCUCGCCUGGAGCCGAUGGGAGAAGCUCGAAGCACAGCCGAGCUUUACCUUGCAGGCAAAGUAUUAAUUAAAGUUGUAUGUAAAUCUCUAGACGUCCCCGACUCGUCGGUUCAGGUCCCUGAAACAGCUUCCAUGGUUAUUUACAGAGACGAGAAAAAACCUGUUGAAGAAAUAAUUGAGAGGACUCAUGUUGAGAAAAGAGAAGUCCCUGAAGUUCCUGAGGUUCACAGGAGACCAGAGGAGAAGCCUGCAGCUCCGGCUCCAGUCAAAGAACCGCCAAAAUACACCAAACCAGAACCUGAACCAGAGAAAGUGACCGUCUCUGAAAAGGUCACUCCAGAACCUAAGCGGGUUCCUCCGGAGCCUAAAGUGCCUGAGAAAGUGGCACCAUCUGAGCCAAAAGUGGCCAAAAUUAAGCCUGAACCUGAAAAGCCAAAAGUUGAAGCUGCCAAGAAAAAACCAGAAGCUCCGAAAGAAUCAAGACCUUCUGGAGCUGUUACUGAACCAAGAAAACCACAUCUGCUGGGUAGUAAAACUGAGCCAGAUGCACCAAAGUACGCUCCUGAAUCAGAACCACCAGAACCAAAGAAGGUUCGAGAAGAACCAAAGAAAAUGGUGGAGGAAACUAAGAAGGUUCCUGAACCACAAAAGAAGGUGCCAGAAGAACCCAAGAAGGCUCAAGAAACACCAAAAAUUAUUCCAGAAGAACCCAAGAAAACACAGAGGGUUCCUGAACCACCAAAGAAGGUGCCAGAAGAACCCAAAAAGGUAGUGGAAGAAACAAAGAAAACUCCAGAGGCACCAGAGAAGAUUCAGGUAGUUCCAAAGAGGGUUCCUGACUCGAAGAAGGCUCCAGAAGAACCAAAGAGGGCUCCAGAAGAACCAAAGAAGGCUCCAGAAGAACCAAAGACGGUUCCAGAAGAACCAAAGAGGGCUCUAGAAGAACCAAAGAAGGCUCCAGAAGAACCAAAGAAGGCACCAGAAACACCAAAGAAGGCUCCAGAAGAACCAAAGAAGGCUCCAGAAACACCAAAGAAGGCUCCAGAAGAACCAAAGAAGGCUCCAGAAACACCAAAGAAGGCUCCAGAAGAACCAAAGAAGGCUCCAGAAACACCAAAGAAGGCUCCAGAAGAACCAAAGAAGGCUCCAGAAACUCCAAAGAAGGCUCCAGAAACACUAAUGAAGGCUCCAGAAGAACCAAAGAAGGCUCCAGAAGAACCAAAGAAGGCACCAGAAGAACCAAAGAAGGCUCCAGCAGCAUACAAAAUGGCCCCACCUGAGCUGGGUCCAGAGACUUCAAAAUCAGUAAAAGCGGAACCAGUGCCAGACCGCCGGGCACCAACACCACCACAAGAUUCAGAACCAAAACAAAUUCUUCAGGCUAAAAAGCCUCAACAACAAGUUCUCCUGAAGACCGAGCUAAAGGAAACAGUAGUGGUUGAAGACAGAAAAAAGUCUUCUCUGAAGAAGAGUCAUGAAGAAAAGAUCUUUGGACACAGGCAAGAGGAAGUCAGGAUAGAAAGAGAAGUUGAACUCUGGGAGUCAAGUACAAGAGAAGAAACCACUUUGAAAAGGGAGGUGAGACAACAGAUGGCUGUUGAACAGGAAGAUGAGGAAAUUCCUACAUGGGAAGAUAGUGAAGAUGAGGAGGCUGAAGAUGCUGAGCCACUUGAGGAAACUGAGUCAGUGUACACAGAAUAUGAGGCUGAAGAACUGGAGGACAUUAAACAUCUUGAUAGAGAAGAGAAAGCUGUGUACCAGAAAGAGUCAUCAUCUCUCAGGCCUGUCAUUCCACUUCUGGAAGAAGCUUCCCGUCUUCCAUCAAAGCGAGAUAUCGCACCUCCACCUGAAACAACUCAUCCAACAAAGACAGAGGUUUCUCCUCAUGAGACUGGGAUCCCACCAAAAGAAGAGGAACCAAUCCGCAGGAAAACGUUGCAAGAAAGGAAACUUAAAGAAGCUGACAUCCCUUCGACCUCCAUGGAACAGAUGGAUGUUGUUGAAACACAAGUGUCAAUAUGUGUUCAAGACAUUGUUCCAUAUGAAGACACUUCCAGUCCAGUGGAGGAUCUCAUAAAACCUGAAAUCACUGCUACACAUAAAGAAGUCACUGUCCCGCAGAAACCUGCUGUACCUAAAGAAGUCACUGUCCCAAAGAAGCCUGCUGUACCUGAAGAAGUCACUGUCCCAAAGAAGCCUGCUGUACCUAAAGAAGUCACUGUCCCAAAGAAGCCUGCUGUACCUAAAGAAGUCACUGUCCCAAAGAAACCUGCUGUACCUGAAGAAGUCACUGUCCCAAAGAAGCCUGCUGUACCUAAAGAAGUCACUGUCCCAAAGAAACCUGCUAUACCUAAAGAAGUCACUGUCCCAAAGAAGCCUGCUGUACCUGAAGAAGUCACUGUCCCAAAGAAGCCUGCUGUACCUGAAGAAGUCACUGUCCCAAAGAAGCCUGCUGUACCUGAAGAAGUCACUGUCCCAAAGAAGCCUGCUGUACCUGAAGAAGUCACUGUCCCAAAGAAGCCUGCUGUACCUAAAGAAGACACUGUCCCAAAGAAGCCUGCUGUACCUAAAGAAGUCACUGUCCCAAAGAAGCCUGCUGUACCUGAAGAAGUCACUGUCCCAAAGAAGCCUGCUGUACCUAAAGAAGUCACUGUCCCAAAGGAACCUGCUGUACCUAAAGAAGACACUCAUUUUAAAGAAGCUGCAUCUCAAAGGUCCAUGUCUCCCCCUCAUAUGGAAACUGUUUCACCUCCACCUGAACAAGACUUACCUGAAAUUCUUACCAGCAUUUCAGUUUCUCAUCCCAUGACAGAUAUUCUUCCCAAGAAAGAAGCCAUACCACCUAAAAAGAUCAAGGGUUUAAGGGAAGAAAUUAAGAAACCUCCCAAAGCUGCAGGAAAGUCGCCUCCUGAGAACAUUGUACCACUGGCGAAACCAACUCCUGUGCUGGAGGAAAUGUUUCCUCAUGAAGAAUCUAAAAAGGACUCAUCUCCAAUUCCAGCUCCGGUUGCUUUGCCUGAGAAAAGAGUACUGCCAAAGGAAGACACCACUGCUGCACUUUCCGAAGCUGCUGUUCCUCCUAAAGACUUUCCUCCUGGAGAAGUGACUCUACCCAAGAAAAGUUUAACUAAAGAAGAGGUAGCUCCAACUAAAAAAUCUCAAGUUACACCACAGAAGAAACCUCUACCCCCUAAAGAAGAAACUAUACCUUCCCCUCCUGUACAAACAGAAGUCAUUCCUGUUAAGGUUGAUUCUUUUGAAGAGGUGAGAACUGUUACAGCUGAACAUCCACCAUCAACAGAAGAUGACAAGAAGGCAAAGAAGGGAACACAGAGGACUGAACAACAAACUCUUCAGAAAGUACCUCGUCCAGAGGAGAAGAAACCAUCUGCACCGGCACCAAAGCCUCCUUCUCCUCCUCCUCUUCCUGCACAGAAAGUUGCUUCUCCUGCAGUGUCUCCUCCAGAGGAGAAGAAACCAGCUGCACCGGCACCAAAACCUCCUUCUCCUCCUGCUCCUGCAGAGAAAGUUGCUCCCCCUGCAGUGUCUCGUCCAGAGGAGAAGAAACCAACUGCACCGACACCAAAACCUCCUUCUCCUCCUGCUCCGGCUCCUGCAGAGAAAGUUGCUUCUCCUGCAGAGGAAAGGAAACCGUCUCCACCAACACCAAAGCCAGCAGAAAAAGUUGUUCCAACUCCAGCUCACGUUGCACCGGCGAAGACGCCCUCUCCACCAGCCGUAAAGGCUGAACCCUCUCCUGUAGAGCAUGAAAUCUCUUCACCUGAAGACAAGGAACCAGUUUCAGCACCUGCACCAACUAAAGUACUACCUCUUAAGGAAAAGGGUAAAAUUGCUGAACCUAAGCCGAAGAGUAAAAUUACCAGAAUACCCAAAGAGAAGGAACCAGAACCAGAGGUCGUUAAGCUGAAGAAGGUCCAAGUGAAAGCUCCAGAGAAAGAGCCAGAGAAAGAAAUUGUGACUCACAAAGCAGAAGUGAUGAAGCAUCAGGAUCUACAACUCAUGGUUCAUAGACUUCAUGACAGAGACGAUCGAGAGAUAAUGUCUCUUGGAAGAACUGAACGAGUCUUCACGGCAGAGGAAGAGACAGUUCAGUUGGGCUACUAUGAGGAAGCUGAAACAAUUACAGUUGUCCAAAAAACAGAGACAAAAGGAUGGACAAGAACCCCAAAACCACAGAAAGAGGAAGAAACCAAAGCACCAAGUGUAGAGAAGAAGAAAAUAACUAAACUGCCAAAGUCUGAUGAGCAAAAAGAGUCAGUUAAACUGAAACAAUUUGAAAAAUCUGGGAAACCAGAAGAAGAAAUACAAAAAGUCCAACUAAAGAGGGUUCCAGCCAAGCCCAAAGAGCCCGAGAAAGAAGUGAAAACUCAAAAAGUUGAAGUGACGAGACAUUAUGAUACAGAACAGACAGUUCACAAGCUUCACGUUAGAGAGGAUCGGGAGGUCUUAACAAUUGGGAGAACUGAACGAGUCUUCACUACUGAUGAAGAGGAACCUGAACUGGGCGUCAUAGAGGAACCUGAAAAGCUGGAGGCAGAAGAUGAAAAGACAAGAUGGAUAAGAACCCCUAAAGCACCAAAAGAUGAGGAAGCUGAACCAGAUAUAUCUAAAAAGAAAAUUAAACUAUUGCCAAAGAAAGAAGAGGAGCAAGAAAUUGUGACUCUGAAACCAUUUGAAAAACCUCAGAAACCUGAGACACCUGAGCCUCCAAAAGCAAAGAAAGAAAGUGAAGCAAAGACUGAUACUGAGCAUACUCAAUACAAGAGAGCUGAGAUGCCACACAGAGAUGAACCCACUGCUGCUAUAAAACACAAAAAAGAUGAAGACACUCCUGUGACAAGUUCAGAUACGACUCCAACUCCUGAUGCCAGCAAAGACCAGAAGGAGAUCCCACAGAAGAAAAAGGUUGAUCAAGCACCCAAAGAUGAGGAACCUGCAGCAACUGACAAGCUGCGUGAGAAAAAGAAGCCUUUGGAUAUUAAGGUACCCAGUCGAACUCCAAAAGAUGAAGCACCCAAGGGGCCUAAGGAACUGCAGGAGAAAGUUCAAAAGACUGUGUCACCUAAAAAAGAGGAAAGAGAUGCCCUCAAAAAAGGCGUUGAACUCAAAAAGACUCCUUCGCCUAGGGUGGGCAAAGACAAGGUCGAAGAGAAGGAUUUGAAGCCUGUAGAGCAGUUCAAAAAGAUUGAGCUGAAAAAGACCCCGUCACCUAAACCUAAGGAACCGGAACAAGUCCCCAUUGAGAUGAAACCAAGUCCUAAAAAACUGAAAAAGCUGCUUCCUAAACCAGUUUCACCGAAAGACUCUAUUGAAUCCGUAACUCUAAAAAAGGUCCCAAAGAAGCCGUCAGCAGAGGAGGCCACAGAACCAGAAAAACCUGGUAAAGACAGGAUUCCCCUGGUGAAGGAGAUCUCUCCUGGAGCUGUGCAGAUGAAGAAGGUCCCCACCCAACCAGAGGAGGAGGUGUUCGAAGAGGAGGGAGAAGAAAUGGAAGCCGGGGAGGAAGAAGAGGCCUGGGGCUGGGAGCUAGUUCCUGAUGAGGACUGGGAAGGUGAAGGGGUGGAUGGGGCGCUGGAGACCCCAGGAAUGCCUGGUGCCAGACGAGAUGGAAAACCAAGAGAAGACGCACCGAAAGGCAGAGGCAGAGGAUUUGGGGCCAAGCAGACCCCGUCCCCUGGAGAAGGCAGGGGCCGUGGGCUGAAGCCUGGUGGCAGAGGUCCAACACCACCAGAAGACCCAUUCGGAGGGUUCAAACUCAAAGCUGUCCCUCUGAAGUUCACCAAGAAGCUUCAGGACAUUGUGUUGAAGGAGGCUGAGUCUAUCGGCUCUGCUGCUGUGUUUGAAUGUGAGGUUUCUCCUUCCACUGCUAUCACUUCAUGGAUGAAAGAUGGCAGCAACCUGCGUGAGAGCCCCAAACACAAGUUUACCUCUGAUGGUAAAGAUCGCAAGUUGAACAUCAUUGACGUCCAGCUGUCUGACACUGGUGACUACACCUGUGUGGCCAAGAAUGCCGGCAAGGAAGUCACAUGCACAGCUAAGCUCAUUGUUGAAGAGCUGCCUGUGAAAUGGUUGAAAGAACUGGAACCAGAGACUUCCUGUAUGAAGGGUCAGCCGAUGUACCUGACCUGUGAACUGAACAAAGAGAGAGAUGUGGUCUGGAAACGCAACGGCGAAGUCCUAAAGAAACAAGCUGGAAAAGUGGCAAUCAAUAUCAUCGGUAUGCAGCACGCCGUAACCAUCCAAAACUCAACGGAUGAGGACGCUGGCACCUACACAUGUGAAGUGGUCGGACAGGAGGACAUCAGUACCACGACCAGUGUUAAAGUUAUCGAAAUCAUCAAAGACUGGCUGGUGAAGCCUCUGAGAGACCAGCACGUGAAACCGAAAGCCAAAGCCACGUUUAAAUGUCAGCUCUUCAAGGACACUCCCAACUGGAAGUGGUUCAAAGGAGACAACGAGCUGGCUCCGUCUGACAAGGUGGAGAUCGAAAAAGAUGGAAAAGACAUGACGCUCACCGUUAACAACUGCCAGCCCGAUGACGUGGCAGAGUAUACCAUUCAGGUGGAGGAUCGCAGAUAUUCAGCCAAGUUGACUCUGGGAGAGCGCGAGGCCGAGAUCCUGAAGCCUCUCGCCAGCAUGGAGGUGGUAGAAAAGGAGGAAGCCAACUUUGAUACUGAGAUAUCUGAGGAUGAUGUGAUGGGUGAAUGGAAGCUCAGGGGCCAGGUCCUGAUGAGAUCUCCGACCUGUGAUAUUAAAGCGGAGGGAAAGAAACGUUUCCUCACUCUGAAGAAUGUGCAGCUGGACCAGGCCGGCGAAGUGUCGUAUCAGGGUCUGAACGCCAUCACCAGCGCCAUGCUCACCGUCAAAGAGAUCGAAAUGGGCUUUGUUGACUCGCUGAAAGAUGUUUCUGUGCCUGAAAAGAAACAGGCUAAGUUUGAAUGCUCCAUCACCAAGGAUGUGUCAAAGGUGAUGUGGCUCAGAGGGGUGGAGAUCAUCACCCCCGGCCCUAAAUAUGAGAUUAUUGAUGAUGGAAAGAAACACAUGCUGAUCAUUAACAGCUGUGAGUUUGAUGAUGAGUCAGAGUACACAAUCGAAGUGUUGGGCCAGAAACAGACGGCUCAGCUGAGGGUCGAAGGCAUGAGGCUCGGCUUUGUGCAGCCGCUUCAGGACCGAACAGUGAAAGAAGGUAACGUUGUUCAGUUUGAGAUUGAACUGACUCAUGAGAACGUGCCGGUGGUUUGGUACCGAAACGAAGUCAAACUCCACGUGAGCCGAACGGUGAUCACACACGUGGAAGGAAAGAAACACACUCUAGAAAUGAGGAGUUUGACUCUAGAUGAUACCUGCCAGAUUAAGGCAGAGGCCAAAGGAAUGUACUCCAUGGCAAAACUGACUGUCAUAGAGGGCGACGCCGUGUUCGUGGUGAAGCUGCAGGAUUACACCGCCACCGAGAAAGACGAGGUGUCUCUGGACUGCGAACUCAGCAAAGACGUCCCCGUUAUCUGGUACCACAACGAGACGGAGGUCAUCUCCUCUAAGAUGGUGGUCAUGAAGUCGGAGGGCGUGCACCGGUCGCUGGUCCUGAAGAAGGUGGAGAGCAGCGCUGUGGGAGAAUACAAAUGUGACUGUGGAACAGACAAGACGACCGCGACCCUCAACAUCGAAGCUCGGGACAUCAAGGUGGUCCGGCCGAUCUACGGCGUGGAGCUGUUCGACGGAGAGACGGCUCGCUUCGAGGUGGAGAUCUCUGAGGACGACGUGCACGGCCAGUGGAAGCUAAACGGAGAAGUCUUGAGUCCGUCUCCUGAUGUGGACAUCAUCGAGGAGGGAGGGAAGCACACGCUGAUCCUCUACAACUGUAAAGUGCCGAUGACGGGCGAGGUGGCGUACACCGCCGCUAACGCUAAGUGCUCUGCUAACCUGAAGGUCAAAGAGCUGCCGCUGAACUUCCUGACGCCGCUCAGCGACGUUCAGGUCUACGAGAAGGACGAGGCUCGCUUCGAGGUGGAGCUGUCCAGAGUUCCCAAGAGCUUCCGCUGGCUGAAGGGAUCUCAGGAGCUGCAGGCCGACGACAAGUACGAGAUGAUCCAGGAGGGGAACAUGUACGUCCUGCUCAUCAAAUCAGCCGCCUACGACGACGAGGCGAAGUACAUCUUUGAGGCUGAAGACAAGAGAACGAGCGGGAAACUCGUCAUCCAAGGAAUUCGUCUCGAGUUCGUCAAACCGAUCAAAGACGUGACGGUGAAGGAACGUGAAACAGCCGAGUUCAGCGUGGAACUGUCGCACGAUAAAGUCGCCGUGGUUUGGUACAAAAACGACGUCCAUCUGCAUCCCAGCAAGGUGGUGCACAUGACGGACCACGGGAAGGUCCACACGCUGGCCUUCAAAGAGGUCACCAUCGACGACACGUCCAUGAUCAAAGUGGAAGCCAUGGACAAGACGGUGACGGCCAUGCUCACCGUCAUCGAGGGCGACCUGUACUUCACCACCAAGCUGCAGAACUACACCGCGGUGGAGAAGGACGAGGUGAAGCUGAUCUGUGAACUCAGCAAAGCCAUCGCAGACGUCAAAUGGUUCAAAGACGGGAAGGAGAUCACUCCGUCCAAGAACAUCGCCGUCAGCACCGACGGGAAGAAACGCAUCCUGAUGGUCCGGAAAGCGGAGAAGGCCAACAUCGGCACGUACACCUGCGACUGCGGCUCCGACAAAACCACCGCCAACCUGAACAUCGAAGAGCGAGACAUCAAGGUGGUUCGUCCGCUGUACAGCGUCGAGGUGACAGAGACGGAGACCGCCAAGUUUGAGACGGAGAUAUCAGAGGGAGACGUCCACGGGAACUGGAAGUUGAAAGGAGAAGCUCUGACUCAGUCUGCUGAUGUUGAGAUGAAGGAGGAAGGAACCAAACACAUGCUGAUCCUCUAUAACGUGCGGCUGGACAUGGCCGGAGCCGUCGACUUCUCUGCAGCCAACGCGAAAUCCAACGCUCAGCUGAGGGUGAAAGCUCGCUCCAUCGGCCUCCUGCAGCCUCUGAAGGAUGUGACGGUGACGGCCGGAGAGACGGCCUCCUUCGAGUGCCAGCUGUCCUACGAAGGCAUCGCGGUGGAGUGGUUCCUCGGGGGGGCGAAGAUGGAGGCGAGCGACCGGGUGAAAACUCGAGUGGCGGGUCGAACUCACACUCUGACCGUCCGAGAUGUGAAGCAGACCGACGCCGGGACGGUCAAACUGACCGCCAAAGACUUUGAGACUGAGGCUCAGCUCAUUGUCAGAGAGCCUCCGGUGGAGUUUACGAAGCCGUUGGAGGACCAGACGGUGGAGGAAGAAGCCACCGCCACGCUGGAGUGUGAAGUUUCCAGAGAAGGUGCAGAGGUACGAUGGUUCAGAGAAGGAAAGGAGAUCCACAAGACCAAGAAGUAUGACAUGAUCGUAGACGGCCGCAGGAGAGGGCUGAUCAUACAGGCGUGCAGUCCUGACGACGCCAAGAUGUACACGUGUGACGCCAAGGAGUUCAAAACCUCCUGCUACCUGGAGGUCACACCUCCUCAUGUGGAGAUUACGAAGCCGUGUCAGGAUGUGGAGGUCAGAGAGAAGGAAUCCGCUAAGUUUGAAUGUGAAGUGUCUCGCGAGUCCGCCAAGGUUCGCUGGUUUAAGGAUGGCAACGAGAUCAGAAAGUCAAAGAAGUACGAGAUCAUCGCUAAGGGAGUCCAGAGAAUCCUCAUCAUCCACAAGUCUGUGUUUGACGAUGAGGCAGAGUAUGAAUGUGACGCCAGGACCUCCAAGACCUCCGGCAUGCUAACGGUCAUCGAGGAAGCUGCCAGGUUCACCAAGAACCUGUCCAACGUGGAGGGCACAGAGACGGACAGCGUGAAGAUGAUCUGCGAGGUGUCGAAGCCCAGCGCUGACGUCACCUGGUACAAAGGAGACGAGGAGCUGCCAGAGGGCGGACGCUACGAGCAGAUUAUGGACGGACGCAAGAGGAUCCUGAUCAUCCAGGACCUGAGGAUGGAGGACGGCGGAGAGUACAACUGCAGGCUGAGUCCCACCAUCAAGACGUCCGCUACGCUGAAACUUAAGGAACUGGCGGCCGAGUUCAUCGCCAAGCCGCAGAACCAGGAGGUGGUGGAGGGCGAGAAGGCCGAAUUCACGUGCUCCGUCUCCAAGGAAACCUAUGAAGUUAAAUGGUUCAGAGGUGACAAGGAAGUAGAAACCGGGGACAAGUACACGAUCGUCAGUGAAGGAAAGAGAAGAGCUCUUAUUGUGAAAAGCUGUGUGUUGAAGGAUGAGGGAGGCUAUGUUGCCCACAUCGGCAGCGUGAAAGCCUCAGCUGAUCUGUAUGUGAUUGAAAAACUGAGAAUUAUCACACCGAUAAAAGACACGGAGGUGAAGGAAGGAAGCGAGAUCGUCUUCAACUGCGAGACGAACGUGGAGGGAGCGAAAGCCAAGUGGCUGAAGAAUGAGGACACCAUAUUUGAGAGCAGCAAGUACAUUGUAAUUCAGAGGGACAACGUUUUCUCCCUGAGGAUCAGAGAUGCCCAGAAGGCUGAUGAGGCCAGCUACACCAUCAACCUGACCAAUCACAGAGGAGAACAUGCCAAAUGCUCCGCCAGCGCUAAAGUCAAAGAGGAGAAGCUCAAGUUCCUGGAGCCCAUCGAGGACAUUGAGACUCAAGAGAAGAACACCAUCAUCUUUGUGUGCAAGGUGAACCGACCCGAGGUGACAGUGAAGUGGAUGAAGGCCGGCCAGGAGGUGACACUCAGCAAACGCAUCGUCUACAGAGCCGACGGCCUCAAACACACCCUGACCAUCAAGGACUGUGUCAUGGACGAUGAGGGCGAGUACACUGCCGUGGUCGGCGAUGACAAGUGUGCGGCUGAGCUGAUCAUCAGCGAGGCUCCGACAGACUUCACUACACAGCUUAAAGACCAGACCAUCACUGAGUUCGAGGAUGCAGAGUUCACCUGCAAGCUAUCUAAGGAGAAGGCUGUUGUCAAGUGGUACAGGAACGGACGGGAGAUCAGAGAAGGACCGAGAUAUCACAUGAAACAAGAAGGCAAGAUAUGUAAACUGACCAUCAGAGUGUGUAGACCUGAUGAUGAAUGUGAAUACGCUUGUGGUGUGGAUGAAAGAAGGACCAGAGCAAGACUUUUUGUUGAAGAGACCCCAGUGGAGAUCAUCAGACCUCCACAGGACGUGUUUGAACCUCCAGGCUCAGACAUUGUGUUUGAGGUGGAGCUCAACAAGGAUAGAGUGGAAGUGAAGUGGAUGAGGAACAACAUGAUAAUUGUCCAGGGAGACAAAUACCAGAUGAUCAGUGAGGGUAAGGUCCACAGACUGCAGGUCUGUGAGAUCAGACCUCGAGACCAAGGAGAGUACAGAAUUGUGGCCAAAGACAAGGAUGCCAGAGCCAAGCUUGAGCUGGCAGCUGUUCCAAAGAUCAAAACCACUGACCAGAACCUGGUGACGGAUGCCGGUAAGCCCUUCGUCAUGACUGUACCUUAUGAUGCCUACCCUCGCGCAGAAGCCGAGUGGUUCUUUGUGGGCGCUAGUCUGCCCGGCCAGAACAUCGACACCUCCGCUGAUAAGACGGAGUACCGCCUGAAGAGCCCCAGCAAGGAGGACCAAGGGAGGUACAAGGUGGUCAUCAAGAACAAGCACGGAGAAGGAGAAGCAUUUAUCAACCUGGAUGUGAUUGAUGUCCCCGGACCCGUCAAGAACCUGAGAGUGGUCGACACAUCUGACGGUGAGGUCAGUCUGGCAUGGGAGGAGCCUGAGAGUGAUGGCGGAAGCAAGAUCGUUGCAUACGUGGUAGAGAGACGAGAUGUGAAGCGUAAGACCUGGACGCUGGCGACAGACCGUGCUGACACCCCAGAGUACUGUGUCAGUGGUCUCAAUAAGGAUUCCAUGUACCUGUUCAGAGUCUGCGCCCGCAAUAGAGUUGGCAGCGGCCCCAUCGUUGCCACCGAGGAUGCCGUCCAGGCCAAGAACAAGUUUGAUGUGCCUGAUGCUCCAGAGAAUGUUGCAGUAAGUAAGGUGAACAAGUUUGGUGCAACCGUCAACUGGGAGCCUCCCAAGUACGACGGCGGCUCCGAGAUUACCUCCUAUGUGAUUGAGCUCCGUGACAGGACCUCUGUAAAGUGGGAGGCAGCUCUGGUCUGCAAUGCCAGCGACCGCUCAGCCACUCUGUGUGACGUGGUGGAGAACAAGGAGUACAUCUUCAGAGUUCGAGCUGAGAACAAAGCCGGUAUCGGCAGGCCCAGCGCUGCCACCAACCCUGUCAAGAUCAUGGAUCCCAUUGAGAGGCCAAGUCCACCUCUGAACCUGCACUUCAGUGACCAAACCAAAGCAGCGGUCACACUCACCUGGGAGACACCAACCAACAACGGUGGCAGCAUGAUCACCGGCUACAUCAUCGAGAAGUGUGAUGAAGGCACUGACAAAUGGCUCCGCUGCAACGCCAGACUGUGCCCAGACCUCUCAUACCGGGUGUCCGGUCUGAAACACAAUCAGAAGUACCUCUACAGAGUUUGUGCUGAGAAUGCAGCCGGGGUCUCAGAUCCCGCUGAGCAACUCGGACCACUGCUCGCUGAUGACCCUCAUGUGGGUCCAACCUUUGACCUGAGUGCCUUCAGGAACGGCCUGGAGGUGAUCGUCCCUCAUCCCCUUACCAUCAGAGUCCCCAUCACUGGAUACCCAACCCCGGUUCCCAAGUGGACCUUCGGUGAGAAGGAGGUGACCACUGCAGAUGAGCGUGUCUCCAUGGUUACAAAGCCCACGUACACAGAGCUGACGGUCACGCCAAGUGUUCGUCCAGACAAAGGCACAUACACCCUUCAGCUGGAGAAUGAUGUGUCCUCUGUCACUGGGGAUAUCGAGGUCAACGUUAUCGCAUGCCCCAGUGCUCCCAAGGACUUCAAGGUGGCUGAGGUGACCAGACAUCAUGUCCACAUGAUGUGGGAGGCUCCUGAGCAUGACGGAGGAAGUCCAGUCACCCACUACCAGAUUGAAAAGAGAGAGGUGUCUCGCAAGACCUGGGCCAAAGUGGCCACUGGCAUCCUGGACCUGGAGCACACAGUGACGGACGUGAUAGAAGGAAAAGAAUAUCUUUUCAGUGUCACCGCCUGCAACAAGUGUGGACCUGGAGAGCCGGCGUACAUCGACGAGCCCGUCAACGUCUCCUCUCCUGCCACUGUACCUGAUCCUCCCGAGAACCUGAAGUGGCGUGAUAAGAGCGGCAAAAGCAUCUUCCUGUCAUGGGAGCCUCCGAAGUACGACGGUGGUGCACCAAUCAAGGGCUACGUGGUGGACAAGUGUCAGCGUGGUACUGAUAAAUGGGAACCCUGUGGUGAUGCCAUCCCUGAGCUGAAGUUCCAGGUGACCGGCCUGAUCGAGGGCCAGUGGUACGCCUAUAGAGUCAAAGCUGUCAACAAGCUGGGAGCCGGUCGACCCUGCAGGGCCACCGAUGAGAUCCAGGCUGUUGACGCAAAGGAGCCUCCAGAGAUCCAGCUGGAUGUGAAGCUGCUGGCUGGUCUGACCCACAGAGCAGGGACCAAGAUCGAGCUCCCUGCUGAAGUCACAGGAAAACCCGAGCCCCGGGUGAAGUGGACCAAGGCCGAUCUGGUCCUGAGAGCUGAUGACCGCAUCAGCAUUGACACACAGCCGGGACACUCUAAGCUGUCCAUUAACAACACCACCAGAGGAGACAGUGCUACCUACAUCAUUGAGGCGGUCAACACCUGUGGACGUGCCACAGCCACCAUCGAUGUCAACAUUCUAGAUAAACCCGGCCCACCAGCUGCUUUAGACAUCUCAGAGAUCACCAAUGAGUCGUGCGUCCUGGACUGGAACCCUCCACGGGACGAUGGCGGCUCACCAAUCACAAACUACAUCGUGGAGAGUCGACAGACAGACAAAGAGGAAUGGGUAAAGCUGUCGGCCACCGUGAAACACACCACCUUCAAAGCCCACAAGCUCAUUCCUAUGAAGGAGUACAUCUUCAGGGUCAGCGCUGAGAACCAGUACGGCAUCGGAGAACCUGCAGAGCAUGUGCCGAUCAUUGCAAAAUAUGCAUUCGAUCCUCCUGGUCCCCCAACCAGAGUUACUCCUUCCGAUAUUGCCAAGGACGCCGUGACACUGACCUGGUUUGAGCCAGAUGAGGAUGGUGGCAGUCCCAUCACCGGAUACUGGAUUGAGAAGUUUGAUCCAGACAGCGACAAAUGGAUCAGAUGCAACAAACUUCCAAUCAAAGAUACCACCUUCAGGGUGAAGGGACUCCCUACCAAGAAGAAGUACCGCUUCCGGGUCCUGGCUGAGAAUCUGGCUGGACCUGGGAAACCAAGCACAGAGACUGACCCAGUCCUCAUCAAAGAUCCUAUUGAUCCUCCAUGGGCUCCUGGUAAACCUGUUAUCAGGGAAAUUGCAAAGACCUCGGCCUUGCUGGCGUGGACCAGACCGGAGCAUGAUGGUGGGGCUAAGAUCGAAGGCUAUAUCAUUGAGUUCCAGAAAACCGGAAGUGAGGAGUGGAUCCGCAUUGCAGAGGACGUUCCUCUGACUGAGCACCAGCUGCAGGGCCUGAUGGAAAAGCAGGAGUACUCCUUCCGGGUCAAGGCUGUCAACAAGGCGGGCGAGAGCGAACCCAGUGAACCCAGUGACCCUGUAGUCUGCAAGGAGAGACUCUACCCCCCUUCUGCCCCUCAGUGGCUGGAGGUGGCCAACAUCAGCAAGAUCAGUGCCGACCUGAAGUGGCAGGCUCCCAGCACAGACGGAGGUUCCCCCAUCACCAACUAUGUGGUGGAGAAGAGGGAUGUGAGGCGGAAGGCCUGGCAGAGCGUCGACACUACGGUGAAGGAGCUGAAGUACACGGUGACUCCUCUGAACGAAGGGUCGCUGUAUGUGUUCCGUGUGGCUGCUGAGAACGCCGUGGGCAUGGGUGAAUUCUGUGAGCUGGAAGACGCCGUGCUCGCCAAAGACACUUUCACAACUCCUGGACCUCCUUACGCCCUGACAGUGGUGGAGGUCACAAAGAGACACGUGGAGCUGAAAUGGGAAGCUCCUAAGAGCAAUGGUGGAAGACCCAUAACCAAGUACGUGAUCGAGAAGAAGGAGAAGCUGGGAACUCGCUGGUUGAAGUGCUGCAAGACUCCAGACAAACAGACUCAGUUUAAGGUGACAGAUGUGGAUGAAGGGUCAGAGGUGCAGUUCCAGGUCCGGGCUGAGAAUGAGGCUGGAGUCGGAGAACCAAGUGAACCCACUGAGAUCCUCACCAUUGAGGAUGCAACCAGUGUCCCAUCUCCUCCUCUGGAAGUGGCCAUUCCUGAUGCCAGCAGAGAGCACAUUAACGUUACCUGGAAGCCUCCAGCCAAGGAUGGCGGCUGCCCAAUCACUGGCUACCACGUAGAGGUGGCUGAGGCCCGACCAGAGCUGAAGUGGCUAAGGGUCAACAACAGACCAAUCAAGGAGCUCAAGUUCAAGAUUGACGAUGGAAUCAAACCUGAGAAGAAAUAUGUCAUCCGGGUCCGUGCCAUCAACGCUAUCGGUGUCAGUGAUCCCUCUGAGAUCUCUGACAAGGUCUUCACCAAAGAUCCCGACUGCGCCCCCACCAUGGAUUUGGAGACACAGGACGUUGUGGUAGUUGAAGGAGAGAAGCUGCACCUGAACAUCCCCUACAGGGCCAUCCCAACGCCCAAGAUGGUGUGGCAGAAGGACACGGUGGAGUGCAAGGCGGACGACCGCCUCUCCAUGACGGUGGAGAUGAACAGCGUUCAUCUAGAGCUGCUCAAGUGCAAACGUGCUGAUGCCGGUGCCUAUGCCAUCACGCUGGAGAACAGUCUGGGAACCGUGACCGGGACAGUCAAUGUCAAAGUCAUCGGACUUCCUGGUCAGUGUAAAGACAUCAGCCCCAGUGAAGUCACCAAGAACUCCUGUAAGAUCAGCUGGGAAGCCCCAGAAGAUGACGGUGGCACUCCCAUCGUCAGUUACACCUUGGAGCGCCGGGAGGCCUCCAAGAAGACCUACAUGCCCGUCAUGUCAGGAGAGGACAUCCUUACCACCACUGUGAAAGACCUCUACAUCAACUGCGAGUACUACUUCAGGGUUAAGGCCAUCAACAAGGUGGGAGCCGGAGAAUAUCUGCUGCUCCGCAACCCAGUCAUCACUGAGGAAAUCAAGCAAAAACCAGAUCCACCCCUCCAGGUGGAGGCCCAUGACCCGACAUCCAAGUCCAUCACGAUCACCUGGAAGGCUCCAGACUAUGACGGUGGUUGUCCCAUCCAGGGCUACAUCGUAGAGAAGAUUGAGAAGGACGGUGACCGCUACGAGAAGGUCACACCAAGCCUGGUUCCUGGCUUUUCCUACGUGGUGACGGACCUGAAGGAGGGUGCAGAGUACCAGUUUAGAGUCAGAGCCGAAAACGCUGCUGGAGUCAGUGAACCGUCCCGCAGCACACCGCCUGUGCUGGCUGCAGACCCCGUUGAUAAACCAAAGGUUACUCUGCAUGCUCGUGUGCAGUCUGGUGUUUGCAUUAAGAAGGGCGAAGAAAUCCGCAUCGAUGCCUACAUUUCCGGGUCGCCAUAUCCCAAGGUCACCUGGUUGAGGAAUGAGGAAGACGUCACCAAAGAGCCAACCAAAAAGAUUGUCCCACUGAUCAAGAAAAAGAGCAAGUCCAAGGUGCCUGAACCAGAAGUGGAGUUUGUGACACCGAUACGCGAGCGUCUGGGUCUGGACGAGAGCAAAAAGGGUCAGGCAGCGCUGAUGAUCCGUGACUCUGUCAGAGCUGACCACGGGAACUUCACCAUCCAGGUGGAAAACCCUCACGGUGUCGCCACCGCCUCCUGCAUCGUCAACGUCCUUGACAAACCCGGCCCUCCCAUCAACUUCACCUUCGAUGAGAUCAGGAACACCUCCGUGAUCUGUAACUGGAACCCUCCGGAGGACGACGGAGGCAGCGAGAUCCUGAACUACAUGCUGGAGAAGAAGGACAAUAAGAACGAUGAGAUCGGCUGGAUCACCAUCACCUCCACCCUGAAGGGCACCAGCUUCCCCAUCACCAAACUCAUUGAAGGGAAGGAGUACAUCUUCAGGGUCACUGCAGAGAACAAGUUUGGCUGCGGGCCGCCGUGCAUCUCCGAGCCGCUGGUCGCUAAGAACCAGUUCGAUCCUCCUGAUGCUCCCAACACACCGAGAGUCCACGAGGUGACGGCCAGCACCGCUCACAUCUCCUGGCACGAGCCGAAGGACAACGGCAGCCCGAUCCUGGGCUACUGGAUAGAGAGGAAGGAAGUGAACAGCAAACACUGGACCCGAGUGAAUCGUGCCCUCCUCAACUCGUUGGACGUGAAAAUGACUGGCCUGAUGGAGGGUCUCACUUACAUCUUUAGAGUCUGUGCCGAGAACCUGGCCGGGCCCGGGCCGUUCAGCGAGCCCACCGACCGCACCGUCACCAUGGACGCCAUCCUGCCUCCUGGACCCCCCACUCCAUGGAUUGUGGACACCGGGAAAGAUUCAGUCAUCGUGGCCUGGAAGCCCCCGCUGUACAACGGUGGAGGAGACAUCCUUGGUUACCAUGUGGAGAAGGUGUUGGCUGGAGAGAAGGACUGGACUCGCAGCACAGAGUUCAGGUGUAAAGAGCUGACCUACACCGUUACAGGUCUGACUGAAGGAUCGGACUACUACAUCCGGGUCAUCGCUGUCAACGACGCCGGUCCUGGAGUUCCCGGUGUCACCGAACCUGUCACCGUCAAGGAGCCUGAAGUAUUGCCCGCUGUUGACUUUGAUGUCUCAGUGAAGAAUGGUGUCAUCAUCAAAGCCGGCCAGUCUCUGAAGCUUCCUGCAGUAGUGACCGGCCGACCCCAACCAGAGAUCAAAUGGGCCAAAGACGAAGCUGAAAUUGACAAGGAGAGGAUGAUCGUGGAGACGGAAGGCAAGAACAGCAUGCUGUUCAUCAAGAAAGCAGUGAGAGCGGAUCAUGGAAAGUAUACGAUUUCUGGCACCAACAGCAGCGGGACCAAGACUGCUGAAACCAGAGUGGAUGUUAUGGAUGUGCCUGGACCGGUGAUUGACCUGAAGACUGUGUCAGUGACCAAGAAGAGCCUCGUCCUCACCUGGGCUGACCCUGUGGACAAUGGUGGCAGUGACAUCAUUGGCUAUGAAGUGCGGAAGAAGGACCACAAGAUGAAGCUUUUCCGCCAGCCCGUUGAGGUGGCAUCCUGUAAGUGUGAAAUCCAUGACCUGCUGGUUGGUGAGGAGUACGACUUCAGAGUCAUUGCCAGAAACAAAUAUGGAGAUGGAGCUCCAGCUGACCUCGGACCCAUCCUGGCUGAGGAUCCCAAAGGUACUCCAUCUGCUCCUCUGAAGCUGCACUACACCGACAGAAGCAAAACCACCAUCAGCCUGGCAUGGGAGCCGCCUCUCAGUGAUGGUGGCAGCCCCAUCAGAGGCUACUAUGUGGAGAAGAUGAGGUCUGAUAGCAAUGAGUUUGAUGUGGCUAACCGCAAGAUCUUCCCUGAGUGCUGUGGGACUGUCGAGAACCUGAUGGAGAACCAUGACUAUGAGUUCCGCGUCUUAGCCGUGAAUGAGGUCGGGAAUGGAGAGCCUUCCAAGCCAAUCGCAGCUAAAAUCAUGGAUGAUGAAAUUCCUCCAGCUAUUACAAUCCUUAAGUUCUUCAAGAACAACACCAUCACCGUCAGGAAAGGAGCUGCUAUUGACAUCCCGGCCGAGGUGAAGGGACUUCCUCUGCCAACCUUGCAAUGGGUGAAGGACGACGUAGUGAUUGAAAAGCCUGAUGAAGAAAAGAUGACGAUAGAGACUGAGGAGGUGAACCGGACAACCCUGAAGACAAAGAUCGCCAUCCUGGAAACCGUCAGACAGGACAAGGGCAACUAUAAGCUGGUGGCUGAAAACUGCUUCGGCAAAGCUAAGCACGUCAUUGAAGUUGAGGUCCUUGAUCGUCCUCUUCCUCCCAGGAACAUUGUAGUCUCUGACAUCAAGGCGGAGUCGUGCUAUCUAACCUGGGAUGCCCCAAAAGACAACGGAGGAAGCGAGAUCACCAACUACAUUGUUGAGCGCAGAGACGCCAGCAAGAAGAAGUCUGACUUUGAAGAGUUGACCGUCAAUCUCAUUGACAGGAGAUACGGGGUCUACAAACUGAACCUGAAUGGCACCUACCAGUUCAGAAUCAAGGCAGAAAACAAAUAUGGUGUCAGUGAUGGCUGUGACUCUGAGAAGGUCCAGCUGAAGGAUCCGUUUGGCCUUCCCGGACCACCACGCAACCCUAAAAUUAUUGCUGCCACAGGAACCACCAUGACCCUGACCUGGGAACCUCCUCUGGAUAAUGGUGGCUCUACCAUUCAGGGCUACUGGCUGGAGAAGAGGGAGCGCGGUGCUGUGUACUGGGGUCGUGUCAACCGGUCGCCCGUUACCAAGCCUUCCGUGAAGGGCCUGCAGUACACUGUGCUGAGGCUCAUCGAAGGAACCGAGUACCAGUUUAGGGUGGCUGCAUGCAACGCUGCAGGAGUUGGACCACAUAGCGAGGCCACUGAGUGCCGCUUCGCUGUGGAUCCCUGCAACCCUCCCAGUGCACCUGGAUCCCCCGAGGUUAAAGACAAGACAAAGAACAGUGUCACGCUCACCUGGACUCCACCAGACAAAGAUGGCGGCAACCCCGUCAAGGGUUACAUCAUUGAGGUUCAUGAGGAGGGCUCUCCUGAUUGGAGGAGGGUGAACCCUGCCGACAAGCUCCACCCAUCGACUGAGAUCACAGUCCCCGACCUGAAGGAGGGCAAGAAGUGCAAGUUCAGGAUCUACGCUGUGAACGGCGCAGGAAAAUCCGAGCCCGCCAAGACGGCUGACAUCCUGGUUCAGGACAUCCUGAUCGAGCCAACAGUCACACUGGACGUGAGCGCUCAUGACCUGAUGAACUGCAGAGCAGGAACCACCAUCAAGAUUCCCGCCACCAUCACAGGACGACCCAUUCCCAAAGUCACCUGGACCUUUGAUGGAACAGCAGAGACCGAGAAGAAGAAUGAACUUCACACCCUGCCCAUCGACUCAGAGAUUCACUCCACUGACACGACUUCUGUGAUCACCAUCCCUGAUGGCAAACUGAACCACAGCGGCCGUUACAUCAUCAAUGCUGAAAACCCUGCUGGACACAAAGUGGUCAAAGUCAGGGUCAACGUGGUUGGCCUGCCAGGACCUCCUGAGGACCUGAAGGUGAGUGACGUGACAAGGGGAACCUGCAGACUCACCUGGAAACCUCCCAAGUGUGAUGGAGGAGAGAGAAUCAAGAGCUACUUCAUUGAGAAGAAGACAGUGGAAGGCAAAGCCUGGACCAAGGUGAACCCGGCCUACACUUCUCAGUCACUGGUGGUUCCAGACCUGAUCGGGGGUGAGGAGUACCUGUUCCGAGUCAAAGCCGAGAAUCGCUUUGGGUUUGGACCAUAUGCCGAGACCAUCGAAGGAGCCAAAGCCAAAGAUCCAAUUCAUCCUCCUGAUCCUCCAACCAGGCUGAAGAUUGUGGGUGUGAGGAAGGGCACGGUGACUCUCACCUGGAAGCCUCCAAAGAACGAUGGCGGUUCACCCGUCACUCACUACAGUGUGGAUAUGCUCUGCUGGGAAGCCAGCAGUGCACAGAAGGAGUCCUGGAGGAGGUGCAAUAGGAGAGAAGUGGACACCACCAGUUUCAAGGUAGAGGACCUGACGGAGGGAGACGAGUAUGAGUUCAGAGUGCAGGCAUAUAACGUAGCUGGACCCAGCCGAUUCUCAACCACCGCUGGGCCAAUCCUUAUCCAGGACCAGACCUGCGCACCAUCCAUUGAGCUGAACGAGUUCAUGGAGACUGAGCAAGGCAAAGACAUCAGCAUUGUGGCCAAAAUCCGCGGCUGUCCAUUCCCCACACUCACCUGGUACAAGGCUCCACCCCACAAGUCUGAUGACAAGGUGGAGGUUCAGUACGAUGAGCACAUCAACAAAAUUGUGUCAGACGACAGCUGCACGCUCCUGAUCCAGCAGGGCAAACGUCCUGACACUGGCCUCUACACACUGGUGGCCUCCAACAGCCUUGGAAAGGCCUCCAAGGAGAUGAGGCUCAAUGUGCUAGGCCGGCCCGGUCCUCCCUCUGCUCCCAUUAAGUUUGAGGAGAUUGGAGCUGAGAGGAUCACACUGUCCUGGCUGCCGCCAAAGGAUGACGGUGGCUCAAAACUCACCAACUAUGUCAUCUGGAAGCGAGUAGCCAACAGGAAGACCUGGGUGCCUGUAACCAAUGAGCCCAAAGAACGUAUCUGGACAGUGGAGAACCUAAUGCAGGGACAUGAGUAUGUGUUCCGCAUUAUGGCCCAGAACAAGUAUGGCGUUGGAGACCCACUGGACAGUGAUCCUGAGGUGGCCAGAGACCUCUACAAAAUCCCCGGCCGGUGUGAGAAGCCGACUGUGACCAGUAUCACCAUGGAUAACAUGACCGUGAACUGGGAGGAGCCCGAUGAUGACGGGGGCACUCCAAUCACCGGUUACUGGCUGGAACGCAAGGAGACGACAGGCAAGCGUUGGGCCCGUGUCACCCGCGACCCCAUCCGCCCCAUGGGCCUGGGCGAGUCCUUUGUGGUGGACGGUCUCAUUGAAGGCUCCCAGUACCUGUUCAGAGUCUAUGCCGUCAAUGCUGCAGGGCCCGGACCUGCCAGUGAACCCACAGACCCCAUCUUCGCCAGAGACCCCAUUUCCCCACCCUCUCCUCCAACUCCGAAGGUUUCUGAUUGGACUAAAUCCACGGUGGACCUGGAAUGGAUCCCACCUCUGAAGGAUGGAGGCUCCAAGAUCCUUGGCUACUGGGUGGAGUACAAGGAGGAGGGCACCGAGGCCUGGGUCAAGGCUAAGGAAAUAGAAAUCCGUGGCACCCGAUUUGUGAUCACUGGUCUGAAGACUGGCGGUCGGUACAGGUUCAGGGUGAUGGCAAUUAAUGUUGCUGGUAACAGUGAGCCAGGCGAAGUCCCCGAAGUGCUCGAGGUCAAGGAUAGAACCGUUGCUCCUGAGAUCGACCUGGACGCCUCAGUGAAGGAGAGGAUAGUGGUCCAUGCUGGCGGGGUAAUCCGCAUCAUUGCCUACGUAUCAGGCCAGCCACCACCUGACGUCACGUGGAGCAGAGAUGGAGCAGCGCUACCUCCUGAGGCCAAAGUGGAGACGACAGCCAUCAGCUCAUCUUUGGUGAUCAAACCUUGUGCCAGGAGGCAUCUCGGUGUCUACACACUGACUGCCAAAAAUGCUGGCGGGGAGAAGACAAAGAACGUCACAGUGGAAGUUCUGGAUGUCCCUGGACCUGUCGGCAUCCCCUGCACCGCUGACAACCUGAGCAGUGACUCUUGCAAGAUCAACUGGUUCUUCCCUGAGAACGAUGGUGGCUCUCCGAUCAGCAACUACGUCAUUGAGAAACGUGAAGCUGAGCGUAAGGCCUGGACCUCGCUCUCCUUUACUGCUAGCAGACAGAACGCUGUGGCUCAUGGCCUCACCACUGGUAAGGCCUACUUCUUCAGAGUGGCUGCUGAGAACGCCAUCGGCAUCGGACCCUUCAUAGAGACAGCAGCUGAACUGAUUGUGAAGGAACCUAUGAGUGUGCCCGACCGCCCGGAGGAGCUGGAGGUCACCAAGGUUACCAAAGAUUUGAUCAGCGUCACCUGGAAAGCUCCCAAGUAUGAUGGGGGCUCGGAGAUCACCAUGUAUAUCCUGGAAGCACGUAUGAUCGGCAAAGAUAAGUUCUCCAGACUGACAAAGGAGAAACUGAUGGAGAGGAAGUACACCUACGAUGGCCUGAGGGAGGGCGACACCUAUGAGUUCAGGGUCAUUGCCGUCAACGACAUCGGACCGGGCAAACCAUCAUUCUGCACCAAGCCAAUCACCUGCAAGGACGAACUGGAGCCACCAACCAUCGAGGUGGACUUCCGUGAUAAGAUCGUCAUACGCGUUGGUGAGAGCUGCCUGCUUCAGGGUCGCUACACCGGCAAACCUUCGCCAUCCAUCAUGUGGUACAGAGACGACGAGGAGCUGAAGGCUGACAUGCAUAUCAUGUUCAAGAAUACACUGACCACCAUGUCACUGGGCCUGAUGAAGGCAAAGCGUGAGCACAGUGGCAGAUAUGUGGUGGUGGUGGAGAACAGCACCGGAUCCAGGAAGGGAGUGUGCAACGUUACAGUUGUUGACCGCCCGACUCCUCCUGUGGGUCCAGUAAUCUUUGAUGAGGUUCACAGAGAGUACAUGGUGAUCUCUUGGAAACCUCCACUGGACAGUGGAGGUGUUGACGUCUCCAACUACAUCAUUGAGAAAAGAGACACCAACAGAGACCUUUGGACCACAGUAACAUCAGCUUCCACCAAGACCACAUGCAAGAUCCCCAAACUGAUUGAGGGCAGGGAGUACAUCAUGAGGAUCUGUGCUGAGAACAUGUACGGCAUCAGUGACCCUCUGGAUUCUGAGGAGAUGAGAGCCAAAGAUCUUUUCAGAGUCCCUGAGGCCCCUGAGAUGCCAACGGUCAGGGAGGUGUAUGGCACCAACGCCCUGGUGCUAUGGAACCGGCCUCGUGAUGGUGGGAAGCCCAUCACCAACUACAUCCUGGAAAAGAAGGAGCCCUCAGCCAAAAGAUGGUCUCGGGCCACCAGAGAGCCACUAUACCCUGCUACUCAAUACAGAGUCCAGGACCUGGUGGAGGGCUGCGAGUAUGAGUUCAGGGUGAUGGCUGAGAACGAGCUGGGAACUGGAGACCCCAGUGAACCCUCAAAACCCAUUCUUGCCAAAGAUCCCAUUGUGUGUCCAAGCCCUCCAGUGACCCCUGAGGCUUACGACAAGACCAAGGACACUGUCAGUCUGAAGUGGAAGAUGCCUCGCCAUGACGGAAGGGGCCGGAUCCUUGGCUAUCUUGUUGAAUACCAGCAUCCUGGUUCUGUGGAGUGGAAACCGGCCAACGAGACCCCAGAGCAGUGCCCCGACCUCCACUAUGUGGUGACAGGCCUGACUGAUGGACAGGAAUACACCUUCAGGAUCUUUACUGUUAAUGCUGCUGGCAAAUCUGAUCCUGCCUACGUCAAAGAGUCCAUAAAGGUUCACGACAGACUCGAGGCGCCAGAGUUGCUGCUGGACGCAAACAUGUCGCGUGACCACCUGGCCAUGCUGGGCACUGACAUCACCCUCAGCGCCACCAUCAAGGGUGUGCCGACACCCACUGUCAGCUGGAAGAAAAAUGAUGGAGACAUCCCGUCUCACAUCACUGUUGCUGUCACCGCCACUGGAAGCAAAGUCUUCAUCCCCAAGUGCGUCCGCCCUGACUCCGGCAACUUCACCAUCACUGUGGAAAAUGCUGCUGGGAAGAAAUCAGCUACCGUUGCUGUGCUGGUGUUGAACAAGCCCACUCCUCCCAGAGACCUGGUGAUCUCUGAGGUUACCAGUGAGUCUGCUUACCUGACAUGGAAGGCUCCUGAGGACAAUGGUGGUGCCAUCAUCUCCCACUACGUUGUGGAGAAGAAGGACGUGGCGUCCGAGCAGUGGGUGCCCGUCUCUGCAGCCAAUAAGAAGCUGAGUCUGAUGGCCAUGUAUCUGAUGGAAGGAAUCCAGUACUUGUUCAGGGUGGCAGCUGAAAACCAGUUUGGCAGGAGCGAUUAUGUGGUCACCAAGACACCCAUCAAAGCAAUUGAUCCUCUUUAUCCUCCUGGCCCACCCAAGAACCUGCACCACACUGAUGCAGACAAGACAGAGGUAUGGUUGGCAUGGGAGUGGCCAGACCGCACAGGUGGAAGUGAAAUCACUGGGUUCAUUGUUGAGCACCAGGAAGAGGGUCAGACUGACUGGGUCACCUUCAAGACUGUCCACAACAACCAUGCACACGUCACCGGUCUAGAGGAAGGAAAGACCUACCGCUUCAGGGCGAAAGCUCAGAACGCCAUCGGUAUAAGCCGUCCUGACACCAGUGUUCCCGUCACGUGCCAGGAGAAGACAUUACCACCCACUAUUGAAGUUGAUGUAAAGCUUAUUGAGGGUCUUGUUGUCAAGGCGGGCACCACUAUUGUCCUCCCAGCCAAGAUGACAGGAAUCCCCACUCCCACUGCCAAGUGGGUGACAGAUGACAAGGAGAUCAUGUCUGAGGGCCGCUACCACAUUGAGUCUGCUGAAACCUCCACCAUCCUCAGUAUCCCUGAGUGCCAGAGAGGAGACACUGGAGAAUACCUCCUCACUGUGUCCAACACUACAGGCAGCAAGACUGUUGCACUGCAUGUCACUGUGCUGGAUCUUCCAGGUCCACCCGUCGGCCCCAUCAAUAUCUUAGAGGUUACACCUGAUUACAUGAUGAUCCAAUGGAGAGCACCCAAGGAUGAUGGUGGUACACCCAUCACCAACUAUGUAGUUGAAAAGAAGGAUGUGAAGAAGCCAUGGGAGCCCUGGUCUGUUGUUAGCUCCGGUGGCACCAGCACUAAGGCCAAGGUGUCACGGCUGGAGAAGGGUCGUGAGUACAUUGUUCGUGUCCGAGCAGAAAACAAGAUUGGUAUUGGAGCUGGGCUUGAGAGUCCUCCCACGAUUGCCAAGCACCUGUUCAACCCGCCUGGUCCUCCAGGCUUCCCAGUGUGCUCCGAUAUCACAGAAAAUGCUGUGACAGUGGAAUGGCCUCUGCCUGACUAUGAUGGAGGCAGCCCCAUCAGCGGCUAUGUGAUUGAACGUAGAGAGAUGACAGGAAAGUGGAUCCGUGUCAACAAAACUCCUGUGCUGGACCUCAGAUACAGAGUCUCAGGCCUGUUUGAAGGCAACACCUACGAGUUUAGAGUGUUUGCUGAGAAUGUUGCUGGUACCAGUGAGCCUUCUCCCAUCUCUGACCCCGUCAAGGCCAUUCGCGCCAUAACCAAACCCGGACCACCUGGCAAUCUUAAACUGAAGGACUGGAGCAAGGCCUAUGCUGACAUCUGCUGGACCAAGCCGACAAGAGAUGGAGGCAGUCCAAUCCUGGGUUAUGUUGUUGAGAUUCAGAAGACAGGAUCUGCCCAGUGGGACAGAAUCAACAAGGACCUCAUCAAGAUGUGUGCCCACAGAGUGCAAGGCCUCAUUGAAGGAAUGGAGUACAAAGUCCGCAUCAGAGCCACUAACAAGGUUGGAGACAGUGAACCAAAGGAGUUGACUGAAACCAUCUUGGCAAAAGAUAUUCUGGUCCCUCCUGAGGUUGUUGUCGAUGUGUCCUGCCGUGACUCUCUGACUGUUAGGGCAGGUCAGAUCAUUAGUUUGAUCACCAAGGUGAAGGGCAGACCUGACCCAGAGAUCACAUGGACCAAGGAUGCCAGAGCCUUGUCCCGGGACAAGCGCACUGACAUUCACAACAACUACCCUGUGUGUGAACUGGUCAUCGAAGAUGCAGUCAGGUCAGACUAUGGUAAAUAUGCCAUUGUUGCCAAGAACAGUAGUGGACAGGCACAGGCUACCAUUAUUGUCAAUGUGCUGGACACACCAGGAGCUUGCCAGAACAUAAAGGUGGCCUAUGUGACCAAGACCUCCUGCAUGGUGUCAUGGGAGAACCCAGAAGACAAUGGAGGCACUGAGAUUACUCAGUACAUUAUUGAGUCCCGCCAGCCAAGCCAAAGAGGAUGGAGUGUGGUGUCCAAUGACUGCACCAAGCGCUUGAUAAAGGCCCCUCUUACCCAAGGCUGUGAGUACUUCUUCCGUGUAAGAGCAGAAAAUAAGAUUGGUACCGGUCCACCCAUUGAAACCAAGACAGCUGUGCUGGCAGUUGAUCCCAUUGAGAAGCCUGGUGAACCUAUUGACUUCCACAUCUCUGAGAUUGGCAAAACCUUUUGCUUCCUCAAGUGGAGGAAGCCAGACUAUGAUGGAGGUAGCCGUAACCUGGGUUACCACGUUGAGAAGAAGCCAAAGGAAGCUGAGGAGUGGGAGAGACUUCAUAAGGGUGCAAUCCACGAGACUUACUUUAUGGCUGACAGGUGCAUUGAAAACCAGAUCUACCAGUUCAGAGUUCAGACUAAGAAUGAGGGAGGUGAGAGCAACUGGGUGACCACAGCUGAGGUCCUUGUUAAGGAGCAGCUUGUGCAGCCUGAGAUCAAGAUAAAACUGGAUGGAACCCUUGUGGUCAAGGCAGGAGACUCAAUUCCUAUUGAGGCGAUGAUUAAGGGCAAACCACAGCCUGAUGUCAAAUGGACCAAGGAUGACAGCACAGAAGAGAUCAAGAAGAGUCCCAGGCUUCAGAUCGAAAGUGGUGUUGACUUCUCAAAGCUGCUUGUGACAGGCGGCAGGCGCACUGACAGUGGCAAAUAUGUUGUGACUGCUUCCAACAAUGCAGGAACCUGCUCAGCACACGCUAAGGUCAAUGUACUGGACAGACCUGGCCCCAUCAGGGAUCUCAAGGUGUCCGGUAUCACCACCGACAGGUGCCAUCUGGCCUGGGAAAUCCCUGAGGAUGAUGGUGGAUGUGAUAUUUACAACUACAUUAUUGAGAAAUGUGAGACCAAGAGGGGAGUCUGGUCUGUCCACUCCAACGCUGUCAUCACCAACAAAGCUAAGGUCACUCGUCUUAUUGAGGGCAAUGAGUAUAUCUUCAGAGUCCGUGCUGAGAACAAGAUGGGUCCUGGCCCUGCAGUGCAAAGUGAGUCCAUCCUUGCUGGCACCCAGUUUAGUGUCCCUGGAGCCCCUGAUCCACCAGAGGUCACCAAGAUCGCCAAGGAGGAAAUGACUGUGCUUUGGUUAGAGCCAGACAAAGAUGGCGGAAAGCCAGUCACAGGUUACCUGUUGGAGAAGAGGGAGGAGCAUGCUGUCAGGUGGUCCCCUGUAAACAAAGAUCCAAUCCCUACAACUCACUUCACAGUUACUGGACUUUUGCACCUCCAUGACUACCAGUACAGAGUCAAAGCUGUCAAUGAAAUUGGUGUUGGUAACCCGAGCAAGCCUUCACGUACCGUCACUGCCAAGGAUUCAGUUGAACCUCCUGCACCUCCUACCAACAUGAAGGUCCUGGACAGCUCCAAGACUUCCUUUACUUUAGGCUGGACCAAGCCUGUAUCAGAUGGAGGAGCUCCCCUCAUCGGAUACGUUGUGGAGAUGAAGGUGUCAGGAAGUGGAAAGAAAGGAGACGAUAGUUGGAAGAGGUGCAACGUAGCGGCUCAGCUGGUUGUGUGCGAGUUCACAGUCACAAGUCUGGAUGAAAACCUUGUGUAUGAAUUCAGAGUGUCAGCUCAGAACCAGGUGGGCAUGAGCCUGCCCUGCAACCUGGAGGGAGCUGUAAUCCCCAGAGAGAUUCUAGAGGUACCAGAGAUUGACUUGGAUGCCAACCUGAAGGAAGGACUGACUGUGAGAGCUGGCUGUCCCAUCAGACUCUGUGCCACCAUCAGAGGUAGACCACCACCAAAGAUCACCUGGAGGAGGAUGGGCAUUGAUAAUGUGGUCAGAAAGGGGCAUGUCGACAUCAUUGACACCAUGACCUUCUUGGUCAUCCCCGACAGUACUCGCAAUGACUCUGGCAAAUACUGCUUGACUGUGCAGAGCCCUGCCGGAGAGAAGGCUGUAUUUGUCAAUGUGAAGGUUUUGGACACUCCGGGACCUGUGAUGAACCUGGAAGCCACUGACAUCAAACAGACGUCAGCCAAGCUGUCCUGGAGUCCACCAGAGAUUGAUGGUGGCAGUGAGAUCACUCACUACAUCGUCGAAAAGCGAGAGGUUGACCGCAAGACAUGGGCAGUUGUCAAGGCUGAAGUUGAGGUGGAUAAGAUUCCCUUCAAGGUCAGCGGUCUAAUAUCAGGAACUGAGUACUACUUCAGAGUCACAGCUGUCAAUGAGUAUGGAUCCGGAGUUCCCAAAGUGUCACCCACCUCCUAUCUGGCCUCUGAUCCUGUCAGCAAACCCGAUCCUUGUGAGAAGAUUGAGGUUCUGGAAAUCACCAAGAACAGUGCGAUAGUUGGCUGGGUGAAGCCCGCAAGAGAUGGUGGUGCCAAGAUUGAUGGUUAUGUGGUUGAGUACAUUGAGGUGAAACCUCCUCCAGAGCCUCCAGCACCAGUGGAGGUUCCAGAGGGAGAGGAAGCUCCUCCACCUCCUCCACCACCUCCAGUAGUAGAAGAGGAAGAAGAGGAAGCGCCUGAGGAGGUGUGGAAUGCUUACACUACUGUAAAGGAUUUGAGUAUAAGUAUCAGUGGCCUGAAGGAGGGCAAGAGGUACAAGUUUAGAGUGGCAGCCAAGAACUUCAUGGGCAUGAGCUUGUUCACCGAGACCCGGGAGCCAGUGGAAAUCAAGGAACAGAUGUGGGAGCCAAAGAUUGUCAUGCCUGAUAUGGUGGGUGCCAGAGCUGGAGCUAAGCUCAGGGUGGAGGCACUUAUUUCUGGAAAACCAGCCCCAUCCUGCAAGUGGAUGCGGGGUGAGACUGCGGUAGUCCCAUCAAGCCGUCUGGCUGUGCACCACUCCGGCAACCUGUGUGUCCUGAUCAUCAAGGAUGUGUCAAGGACAGACAGUGGAGAGUACAGCCUGGUGGCUGAGAAUAGCUCUGGAAAAGUGUCCCAGGCUCUAAAGAUCGUCAUCAGAGACAUCCCUGGUCCUCCUGAGGGUCCUGUGGUGAUCAGUGACAUUGACUCAGAUGCUUGCUCUCUGUCCUGGAACAUACCACUGGAGGAUGGAGGCAGCAAGAUCACCAACUAUGUGGUGGAGAAAUGUGACGUGACCAGAGGUGACUGGGUGAUGGCCACCUCCUCCCCGAAGACGAGCUGCAGGCUGGGAAAACUCAUUCCUGGGAAGGAGUAUGUGUUGCGCAUCCGUGCUGAGAAUCGCUACGGGGUAUCAGACCCCGUCCAAUCUGAGAGGAUGGUCGCCAAGUUCCCCUUCAAUGUUCCUGGCGAGCCUCUCAACUGCCGCAUCAACAAGACCAACAAGGACUGUAUGUUUGUGGCCUGGGACACACCCAAGAGUGACGGAGGCAGCCCCAUCACAGGUUACUACAUUGAACGUAAGGAGAGGAACAGCUUGCUCUGGGUGAAAGCCAACGACACGGUUGUCCGCACCAUAGAGUACCCAUGUGCUGGGCUAAUUGAAGGCCUGGAGUAUACCUUUAGAGUAUCUGCCAUCAACCGCGCUGGUCAGGGCAAGCCAAGCAAGAAGACUGACUUUGUCACUGCCAGAACACCUGUUGACACACCAGGUAAACCAGAGGUCCUGGACGUGACCAGGAACUCUGUCAGUCUUGUUUGGACCCGACCCAAGAAUGAUGGUGGCAGCAAGAUCAUCGGCUACUACGUGGAGGCCAUGAGGGUGCCAGGAGACACUUGGGUGCGCUGCAACACCAGCAGCCAGAAUGUCCCAAGGGAGGAGUACACAGUGACAGGCCUGGAGAGAGACCUGCAGUACCAGUUCAGAGUCACUGCUAAAACUGCCGUCAACAUGAGCAAACCCUCUGAGCCUACAGACCCCAUCCUGGUCUGUGCCGAGAAUGUGCCUCCCAGGGUCGAGCUUAACGCCAGGAUGCAGAAGGGUUUCAAAGUGAAGGCCGGAACUACAUUACUCCUGCAGGCUGAGGUGUUUGGUAAGCCAAUGCCAAGAGUCACAUGGAAGAGAGGUGAUGAUAGCCUGAAGUCAGCUGAAGGUCAGGUCAUCACCCAGCACAGACAUAACUUCCAGCUGGAGAUGACUGGAGUCACUAAGGAGCACACAGGAACCUACACCAUCCUGGCCGAGAAUGCCAGCGGAUCCAAGACUGCUGAAAUCCAAGUCAUUGUUCUGGAUGUGCCUGGUCCUCCUAUCCAUGCCAAAUUUGUUGAGGUGUUUUCCACCAACAUCAAGUUGUCCUGGGAGCCUCCACUGACGGACGGUGAUGCUUCUAUCACUAACUACAUUGUGGACAAGCGUGAGACCAGUAGAGCAAACUGGGCUCAAGUUUGCGCCAAGUUCAAGGGUGAAACUCUGGAGUUCAAUGUGGAUAAGCUGAUUGAGGGUCGUGAGUACCAAUUCCGAAUCCGUGCUGAGAACACAUGGGGAGUUGGAGACCCCCUCAUCACAGACCCUGUCGUUGCCAAGAACCCAUUCACUGUCCCUGGCCCAUGUGAGGCCCCAGUGAUCACCAACGUGACUAAGGACCAUAUGACUGUCAGCUGGAAGGAGCCUGCUGAUGAUGGAAAGUCCACCAUCCUGGGCUACUUGCUAGAAAAGAAAGAAAUCAAGGAGUUGAAGUGGACCAAGCUGCAUAGGAAGCCCAUGACAGAGAGGACCCUGGAAGUCACAGGUCUCAUCGAGGGAGCUGAGUAUGAGUUCAGAGUCAUUGCUGUCAACAGGGCAGGGCCUGGCAAACCCAGUGAGCCCUCUGCUGCUACCUCUGCACAGAAUCCUAUCACUCCUCCCGGCCCUGUGGUGAACCCCAGUGUAACAGACACCACUUCCAGUACCAUCAACCUCACCUGGACUGUCCCUGCAAAUGACGGUGGAAGCCCCAUCCUGGGAUACCUGGUGGAGUGCAAGCGGACGGGUACCACAGACUGGAUCCGCUGCAAUGUACCCAGGAACUUGCAGGAGACCCACUACAUCAUCCAGAACCUCAUACACAAGGCAGAGUACCAGUGUCGCAUCACUCCCGUCAACAAGGUUGGCUUCGGCGAGCCGGUCGAAGUGCCUGGCAAGCAUAUCGCCCAGGACAUCUUUGUUCCUCCAGAGGCAGAACUGAGUGCGGAGCUGAAAGAAUGCCUGGAACUGAAUGCUGGCGCCACCAUGAGGCUGCACGCCACCAUUAAGGGACGCCCAUAUCCCAAGGUCACUUGGGCAAAGAUGAACACUAACAUCAAAGACCGCCAAGGCAUCAUCAUCAAGUCCACCAACACUGACACCACGGUGAUGGUGGAGAGUGUCAACAGAUAUGAUGCUGGCAAAUACAUUCUGAACCUGGAGAGUUUGGCUGGCAUGAAGAUGUACACCAUUGUCGUCAAGGUUUUCGACACUCCUGGGCCACCAGUCAACCUGAUGGUGAAGGAGACAACCAAGGACAACGCCUCCAUCUACUGGGAUACUCCUCUAAUCGACGGUGGCUAUGAAGUCACCCACUACAUUGUGGAGAAGCGUGACACUGAGAGGAAGGCCUGGUCCAUGGUCUCCAACAACUGCACCAAGACAUCGUUCAAGGUGCCAGACCUGCAAGCAGGACGGUCCUACUGCUUCAGAGUGUCAGCUGCCAACCAGCUCGGUGUUGGAGAGCACUGUGAGACUGAUGACUCAGUCAGAGCAACUGAGGAGCCUGGGCCUGUCAUGGACUUCAAGACCCUGCUGGUUACCAAGGACUCUUGCACUCUAACCUGGAAGAAACCCCUCACGGAUGGUGGUAGUCGUAUCAUCUGCUAUGUGCUUGAGGUCCUCCAAGAUGACGACAGUUACAAAGAGCUGAUGAGGUCCAAGAACAUGCAGUACAGCGCCAAGGACCUGGUGGAGGGCAGAGAGUACAACUACAGAGUCAGAUCUGUAAAUGAUGCAGGAGAGAGCGCUGACAAGGAGUUGACAGUAGUCGCCAAGGACCAGAUCAUUUAUCCAACCUGUGACUUAAGGGAUCUGCCCAACAUGUGUUACGUUGCCAAGGAGGGCACCACAGUUCGUCUGAAGAUCCCAAUCAUUGGCAAGCCCACACCCAAGGUCUCCUGGAAGAAGGGAGAAGAUGAAGACCUGACAGACACUGGCCGUGUUUGUGCAGAGUCCUCUGCAGUCAACACCACCCUCCUCAUCAGAGACUGCCAGAGGAGUGAUGCUUCCAAGUACACCAUUACCCUGAGGAACAGUGCUGGAAGCAAGGAAUCCACCAUCUUCAUCAGGGUCGUGGGUAAGCCUGGCAUCCCUGUUGGGCCGGUUAAGUUCAAAGACGUUGCUGCUGAUGGUGCCACUCUGAGGUGGGGAACUCCAAAGGAUGAUGGUGGCUCUGAGAUCACCAACUACAUCCUGGAAAAAAGGGACUCAAUCACAAACAUGUGGGUGAAUGUCUCCUCUGCUGUGGAGACCAACAGCAUGAGGGUAACAGGUCUCCAUGAGGGCACAGAGUACAUUUUCAGAGUCUCUGCAGAGAACAAGUACGGCGUUGGAGAAGGACUCAAGUCUGAGCCCAUUGUUGCUAAACAUCCAUUCAAUGUUCCUGAUGCUCCUCCUCCACCUCAGAUCAUGAGCAUGCGCCAUGACUCUGCUUACUUGGCCUGGUCUGACCCCAGGAAGACUGGAGGAUCUCCCAUCACAGGCUACCAUGUUGAGUUCAAGGAGAGAAACAGUAUGUUGUGGAAGAGGGCAAGCCCAGCUGCCUUGAAGAUGAAGGAACACAAGGUAACUGGAUUGACUGAAGGUCUGGAGUACGAGUUCAGAGUCAUGGCCAUCAACCUGGCUGGCAUUGGCAAACCGAGUGCUCCCACUGAUCCGCAGGUUGCCCUGGAUCCUAUUGAUACUCCGGGUAAACCUGACGUAAUCAGCAUCACCAGAAGCACUGUGACCCUCCAGUGGACGGAGCCUGAGUUCGAUGGCGGCCACAGGCUCACUGGCUACAUUGUUGAGAAGCGUGACCUACCGUCGAAGAUCUGGGUGAAGGCCAACAACGUGAAUGUCAUAGAGCCUGCAUUUACUGUCACUGAUCUACAGGAGGGCUGCAAAUACGAAUUCAGAAUUAGGGCAAAGAAUGCUGCUGGUGCUCUCAGCCCGCCCUCGGAGCAGACAGACACUAUUAUCUGCACAGAUGAAUACGCUGCACCAACCAUCAUCAUUGAUGCUCAAGUGAUGGAGGGUCUGACUGUCAGAGCUGGUGAUACUAUAGUUAUCACUGCUACAAGCAUUUUAGGUAAACCUGCCCCAACCUCAUGCUGGUCUAAAGGAGGAAAAUACUUCAAGCUUUCUGACAUCGUCAAUAUCGAGACCACUGCAACCUCCUCCACCCUGUCUGUCAAGUAUGCUGGCAGGAAGGACUCUGGUGAUUACAUCAUCACUGCCAGCAAUCCUUUUGGUGUGAAGGAGGAAACUGUCAAGGUGAAAGUUCUGGAUGUUCCUGCUGCUCCUGGGCCCAUUGAAUGCAGCGGUAUCUCCUCUGAGAAGGUCACGCUGACCUGGACUGCUCCUACUGAAGAUGGAGGUUCUCCUAUCAAGUACUACACCCUGGAGAAGAGGGAGACCAGCCGCCUGCUCUGGACUAUCCUGGAAGAAAAGGUCAUCGACUGUCACUACGUGGCCCACAAGCUCAUCCAGGGCAAUGAAUACAUCUUCAGAGUCUCUGCUGUUAAUCAGUAUGGUGCCAGUGAGCCAUCUCACUCUGAGGCAGUCAAGAUGGUUGAUAGAUUUGGUCCUCCUGGUCCACCAUCCAGACCAGAGGUUGAGAAAGUUGAUGGGCAUUCAGCUACUGUGACCUGGAGGAGGCCAGCUGAGGAUGGAGGAAGUGAUAUCAUUGGUUACUGUGUUGAAAAGAAGGAGAGAAAGGCCAUGAGAUGGGUUAGGGCCUCCAAGAAAGCCAUUGCUGAGCUUAGCUAUGAAGUCACUGGACUAACUGAAGACAUAGAGUAUGAGUUCCGUGUUCUUGCUGAGAACAGAGCUGGCUUUGGAGAGCCGAGUGAACCAUCCAUGCCCGUCAGAACAAUAGUUGUUGCCUAUGUGCCUGGACCUCCGGUCAAUCCAAGAGUCACAGACACAACUAAGACCAGUGCCACUCUGAACUGGGGAAAACCUCUUGAUAAUGGUGGACUUGAAGUCACUGGAUACCUGAUUGAACACAAGAAAGAAGGAACAGAAGAAUGGGUUAAGGACACACCUUCAUCUCCACUUAGGAUCACAGAGUUUGUCGUUCCUGGGCUGGAAACUGGUUCAAAAUACCACUUCAGAAUUAGUGCUGUGAAUGCUAAAGGAGCUGGUGAACCAGCUGAAACUCAGGAACUGGUUGAGAUAGUGGAGCGUGCAGCUGAGCCUGAUUUGGAGCUAGACAUUGAGCUGAGGAGAACCCUUGUUGUCAGGGCUGGCUGUUCUAUUCGCCUCUUUGUGCCAAUCAAGGGACGUCCUACACCUACAGUCACCUGGACCAAGGACAGUGGUCCUGUUCCACGUGCUGUCAUUGACAGUACUGAGUCAUUUACAAUGCUGAUCAUCCCUGAGAGUUCAAGGAAUGAUGCGGGUAAAUAUGAGCUUACCCUUGAAAACUCAUCUGGAAAGAAGAGUGCCCCUAUCAACGUGAGAGUUCUAGAUUCACCUGGACCUCCACUUAACUUAAAACCAGUCAAGAUUGACAAGGAAAGCAUUUCUCUUAAGUGGGAGAUGCCUCUCAUUGAUGGUGGAGCCAAGAUCACAAAUUACAUAAUUGAGAAGAGAGAAUCAACUCGCAAGGCUUUUGCUACUGUUGUUAAAAAUUGCCGGACAACUUCAGUCACAAUCGCUGAACUAGGUGAAGGCUGUGAGUACUACUUCAGAGUAUCUGCUGAGAAUGAGUAUGGCAUUGGUGAGGCAGUUGAAACCACUGAUCCAAUACGUGCAUCCCAGGCACCAACUCCUCCAGAGAGUAUCAUUCCUACUGAUAUCACUAAGAGCUCUGUGAGCCUGGCUUGGACCAAACCCAAACAUGAUGGUGGAAGCAGAAUUACUGGAUAUGUCCUUGAGGCCCAGAAGAAGGGAACAGAUCAGUGGGCCCACGUAACAACAGUCAAGACCAUGGAUUUCACAGUGAAGAAUCUUAAUGAGAAUGAGGAGUACAUUUUCCGUGUCAUGGCUGUCAACCACUCAGGUAGAAGUGCUGCACGUGAGAGUAAAGCCAUUGCUGUCAAGGACUCGACUUUCCUGCCCGAGUUUGACCUGCGUGGUGUCUGUCAGAAGACUGUUAUUGCCAAGGCAGGAGAUGACAUCAAGGUUGAAAUUCCAGUUAUGGGACGACCUAGACCUACUAUCUCUUGGCAGAAGGAUGGCGCAGCCCUGAAGCUCACACAAAGAACCAAUGUGGAAACCACUGCAGCUACUGCUAUCCUUAGCAUCAAUGAAUGCAUACGAGGAGACAGUGGUGUAUAUACCAUGACAGGAAAGAACAUUGUUGGUUCUGUGACAGACAACAUCAUUGUCAAAGUACAUGAUGUUCCUGGGCCACCAAAAGGACCAAUUACGAUUCUGGAGAUAUCUCGUACCUAUUGCAUCUUUGCAUGGGACACUCCUGAGAAUGAUGGAGGUGUUCCUAUCACCAAUUAUGUGAUUGAGAUCAGAGACACCACUACCCAGACAUGGAUAGAGCUGUCUUCCACUAUCAUCCGUACCAUGUUCAAAGCCAUUCGUUUAACCACUGGAUCAGAGUAUCAGUUCAGAGUAAAGGCUAAGAAUAGAUAUGGUGUUGGACCCCCCAUCACCUCAGGGUCAGUGGUAGCUGCCUAUCCUUUCAAAGCCCCUGGACCUCCUGGUACUCCUCAUGUUGCUGCAUUCACUAAGGACUCAAUUACAAUUGGCUGGAAUGAACCGGUGUCUGACGGUGGAAAUGAAGUAAUUGGAUAUCAUGUUGAGAGGAAAGAAAGAAACAGCAUCAUUUGGACUAAGAUCAGCAAGAGUAUUGUGAAAGGAAAUAUCUUCAAAUCCAGCGGGCUGGAAGAUGGAGUUGCCUAUGAAUUCCGUGUCAUGGCUGAAAAUCUGGCUGGAAUUGGUAAACCUAGCAAAGCCUCAGAAGCAAUACUGGCCUUGGACCCUGUAGACCCACCAGGUCAGCCCAUUCCCAUAUUUGUCAACAACAAUGUCAUCACUAUUGAGUGGACAAAGCCUGAGUAUGACGGUGGCUUCAAAAUCACUGGCUACACAGUGGAGAAGAGAGAACUUCCUGCUGGUCGCUGGAUCAGAGCCAACUUUACAAACAUUAUUGAGACAACAUUCACUGUCAGUGGGUUGACUCAAGAUGCCUCCUAUGAGUUCCGUGUCAUAGCCAGAAACUCAGCAGGUGCAGUCAGUGUGCCUUCCGACCCCUCUGACCCAAUUAUCUGCAAAGAUGACAUUGUUGAGCCACGCAUCAGGGUUGAUGCCAUCUUUAAGGAUGUUGUUCUGCUUAAGGCAGGGGAGUCUUUCAAGCUUGGUGCUGACAUCUCUGGUCAACCAACCCCAUCCAUGGUUUGGACCAAGAAUGGAAAGGAGGUUGAGAAUACAAUGAAACUAAACAUUAAGUUCACUGAACUGACAACCACACUGACCAACAAGGACUCUGUCAGAUUGGAUGGAGGAGAAUUUGUUUUGACUGCCACUAAUGUUGGUGGAUUUUCUAAGCACAUCUUUAAAGUUAGAGUACUUGACAGACCUGGACCACCAGUUGGGCCUCUUAAUGUAUCUGAUGUCACAGCUGACCAUUGUGUUCUGACAUGGGCCCCACCUGAAGAUGAUGGUGGUGCCACAAUUGAAGGAUAUGUUAUUGAGAAGCGUGAGUCAAGCAGACUGGCUUGGACCAACGUGGCUUCAGAUGUGCAGGUUACACAACAAAAGGUGACCAAGCUGCUCAAAGGAAAUGAAUAUAUCUUCAGAGUUAUGGCAGUAAACAAAUAUGGGCAUGGUGAGCCUCUUGAUUCAGAACCUACCAUUGCAGACAACCCAUAUGUGGUUCCUGAUCCUCCACAGUCUCCUGAGGUGACAGCUGUCACUAAAGAUUCAAUGAUUGUUAUGUGGCAAGUACCUGCAAGUGACGGUGGAACCCCCAUCACCAACUACAAUAUUGAAAGAAAAGACAAGAUUGGCCUCCGCUGGGUCAAAUGCAACAAGAGGAAAGUAAAAGAUCUUCAGUUCAAGGCAGCAGGUCUUGUCUCUGGACAUGAAUACGAAUUCAGAAUACUUGCUGAGAAUGCUGCUGGAUUGAGUGCACCAAGUGUCCCCACUCCAUUCUACAAGGCUUCUGAUGCAUUGUACAAGCCAGGGCCUCCAUGCAACCCAAGAGUCUUGGACACUACCAAGUCUUCAGUUACUAUUGCUUGGAACAAACCUGUGUACGAUGGUGGCUCUGAUAUCACUGGCUACAUUGUGGAGACCUGCAUCCCAUCUGAAAAGGAAGAGGAUGAGGAGUGGACCAUUGUGACACCCACACAAGGGCUCCUUGCCACCUCAUUCACCAUCAUCAACCUAAAGGAGAACCAGGAGUACAAGAUUAACAUCAGUGCUGUCAAUGGUGAAGGAAUCGGAGAGGCAGCAUCUGUACCUGGUAAUCCCAAGGCAGAGGACAGGCUCCUACCACCUGAGAUAGAUUUGGAUGCUGAACUCCUCAAAGUUAUUAGCCUGAGAGCUUGUUGCUCACUUAGACUAUUUGUGCCCAUCAGAGGCAGACCAACUCCUCAGGCUAAAUGGACCAAAGAGGAUGGUGAGCACAUUGAGAGGGCGACCAUUGACAGCACAUCAUCAUACACAUCACUUGUAAUUGAAAAUGUCAACAGGUUUGACAGUGGAAAAUAUAACCUUACUGUUGAAAACAGCUCGGGCUCCAAGACAGUCACAGUUCAAGUCAGAGUGCUUGACACACCAAGUGCCCCACAGAAUCUGAAGAUUUCUGCUGUAACAAAGGAAUCUGUCUCUCUGACCUGGGAUCCACCAGUGAAUCAUGGAGGAGUUAAGAUUAAGAACUACAUUGUUGAAAAGCGAGAGUCCACAAGGAAAGCAUAUGCCACUGUUAGUUCUAUGUGCCAUCACACCAACUUUACAGUUGACCAACUCCUUGAAGGAUGCAACUAUUACUUCAGAGUGUUAGCUGAGAAUGAAUAUGGCAUUGGCCUACCCAUUGAGACUGGUGAAUCAGUUAAAGUGUCUGAGAAACCACAGCCACCUGGCAAAGUCACUCUUAAGGAUGUAACAAAAAACAGUGUCACCCUCUGCUGGGAGAAGCCAGAGCAUGAUGGUGGUAGCAGAGUGGGCUGUUACGUUGUUGAAGUCCAGCCCAAAGGUGUUGACAAGUGGACCCAAGCUGUGAUUGUGAAAGAAACAGAAGCUACUAUUAGUGGGCUCAAUGCAGGUGAAGAAUACAUGUUCCGUGUAGCAGCGAGAAAUGAGAAGGGAACAAGUGACCCGCGUCAAAUUGGUGUGCCUGUGAUCGUUAAAGAUCUUGUGAUCGCACCAGUUGCCAAAAUACUGUUCAACACAUUCAGUGUGUUGGCAGGGGAAGACCUAACAGUAGAGGUCCCAUAUGUUGCACGUCCCAAAGCAGCUGUCUCCUGGGUAAAGGAUGGUCAGCCUAUGAAGAGAACUACCAGAGUAAACUUUGGAGCAACAGAAACAUUGCUGAAGCUCACCAUAAAAGAGGCUUCCAGAGAUGAUGUUGGACACUAUCAUAUUACUCUCAGCAACACAGCAGGAGAGACAACAGCAGACAUUGGCAUUGUUGUUCUUGACAAACCUGGCCAACCAGGUGGUCCGGUUAAGGUGGAGAAAGUCACUUCUGACAGUGUAACCAUCUCCUGGAAACGACCAGAGUAUGAUGGUGGAUGCACAAUCAAAAACUACAUUGUGGAGAAGAGAGACACAUCCACAACUAACUGGAUGGUUGUUUCUCCUAACCUUGCAAGGACUAAAAUCAAGGUAGGCAGGUUGAAGACUGGUUCUGAGUAUCAGUUUAAAAUCACAGCAGAAAACAGAUAUGGAAAAGGGCCAGCUCUUCAAUCGGAGUGUAUUACAGCUCAGUAUCCAUACAAGCUCCCAGGACCUCCAGGAACACCAUCGAUUGCAGCCAGCACCAAGGACAGCAUGGUGGUAGCAUGGAAUGAACCUGUGAAUGAUGGUGGAAGCACUAUCUUGGGCUACCAUCUUGAGCGCAAAGAAAGAAAUAGCAUCCUCUGGGUCAAAUUGAACAAGUCUCUUAUUACUGACCAAACCUUCAAGACCACAGGCCUAGAACCAGGAAUGGAGUAUGAAUACAGAGUUUAUGCUGAAAACAUUGUUGGAAUAGGCAAAGUGAGCAAAGUGUCUGAAGGCCACAUUGCUAGAGAUCCUUGUGAUCCUCCUGGCACCCCUGAGGCAACGAAGAUUACUAAGGAGUCUGUGACCAUCGUUUGGACCAAGCCUGAGUAUGAUGGUGGUGCCAAGGUUACAGGCUAUAUUGUGGAAAAGAAGGAGCUGCCCGAAGGUCGUUGGCUGAAGGCUAACUUUACUAAUGUCAUAGAGACAGAAUAUGUUGCAACAGGCCUUGUGCAGGACAAUCAGUAUGAGUUCCGUGUCAUUGCCAGAAAUGCUGCUGGUGUUUUCAGUCUCCCUUCUUACAGUACUGGUCCUAUUACUGCCAAGGACGAGAUUGAGCCACCACGCAUCAGUAUUGACCCACAAUACACACAGUCUAUUGUGAUUAAUGCUGGAGAAAACUUCAAGAUUGAUGGAGAUGUUCACGGCAAACCAUUGCCGUCUAUCCACUGGAUGAAGGGAGAACAGGAACUGGGAAACACUAUUCAUAGAGAAAUUAAGAACACAGACACCAAAGCGUGUAUCACUGUAAAGGAAGCUAAACUUUCCGAUGGAGGCCAAUACACUCUGCUGUUAAAAAAUCCUGGAGGAGAGAAGGCCGUGCAGAUCAAGGUGGUUGUUCUGGAUAAACCUGGAGAACCACUUGGACCACUUGUUGUAACAGGAAUCACAAAAGAACAAUGCUGUCUUGCAUGGAAAGCACCUCUAGAAGAUGGUGGCAGCAAGAUCUCUCACUACAUUGUGGAGAGGAGAGAGUCAAGCAGAUUAGUGUGGACUGUUGUUAACCCAAAAGUUGAGAAUAUUUGUCUAAAGGUUACUAAGCUCUUGGAAGGAAAUGAGUACAUUUUCAGAGUCCAUGCUGUCAACCAGUUUGGUGUGGGUGCAGCACUUGAGUCUGCUGCUGUGAUUAUCAAAGAUCCAUACAUGCUCCCUGGAUCACCCAAGGGCUUAGAGAUUUCAGAUAUUAAAAAGGAUUCCAUGGUGAUCACCUGGGAGGCUCCCUCUGAAGAUGGAGGCAGUCCUAUCACUCAAUAUAUCAUUGAAAAACAUGACAAAGAUGGCAUAAGAUGGACCAGAUGCAACAGGAAAGCAGUCACUGACUUGACCUUCAAGAUCACUGGACUCCUGGAAAGCCAUACUUAUGAAUUCAGAGUUGCAGCUGAGAAUGCUGUUGGUGUUGGAGAACCAAGCCCCCCAACUGUUUUCUACAAAGCUCUUGAUCCUAUCUUUAAGCCUGGUCCACCACAGAAUCCAAAAGUUACUGACACAACAAAAACAUCAGUAUUCCUGUCAUGGGGCAAGCCAGUCUGUGACGGUGGCUGUGAAGUUCAGGGAUACAUUGUUGAGUGCUGCACUACCACAGAGUCAGCUGUACCAGCUGAGGCUCCUGUUGAAGCUGAAGAAGCACCUGCUAUAGAUGCACCUGCUGAGCAAUGGAUAAUGUGCACACCACCAACAGGUGUCAAAAAGACCAAGUUCGAAGUUGUAAACCUGAAGGAAAACCAGGCAUACAAGUUUAGAGUAUGUGCUAUCAACAAGGUUGGAAUUGGUGAGAAUGCUGAUGUUUCCGGAGUUAUUGUCACCCAUGACAGAACUGAAGAGCCAGAUCUUGAUAUUGACCCAGAACUGAGAAAGAUUGUGACCAUUAAAGCUGGAGCUUCACUUAGACUGUUUAUUCCAAUUAAAGGAAGGCCCACUCCAACCAUCAAGUGGGACAAAGAUGAUGUUGCACUGAAAGAGACUGCUCAGAUUGAGGUAACCAGUAGUUUCACAGCCCUUGUAAUUGACAAGAUGAGCAGAAAUGAUAGUGGAAAAUACACUGUCACUGCAGAGAACUCAAGUGGAACCAAAUCUGCAUUUGUUGUUGUCCGUGUUCUUGACACACCCAGUGCUCCUGUUAACCUGAAAGUAAAAGAAAUAACAAACCAGACAGUGACACUGGCAUGGGAACCACCUCUGUUAGAUGGUGGGUCGAAGAUCAAGAACUACAUUGUGGAGAAGAGAGAGAGCACACGCAAAACAUAUGCAGCUGUGGUAACAAAUUGCCAUGCUCUUUCUUGGAAGAUAGAGCCACUCCAGGAGGGCUGCAGUUACUAUUUCCGAGUCCUUGCUGAGAAUGCUCAUGGUGUUGGCCUGCCUGCAAUAACUGUUGACCCUCUAAAGGUGUCAGAGGUGCCCCAGGCCCCCAAGAACUUGAUUGUCACGGACCAAACUAAGACAAGUAUCUCUUUGGCAUGGGAGAAGCCAGAGUAUGAUGGUGGUAGUAGAGUCAUGCAGUACCUGCUUGAGGUAAUGGCUAAAGGCCAGGACAAGUGGUCUGGUGUUAACACAUAUAAGACAAUGGAGACUACUGUUACUAAACUGAACCCAGGAGAAGAGUAUCUAUUCAGAGUUACAGCAAUGAAUGAUAAGGGUAAGAGCGACCCCAGAGUCCUUGCUGGCCCAGUCAUGACCAAGGACUUAGUCAUUGAGCCAGAUAUUCGACCAGCUUUCAGCAACUACAGUGUACAUGUGGGCAAAGACUUGAAUGUUGUUGUUCCCAUCUUUGGACGUCCUAAACCAUCAGUAUCAUGGACAAAAGAUGGUGCUCUUUUGAAGUUCACUACCAGAGUGAACAUUUCCAGUACACUAACACAUACAACACUGAGCAUUAAGGAGGCAGCAGGUGACGAUGGUGGCAUGUACAGUAUAAAUGUAGCCAACUCAGCUGGAAAGAAGGACACAACAGUUGAAAUUAUUGUACUUGACAAGCCUGGGCCCCCAUCCGGCCCAGUGAGGUUUGACGAAGUCACAACACAGACUGUAACUAUUUCAUGGGACCCACCAAAACACAACGGUGGUUGCCAGAUUUCAAACUACAUUGUGCAGAAGAGAGAUACUACAACAACAACAUGGGAGAAUGUCAGCAUUAAUUGUGCCAGAACCAGCAUAAAAGUGCCUAGGCUGAAGACUGGAGCUGAGUACCAAUUCAGGAUCAUUGCUCAGAACCGCUAUGGCAAGAGUCAUGGUCUGGAUUCAUCUGCUGUGGUCGCUCAGUACCCAUACAGAGAGCCCGGGCCACCAGGCACUCCUUUCAUUGCUUCUCUCUCUAGAGAUCACCAGAUUGUUGAGUGGCACGAGCCUGUCUCCGAUGGAGGCAGCCCUGUUCUUGGCUACCAUAUUGAAAGGAAAGAGAGGAAUAGUAUUCUCUGGGUCAAGAUUAACAAGAUGCUUAUUCACGAGACUAAUUUCAAGAGUCACCCCCUGGAAGAAGGUGUUGAAUAUGAAUACAGGGUUUAUGCUGAAAAUAUUGUUGGCAUCGGCAGGUGCAGUAAGAUCUCAGAGGGCUGCAGUGCCCGUGACCCAUGCGAUCCUCCUGGCACACCAGAGGCCAUCCACGUGACAAAAGAUACCAUUGUCAUUCAGUGGACUAAACCUGAGUAUGAUGGUGGCAGUAACAUAACUGGCUACCUUGUGGAGAAGCGUGAUCUGCCAGACGGCCGGUGGAUAAGGGCUAACUUCACUAAUGUGAUUGAGACCAAGUUCACUGUCACCGGUUUGACUGAAAAUGCACAGUAUGACUUUAGAGUCAUUGCUAAAAAUGCUGUUGGCACCAUUAGCAAGCCAUCUUACAACAGUGGACCAAUCAUUGCAAGUGAUCAGGUGGAAGCACCCAAAUUCUCCAUAGACCCUGCAUUCACCAAGACCAUUGUCAUCAAUGCUGGAGAGACAUUCAAGCUAGACGCAGAUGUCCGUGGCAAGCCACUUCCUACUAUCCAGUGGUUCAAGGAUGAACAUCCAGUUGAGAAUACACUCAGACUUCAGAUCAAAAACUCAGAAAACCGUGCACUGAUUAUCAUUAAGGACUCUGUCAGAAUUGAUGGUGGAACUUACACGCUCCAGCUUACAAAUGUGGCUGGCACUGAAACUGUUCCAUUCAAGGUUGUGGUACUGGACGUGCCUAGCCCAUGUGAAGGACCUCUUCAUGUAACUGGGGUUGCAGAGGAUAGAUGUACACUGGUAUGGCGUGCUCCUCUACAUGAUGGAGGUAGUGCCAUUACACGCUAUAUCAUUGAAAGAAGAGAGACCAGUCGUCUAGCUUGGACUGUUGUUAAUGACAAGUGUGACACCACAUGCUACAAAGUCACCAAAUUGCUGGAAGGCAAUGAGUAUAUUUUCCGAGUCAUGGCAGCUAACAGUUAUGGUGUCAGUGAGCCACUGGAGUCUGGCGGAGUGAUCAUGAAGACUCCAUUUGUUCCUCCUGGUCCACCUCACAUUGAUGAUGUAUCCAACAUUGCCCAUGAUGGCAUGACCGUCACUUGGUCUGCCCCCGACAGUGAUGGUGGCAGUGAAAUCACCAAUUACAUUAUUGAAAAGAAGGAUAGAACUGGAAUUAAAUGGACCAGAUGCAACAGGCACAAGGUCACUGACCUUUCCUUUAGAGUUUCAGGCCUAACCACUGGCCACGAGUAUGAGUUUAGAGUGGGUGCUGAGAAUGUAGUUGGUGUGGGAGAGCCAAGCCUUCCAAGUCCAUUCUACAGGGCCUGUGAUCCUAAGUACAAACCUGGGUCCCCAGCACAUGUGCAUGUAAUUGACUCCACAAAGAGCUCUAUUACAGUUUCAUGGGGUAAGCCUCUAUUUGAUGGUGGCAGCACCAUUCAAGGAUAUAUUGUUGAAGUCUGCAAGGCUGAAGAGGAGGAAUGGACCAUGGUAACUCCCCCCACUGGCCUGCGCGUCAACAAAUAUGAAAUUACCAAACUUACAGAGGGUCAGGAGUACAAGAUCCAGGUGUGUGCUCUGAACAAACUGGGAGUUGGUGAGCCAGCUGCUCUCUCGGGAACAGCUAAACCAGAAGAAAGAGUCGAACCACCAGAGAUCCACUUGGACUCUGAGCUGAGGAAGGGUAUCAUUGUGAAGGCUGGAGGGUCUGUUAGAAUCCAUAUUCCAUUCAAGGGUAGGCCAACCCCUGAGAUUAAAUGGACUAAAGAUGAGGGAGACCUGACUGAAAAGGCACUGGUUGAGAAAGCUCAUAACUUCACGCAGCUGUCUAUUGACUCAUGUGACAGGAGCAACUCAGGAAAAUACACUCUGAGCCUAACCAACAGCAGUGGUUCUGUGUCAGAGUUUGUUGCUGUUAAAGUUUUGGAUACACCUGGGGCCCCACAAAACCUUGUGGUUAAAGAUGUCAAAAAGGACUCUGUCACUCUUGUAUGGGAUGCACCACUGGUUGAUGGAGGUUCCAAAAUUAAGAACUAUGUUAUCGACAAACGCGAAUCAACCCGAAAGGUAUAUGCGAAUGUGUCUACCAAAUGCACCAAGACAACAUUCAAAGUAGAGAACCUUAUUGAAGGUGCUAUGUACUACUUCAAAGUCAUGGCUGAGAAUGAAUAUGGAGUUGGUCAGGGUGUUGAAACAAAGACAGCUUCCAAGGCCUCUGAGGUCCCUCUACCUGUUGGAAAAGUCUUCCUCACUGAUGUCACUAAAACCACUGCCUCACUGGCUUGGGAGAAACCUGAGCAUGAUGGCGGCAGCAGAAUUGGUGGCUACCUAAUUGAGAUGUUGCCCAAGGGCACAGAUAAGUGGGGAGUUGCAACAAAUACAAAGACAUGUGAGGGCACUGUCACAGGCCUCACAAGUGGAACAGAAUACCUUUUCCGUAUCCUUGCUUACAAUGAGAAGGGAAAGAGUGAGCCAAAGGCACUUGUUGCACCUGUUAUUGCCAGUGAGAUGAGCAUUGAGCCAAGUCUAAAGAUUCAAUUCAACACUUAUAGUGUAUUAGCUGGAAAGGAUCUUAAAUUGGAAUUCCCUGUGCAUGGCAGGCCCAAACCGAGAGUCACCUGGACCAAGGAUGGUCAGGCUCUGAAGGUGACAUCCAGAGUCAAUGUGUUUAAUACUAAAACAUCAACUGGAAUUCAGAUUACUGAGGCAUGCAAAGAGGACUUAGGCAAAUACAGCAUUACAGCAACCAAUACUGCUGGCACAAUCACUGAGGAGGUGGGUGUCAUUAUUCUUGAUAAACCUGGUCCAUCAACAGGUCCAGUUAAGGUUGUUGAAGUGAGCAAUACCUUUGUCCAUCUCUCUUGGGAGCCCCCAGUGUACACAGGUGGAUGCCAGGUAAAGAACUACAUAGUGGAAAAAAGAGACACCACCACCCAAACAUGGCAAUCAGUCACCACACAACUUGCCAGAACAGCUUUCAAAGUCACCAAGUUGAAGACUGGUGCAGAGUACCAGUUCAGAAUCAUAGCUGAAAACAGAUAUGGAAAGGGUAUGCCUCUGGAUUCCAAGGCCAUUACUGUUCAGUAUCCAUACAAACCACCAGGGCCUCCUGGAACACCAAAUAUCAAAUCUGCAACAAAGGAGAUGAUGAUCAUUCAAUGGAAUGAGCCAGUUAAUGAUGGUGGAAGUCAAGUAAUUGGCUACCACCUGGAAAGCAAGGAGAGAAGCAGCAUCCUGUGGAUCAAACUGAACAAGACUCUUAUCACUGAUACAGAGUUCAAGACCUGCAAUCUUGAGGAGGGUAUUGGAUACGAAUUUAGAGUGUAUGCUGAGAAUAUUGUUGGAAUUGGCAGAUGCAGUAAAGUGUCCGAGUCCUUUGUUGCUCGUGACCCAUGUGAUCCCCCUAGUGCUCCUGAAGCUAUAACUAUUACUAAGAAUCUAAUCAAGAUUCGGUGGACCAAGCCUCAGUAUGAUGGUGGCAGCAAGGUAAAUGGCUAUAUUGUGGAGAGGAAAGAUCUUUCCUCCCCUGAGGGGCGUUGGGUAAGAAUUAAUUUCACUAAUAUAAUUGAGACUGAAUAUUCCAUCACUGGUCUGACAGAGAAUGAACAGUAUGAAUUCAGAGUUAUUGCUAGAAAUGCAGCUGGAGUCUUCAGUGAGCCAUCUGACAGCUCAGGACCUAUUACGGCUACUGAUGAAAUUGAACCACCAAGGGCCUCAAUGGAUCCCAAAUACAAGGAUGUCAUUGUUGUCAGUGCUGGGGAAAACUUGCUUCUUUAUGCAGACAUCCAUGGCAAACCAGUUCCAGAUGUUGUCUGGCUAAAGGAGGGCAAGCAAAUGGAUAAAGCCCUGCGCAUUGAAGUGAAAACUACACACAAACAUGCGGCCAUGACCAUUAAGGAUGUAACCAAGCUUGACAGUGGCCACUAUGACCUUGUCCUGAAAAAUCUGGGUGGUACAAAAAUGUUCCCCAUCACUGUAAAAGUCCUUGACAAACCAGGUAAACCUACUGGACCCAUGAAGGCGACAGGUGUUAUGGCUGACAGGUGCACCCUUUCCUGGACUGCGCCAGCUCUGGAUGGUGGGGCUAGUAUCACUCACUAUAUUUUGGAGAAGAGAGAAACUAGCAGAUUGUCCUGGAUGGUGGCUGCACCCAAUAUCAACGGUCUGUUCUUUAAAUUAACAAACUUGCUCCCUGGAAAUGAAUAUAUUUUCAGAGUAAGGGCUGUCAACAAGUAUGGUGUUGGUGAUUAUCUCGAGAGUGAACCUAUCAUUGCACGCAAUCCUUAUAAGCCACCUAGUGCUCCCGGAACUCCAGAGGCAAGUCAUAUCAAAAAGGACUCUAUGGUUUUGUCAUGGACUGCUCCAGAACAGACGGGUGGAGCUGACAUUGAAGGCUACCACCUUGAAAAACGUGACAAAGAUGGUGUGAGAUGGACAAAGUGUAACAGACAAAAACUGACUGAAACCCACUUCAAGGUCACUGGUCUGAUGACAGAUCACUUCUAUGAGUUCCGUGUUGCUGCUGAGAAUGAGGCUGGAAUGGGAGACCUCAGUGAAUUAUCCCUGUUCUGCAGAGCCUGUGAUGCCACAACACCACCUGGACCUCCACACCAUCCUAAGGUGGCAGACUACACAAAGUCUUGUGUGUCUCUAACCUGGGGUAAACCUGACUUUGAUGGUGGUGCCUACAUUAAGGGCUACAUUGUUGAAAUGAGGGAGUAUACACCAGUACCAGAGGAGGAGGAGGAGGAGGAGGACACAGAAGUAGCACCAGCAGUAGACGCACCAGUUGAAAAGGAAUGGGCCAUGUGCACUCCACCCACUGGCAUUCAAGCUACUAAACUCACUAUUACAGACCUGAAGGAGGGUGAAGAGUAUCAGUUCCGUGUCUGUGCCAUCAACUCUGAGGGAGUGGGAGAGGCUGCUAAUGUGCAUGGCACUGUAGUCACAUCUGACAGGUUGGAAGCACCCGAGAUCGAGCUGGAUGCUGAUCUCAGAAAGGUGGUAUCUGUCCGUGCUGGUGGAACUCUGCGUUUGUUUGUCACCAUCAGAGGACGGCCUGAACCUACUGUGAAAUGGGAGAAGGUUGACGGUGCACUUACAGAGCGUGCUGCUACUGACACUACCAGUUCAUACACUAUGCUGGUCAUUGACAAUGUUAACCGCUUUGACAGCGGCAAAUACUCACUGACAUUGGAAAAUGGCAGUGGUACAAAAUCUGCCAUCGUUGCAGUGAGAAUUCUGGAUACACCAAGUGCACCACAAAACUUUGCUGUGAAGGAACUCAAGAAGGACUCAGCGACUCUUGCCUGGGACACUCCACUCACAGAUGGUGGUUCCAAAAUCACAAACUACAUUGUGGAGAAAAGAGAGUCUGUCAGAAAGGCCUUUACUACUGUAACCAGCAACUGCACAGCUAACUCAUUCAAGAUUGAAGAGCUACCUGAGGGUGGCACCUUCUAUUUCAGAGUAUGUGCUGUUAAUGUAUAUGGCCAAGGACAGAUGGUAGAAACUAAAGAAAUCAAAAUAUCUGAGGUACCUCUGCCACCAAGCAAGGUUACUGUUGUGGAUGUGACAAAGACCAGUGUGUCACUGGCAUGGGUAAAACCUGCUCAUGAUGGUGGAAGUAAAAUAAUGUGCUACAAUGUAGAAUUUAUGCCAAAGACUGGUGAUAAAUGGGGAACAGCAUGCACAGUCAAGGUGCCUGAGGCAACUGUUCCUAAUCUGACUCCUAAUGAAACAUAUUUAUUCAGAGUUGUUGCAAUCAAUGAGAAGGGAAAGAGUGAGCCAAAAGAUCUUGGCUUGCCUGUGGUUGCAAAGGAUAUUGCAAUUGAGCCAUCUAUGCACUUACUGUUCAACACAUACAGUGUGAAGGCUGGAGAUGACCUCACUCUUGAGGUCCCAGUAAGAGGCAGGCCUAAGCCUGUUGUGUCCUGGAAGAAGGAUUCCCUUCCUUUGAAGCAAACAUCAUCAGUGACCAUCUUAAACACUGCAACCUCAGCCAAAAUUAUAAUUAAAGAAGCAAAGAGAGAGCAUGUUGGCAAUUAUGAGAUCACUCUGGCCAACACAGGAGGAACAGUCACUUCACAAAUUGGAGUUGUUGUCCUUGAUAAACCAAGUGCACCUAACAGCAUUAAGGUGGAUGCUGUGACCUCAGACAGCAUCACACUGUCCUGGUCUCCACCAGACUAUGAUGGUGGCUGCUCCAUCAGUAACUAUAUUGUGGAGAAGCGAGACACAAACACACAAGAAUGGCAGUUGGUAGCAAGCAAUGUUGCCAGAACAUCUUUCAAGGCUGGCCGUCUGACACAGGGAUCAGAGUACCAGUUCCGUAUCUAUGCAGUUAACCGUUAUGGAAAGAGUACACAUCUGGAUUCACCUGGAAUUACCGCUCAGUACAACUUUAAACAACCUGGACCUCCUUCCACACCUAUAGUGAAGUUGGCCACCAAGUCUUACAUGUUGGUGACAUGGAAUGAGCCAGUCAAUGAUGGUGGUAGUCCUGUUCUGGGUUACCAUCUGGAGAGGAAGGAACGUGCUAGCAUUCUUUGGACAAAGAUGAACAGAGGAAUGAUAAAAGAUACUGAAUACAAAGUCAUUGGAAUUGACGAGGGUAUGAUGUAUGAAUACCGUGUCUAUGCUGAAAAUAUUGCUGGUAUCGGUAAAUGCAGCAAAGCCUGUGAAGCUGUUGCAGCCAGAGAUCCAUGUGAUCCCCCAGGCACACCUGUAGUCAAAGCUGUUACCAGAACAUCUGUCUCCUUGUCCUGGAGUAAACCAGAGUAUGAUGGUGGAGCCAAGGUUUCUGGCUACAUCAUCGAAUUCAGAGACCUUCCUGAAGGACGCUGGACAAGGUGCAACUUCACCAAUGUAGCUGAGACCCACUAUAAUGUGACAAGUCUUACAGAGAACAACCAGUAUGACUUCCGUGUUAUUGCAAAGAAUGCAGCAGGAUGUUUCAGUGAUCCAUCUGACAACACUGGCCCCAUCACUGUGAAAGAUGAUGUGGAUCCACCACGCAUCAUGAUGGAUGUCAAGUUCAGAGAAACUGUGAGUGUGAAAGCAGGAGAAACUUUGAAGAUUAAUGCUGACUUCGCUGGACGCCCUUCUCCUGUCAUUUCCUGGACCAAGGAUGGUAAGGAGAUCGAGCGCAGAGCUAGAAUCCAGAUUGUUUCCACAGAUACCAGCACCGCCGUCACUGUGAAGGAUUGCAUCAGAAGAGAUUCUGGAAAGUACGCUCUGACUGUACAGAAUAUUGGCGGAACAGUUACGAUGCCAAUUAACUGUGUGAUUCUGGAUAAGCCCGGGCCCUCUGCAGGACCUCUGCAAAUCACAGGUCUCACAGCUGAGCAUUGCACUCUGUCAUGGGGACCACCACAGGAGACUGGUGGUGCUGAGAUCACACAUUAUGUUGUUGAGAAGCGUGACACCAGCCGCUUGGCAUGGACACUAGUGAAGACAGGCAUUACAAAAACAUACUUCAAGGUCACAGGACUAAUUAAGGGAGAUGAAUAUAUCUUCAGGGUUUUGGCUGUCAACAAGUAUGGAGUUGGUGAGGCCCUGGACAGUGAUGCUAUAAAAGUUACAGAUCCAUACACUUUUGCCACAGCUCCCACUGGUGUGGAUGUCACUGACCUAACUGGAGAUUCAAUGACCCUUACCUGGUGCAAACCAGCCAAUGAUGGAGGCAGUCCCAUAACUGGAUAUGUGAUUGAGCGCCGUGAAAAGACAGGUAUGCAUUGGGUUCGAGUGAACAGAGGUCCAGUUGUUGAAUGCACCACUGUAGCAACGAAACUACGCAAGGGUUGUGAGUAUGACUUCAGAGUCUAUGCUGAAAAUGCUGCUGGUCUUAGUCCUCCAAGUGAACCAUCUGCAUCAUUUAGAACAAUGGAACCUCUGGUUGUUCCUUCUUGCCCAACUAAACCAAAGAUUGUCAAUUCAACUACGGACAGUGUGACCAUAGUCUGGAAACCACCCACAGAUGAUGGUGGUGCCCCUAUCCUUGGAUAUAGUGUGGAAUACAGAGACUACAUUUACAAACCAGAACCAGAGGUUGAUGAGGAGGAGGAGGAAUAUGAAGAAGAAGAAGAGGAAGAAGAAUCACCUGAAGAACUAGCAAGAUGGGUGGAGGCUGUUCCUCUUACCAAGAGUUUGGAGUUCACAGUCAUUGGACUAAAGACAGAUGCAGAAUAUGAAUUCUGUGUCAAGGCAAUAAAUAAAGUUGGACACAGUGUGCGUAGCUCAUAUUCAGAUGCAGGUGUUGCCAUGGACAGAACUUCAGAACCCUCAUUUGAUGUUGACAUUGAGAUGCGCAAAGUACUUGUUGUCAAACAUGGAACAGCAUUUACACUCAAUGUACCAUUCAAGGGCAAACCUGUUCCAUCAGUGGCAUGGGCCAAAGAGGACGUUGAUCUAAAGGUUAGGGGAAUGAUUGAAUCGACAGAAUCCAGCACUAAACUGACAAUUGAUAAAUCAACUAGACAUGACUCUGGAGAAUAUUGUGUAACUAUUGAAUCACCUUUGGGAAAAGCAACAUUACCCAUGGUCGUCAAGGUGCUCGACUCUCCUGGACCCCCUGUCAAUGUUAAAGUUUCAGCAGUGACCAGGGAUUCUGCAACCCUUACUUGGGAAGCUCCCGAGAAUGAUGGUGGUGAUGCAGUGAAGGCUUACCAUGUUGAAAAACGUGAAGCCAGUAAGAAGGCCUGGGUGACUGUGACCAGCAACUGCCAUGCACUAACUUACAAGGUAGAAAACUUGCAGGAAGGAGCCAUGUAUUACUUCAGAGUCAUUGGAGAAAAUGAGCAAGGUGUGGGCGUCCCUCAAGAGGCCAAGGCUGGCACAAAGAUUACAGAGGUACCAAGUCCACCCAUGAAAUUUGGAGUUGCAAAUGUUACUAAGGACAGCGUUACAAUUGCCUGGACAAGACCCGAAUAUGAUGGAGGAAGCAGAGUCAAGGGUUAUGUUAUUGAUGCCAUUGAGAAGGGACAGACCAAAUGGGUGAAGUGUGCAACUGUGAGAACUACGAAUCACACCAUAAAGAGCCUGAGGGAGGGUGCAGAAUACUUCUUCAGAGUCCGUGCUGAGAACCAUGCUGGACUAAGUGAACCGAAGGAGAUGAUUGUACCUGUUAUCGUCAAAGAAAUACACGAGGCUCCAGAGUUUGAUCUGAAGAACUACCCCAAGAAUACAGUUUAUGUGAGAGCAGGAUCCAACCUGACCUUUGAGAUUCCUCUCACCGGCAGGCCUAUGCCUAAAGUGACUAUGUCCAAGAAUAAUGUUGUCAUCAAGGGGUCCAAGAGGCUGCUGACUGAAGUAACACCAGACACAUUAAUCAUCACCCUGAAUGAAAGCAUGGCAAGCGAUGCCGGCAAAUAUGAAAUCACUGCCUCAAAUGCUGGAGGUACCGCCAAGAUCUUUAUUAUCUUCGUUGUACUAGACAGACCCGGACCUCCUACUGGACCAGUUGAGGUUGGAGAGGUUGGAGAGACCACAGUGUGCCUGAAAUGGGGUCCUCCAGAGUAUGUUGGCGGCAGUCCUGUAACCAACUAUAUUGUUCUAAAACGUGAAACUAGCACUCCUUCCUGGGCAGAGGUGUCCACUAGCAUUGCUAGAAACGCAAUUAAGGUGACUAAGCUGUCCAAGGGAGAGGAGUAUCAGUUCAGGAUAAAGGCUGAGAAUCGCAACGGCAUCAGUGACCACAUUGACACCAAGCCAAUCACAAUAAAGCUUCCAUAUACUAUCCCUGGACCUCCAUCCACACCAUGGGUCACCUUUGUAUCUAGAGAGAGCCUAACGGUGUGCUGGAAUGAGCCAGUCACUGACGGUGGAAACCCCGUGUUUGGAUAUCAUCUCCAGAUGAAGGAAAGGAGCAGCAUCCUCUGGCAGAAAAUCAAUAAGACAGCAAUCCCAGGAAAUCAGUGGAGGGUCACCAACAUCUGCGCAGGUCUCAUUUACGAGUUUAAGGUGGCAGCUGAAAAUGCUGCUGGUAUUGGAAAGAUUAGCAAGACAUCAGAGGAGGUGCUGGCUAUUGAUGCCUGUGAGCCCCCAGCAAGUGUUCAAGUCACAGAAGUCACCAAGAACUCAGUCAGCCUGGCCUGGCAGAGGCCUCCAUAUGAUGGAGGCAGCAAGAUUACUGGCUACAGCGUGGAAAGGAGGGAUGCUCCCGAUGGCAGAUGGGUGAAGGCCAACUUCACAAACAUCAUUGAAAUGGGCUUUACUGUAUCUGGACUGAACCAGGAUGAGUCUUAUGAGUUCAGAGUGUACGCCAAGAAUGCUGUUGGGUCUGUCAGCAACCCAUCUUUUAUUGUUGGCCCAGUCACUUGCGUUGAUGCAUGUGGUGCUCCAGCUAUUGACCUUCCUCCAGAGUAUCUGGAUGUGGUUCAGUACAAGGCUGGAGCUACAAUUAAACUCGGAGUAGGAAUCAUUGCCAAGCCUCUGCCAAGCAUUGAGUGGCUCAAGGAUGGAAAGGAACUUGUGGUAACCUCAACUGUUAGUGUUGAAAGCACAACUGACUCUUCUGCUGUCCUGAUCAAGGAUGCAUCUCGCUUUGACACAGGCUCAUAUGAUAUUAAGAUCAAGAAUGUUUUGGGCUCAGCAUCUGCAACCAUCCGGAUUGAAAUCCUAGAUAAACCUGGACCCCCAACUGGCAACAUUAAUUUCAUCUCCAUUACAGCAGAAAAGAUGGUCUUCAACUGGGAGCCUGUGCCUGAGGGUGACCAGGGAGGUUCCAAGGUGACCCACUACAUUGUCGAGAAGCGCGAAACCAGCCGAGUGGUCUGGUCAACAGUUUCAGAGAGGCAUGAGCAGACCCACAUUGCUGUUAGCAAGUUAGUGCGAGGAAAUGAGUAUGUGUUCCGCGUCAGAGGUGUUAAUAAGUUUGGAGCUGGAGAGCCACUGGAUUCGGAGCCAGUCAUCGCAAAGAAUGCCUUUGUAACUCCCGGGCAGCCUCGAACCCCAGAGGUGAACACCACCACCAAGACCACCAUGGUGGUAGAAUGGGACAAACCAGGUGUAGAUGGAGGCAGCCCCGUUACAGGCUACUACCUGGAAAAACGUGAUAAGAAGAGCUUGCGUUGGAUAAGAGUUUACAAAGACCCUGUUACUGACAUCAAACAGACUGUCUACCACCUGACAGAAGGAAACGAGUAUCAAUAUCGUGUCUGUGCUAUUAACAAGGCCGGAGAAGGACCAUUCUCUGAAGCAUCGGACCUCUACAAGGCUGCUGAUCCAGUUGAUACACCAGAUGAGCCUUGCAAGCUGAAGGUGGUGGAUUCCACUAAAACAUCCAUCACCUUGGGUUGGUCCAAGCCAGAAUGGGAUGGAGGCAGUGAGGUCACCAGCUAUAUGGUGGAGAAACUUAUUGAGGGAGAGGAAGAAUGGACCAUGAUUACCUCGAAGGGAGAGGUGAAGACUACAGAGUACACAGUUCAUCACCUAAAGCCAGAUGUCAACUACUUCUUCAGAGUGUCGGCCGUCAACUGUGCUGGCCGUGGAGAGCCUCUUGAGAUGACGGAGCCUGUGCAGGCCAAAGAUAUUCUCGAGGAGGCCCAGAUUGACUCAGAUGUGGCCAUGAGAACUCACUACAUUGUGAAGGCUGGCAAGGAUGUGGAGCUGUCUGUUCCUCUGAAGGGCAGACCGGCUCCUUCUGCUUCCUGGAGCAAGGGAGAGGAAUGCAUUGACCACAAACCUGAGUAUGAGUUCCACGACUCAGACACUACUACAGUCCUUGUGAUGCGAAACGUGACCAGGAAUGAUACCGGAAAGUACACAGUCAAGAUUGAGAAUGGUGUGGGAGAGCCCAAGACACUGACCCUGUCCAUGAAGGUCCAAGACACUCCAGCUCAGUGCAGGAACCUGGAACUGAAGGACGUGACCCGUGGAAAGGUCACUCUCUGCUGGGAGCCUCCACUCCUUGAUGGUGGUGCUGAAAUCACAAACUAUAUUGUUGAAAAGAGAGACUCCUCCAAGAGAUCCUACUCUGCAGUGACAAGCAAAUGCACAGAGACAACAUACACCAUUGAAGAUCUCUCAGAGAAGACAUCCUUCUUCUUCCGUGUAUUAGCUGAGAAUGAGAAUGGAGUCGGUGAUCCAUGUGAAACACAUGAGCCAGUGAAGGCUACAGAGACUCCAGGACCAGUCAAGGAGGUGUCUAUGAAGGAUUCAUCCAAGACCUCUGUCACUCUGCAGUGGCUGAAGCCUGAUUAUGAUGGUGGCAGCAUUAUCUCUGAUUAUGUUAUUGAGAAGAAGGUAGAGAAGGAAGAGGAAUGGUCACUGGGAGGAUCCAGCAAACUAUGUGAGUUUGAGGUCAAGAAACUCAAGGAGCACUCAAACAUGCUCUUCAGAGUUGCCGCCAGGAAUGAAAAGGGACAUGGCGACUUUGUUGAGAUUGGGCCUAUCAAGGUGGUUGACUACAUUAUCACACCUGAAGCAAGCCUUGCAGACUAUCCAAAUGGCAGAAUCAAGGUUCGCCUUGGUCACAAUGUGCACAUUGAGCUGCCAUACAAAGGUAAACCCAGACCUUCAGUUAAGUGGUUGAAGGACAAUCUGCCUCUGAAGGAAAGUGACCAAAUCCGCUUCAAGAAGACAGAAAACAAGGCCACUCUAAUGAUCAAGAAUGUGAAGAAGGAGCACGAGGGUAAAUAUACUCUUACCCUCGACAACAUGGUCAACAGGAGAUCCUUCCACAUCCAUGUUGUAACACUAGGACCACCAUCAAAGCCUGUUGGACCUAUCAUCUUGGAUGAGGUGAGAGCUGAGAGCAUCAUGAUCUCCUGGGAAGAACCUAAUGAUGAUGGUGGUGGAGAUAUCAACUGCUACUCCGUGGAGAAGCGUGACACCUCCCAAAAUGACUGGAAGAUGGCAUGCUCCAGUGUAGAAGGAACUCAGUUCAGGGUGCCCAACCUGAUAAAGGGUGCUCAGUACCAAUUCAGAGUGUUUGCUGAGAACAGGUAUGGUGUCAGUGAACCUUUGGUAUCACAGAUGGUAGUUGCCAAGCACCAGUUCAGGCCUCCAGGCCCACCAGGCAAACCUGUUGUGUACAAUGUCACCAAUGAUGGCAUGACUAUCAGGUGGGAGCUGCCCAUCUAUGAUGGUGGUACCCCUAUCCAGGGCUAUCAUGUGGAGAAGAAGGAGAAGAACAGCAUCACAUGGCAAAAGGUGAAUACUAUGCUGGUCAAAGAAACAGAAUACAGGAUCUUGGAAUUGAUUGAAGGCCUUGAGUACUCCUUCAGAGUCUACGCCCAGAAUGAUGCUGGCUUCAGCAGAAUGAGUGAUGAAAGCAAGUCCACCAUGGCUGUCAGUCCUGUUGAUCCUCCUGGCCAGCCCGACUACACUGAUGUGACUAUUGAUUCAAUAAGUCUUAAAUGGGAUCCACCAAAACGUGAUGGAGGUAGCAAGAUUACUGGCUACACCAUUGAGAAACGCCAAGGACAUGGCCGCUGGUUCAAAGCCAACUUGACCGACGUGCACGACAGCCAAUACACUGUCAGUGGUUUGACAGCAAAUGAGCGCUAUGAGUUCAGAGUGACUGCCAGGAAUGCCAUUGGUGUUGUCAGCCCUCCAUCCAACUCCUCUGGAUUGAUUGUGGUUAGAAGUGAGAAUGCUGCUCCUCAUAUUGAGUUUGGCCCAGAGUACUUCGAGGGUUUGACAGUCAAGGCAGGAGACAACAUCAAACUGAAGGCAACUAUUUCUGGACGCCCUGUUCCUAAGGUCGUCUGGCACAGGGAUGGUGUGUUGGUUACCAAAAAGAUGAUGGAUAUUAUCAACGUAGCUGGAUCCAGCACCUUGUUUGUCAGGGAUGCUGACCGUACUCACCGUGGCCUCUACACUGUGGAGGCUACCAACGGCUCUGGAAGCAAGAAGGAGAACAUCCUUGUUCAAGUCCAAGACACGCCUGGAGAGCCAGUAGGACCCAUCACUUUCAGCAACAUCUCCGAGGGCAGGUGCACUCUGUCUUGGACUGCACCUGAGAAUGACGGCUGCUCUGAGAUUUCACAUUACAUUGUUGAGAAGCGUGAGACUGCCAAGAUCUCCUGGGCUUUAGUGUCUGAUGAGUGUGAAGAGUGCACUUUCAAUGCAACAAAGCUCAUCACGACCAAUGAGUACCAGUUCAGGGUCUCUGCUGUCAAUAAGUUUGGAGUUGGCAGACCUUUGGAAUCCAGCCCCAUCAUUGCACAGAUGCAAUACACUGCUCCUGAUGCUCCAGGCACUCCUGAUUCCACUGAGGUAACAGGAGAGAGCAUCACCCUGGCCUGGGCUCCUCCAAAAUCUGAUGGAGGAAACCCCAUUCAGUACUAUAUUCUGGAGAAACGAGAGAAGAAGACUAUGCGGUUCUACAAAGUACUUACCAAGAAGCCUAUUGUUGAGUGUGCUCACAAGGUACUAAAUCUGACCGAGGAUAUGGAAUAUGAGUUCCGUGUUAUGGCUGUGAACGACGCUGGUGUUGGAGCUCCCAGCAAUGUAUCCCUUCCUAUCAAAGCUGCCGAAGAAAAGGAUAUCCCCUGUGCUCCAUCUGUGGUCUGUGUGUCAGACUCCACCAACACUUCCAUCAGUCUGGAAUGGUCUAGGCCUGCUGAUGAUGGAGGCAUGGAGAUCCUGGGCUACAUAAUUGAGAUGAUGAAGGCUGACGAAACAGAGUGGAAGAGGGUGAAUGAGGAGUUGGUAGCAGAAACCCAUUAUACGGCGACUGGCCUUCAGACAGGAGCUGAGUAUAAGCUCCGUGUUGCAGCUGUCAAUCACAUCGGAAGAGGUGAGGACAUGGAGACUUCAGAGCUUGCUCAGGCUGUUGACAGGCAAACACCACCACAGGUGGAUAUUGAUGCCUCCUUCAAGCAGACACACAUUGUUAAGGCUGGAGGUUCAGUGUGCCUGGCUGUACAAUUCAGAGGAAAGCCCAUUCCCACCGCCACCUGGGUGAAGGAAGAAGGAGAGCUGGGUGUCAUGUCGGAGAUAAUAACUACAGAGGGCAGCAGUUCUCUCAUCAUUGAAAACUGUUCAAGAAAUGAUACAGGCAAAUACACUGUUGACCUGGAGAAUGCCAGCGGCAGCAAGGCUAUUACUUUCAAUGUAAAGGUGAUGGACACUCCUGGAACUCCACAGAAUGUGGCCUUUAAGGAAGUAUCCAGAGGCUCAGUCACAAUCGUUUGGGAGCCUCCCCUUAAUGACGGUGGAGCACGAAUCUAUCACUAUAUUGUCGAAAGGCGCGAAGCUAGCCGCCGCACUUGGCAGCAGUCUGGUAGCAACUGCACUCGGCAUAUCAUGAAGAUCCAGGACUUGCUGGAGGGAGUGCCAUACUUCUUCAGAGUCUCUGCAGAGAACCAAUAUGGUGUGGGUGAGGCUUUUGAGAUGACUGAGCCCGUCACUGCCACUGCAGAGCCAGCAGCUCCAAAGAGACUGGACAUCCUUGACACCACAGACAGCUCUGUGUCACUGGGCUGGCUCAAACCAGAGCAUGACGGUGGUAGCCGCAUCCAGGGUUACACCAUAGAGGCUAAACCAAAGGGUACAGACAAAUGGGUAGUGAUUGGCAACACCAAGAAUCUCACCUACGAGAUGCAAAAACUCAACAAGGGUGAUCAGUAUGACAUCCGUGUGAAGGCUAAGAAUGAAGCCGGCUUCAGCAAACCCAGGGAAACUCUGACCCCUGUGCUCAUCAAAGAGCCUCAAAUUGAACCUGCUGCUGACCUCAGCGAGAUCACCGGCCAGCUCAUUACAUGCAGGUCUGGCAGCACCUUCACCAUCGAUGUUCCUAUUAGUGGUAGACCAGCUCCUAAAGUCACCUGGAAGCUAGAGGAGAUGAGGUUGAAAAAUUCUGACAGAGUUACCAUCAAAGUAUCAAAGGAUAGAGCCAGCAUCUCAGUCAAGGAGGCCAUGAGAGGUGAUGGUGGUAAAUACUACCUGACUCUGGAGAAUGUGACAGGAACCAAGACCUUCACCAUUGAAGUUAAUGUCACUGGUAGACCCAGUCCUCCUUCUGGACCCAUUGAAAUCUCAUCCAUCACCUCUGAGUCCUGUGUCGUUAACUGGGAACCACCAGAGGAUGAUGGUGGCACUGACAUUACCAACUACAUUGUGGAGAAGCGUGAGUCUGGCUCUACGGCCUGGCAGCUGAUCAACUCCAGCGUAAAGCGCACGACUCUCCAUGUUUCUCAUCUGACCAAGUACAUGCAGUACACAUUCAGGGUCUCCGCCGAGAACAGGUUUGGUGUCAGCAAGCACACUGAGUCUGAGACUAUUGUUGCAGAGCAUCCUUUCACACCUCCUGGCCCACCAACAAAGCCUGCAGUCUCCAACGUCACUGCCAACGCAAUGACCCUGCGAUGGGAAGAGCCCUACCAUGAUGGCGGCAGCAAGGUGACAGGUUACUGGAUUGAAAAGAAGGAGAGGAACAUUAUUCUGUGGGUGAGGGAGAACAAGAUCCCAUGCUUUGAGUGCUCCUACAGGGUGGAGGGCCUGAUUGAAGGUCUGGAGUACCAGUUCAGGAUUUAUGCCAUGAACAGUGCUGGGCUGAGCAAAGCCAGCGAGGCCUCCAAGGGAGCAGUGGCUCAAAAUCCUGUUGAUCCACCAAGUAAGCCAGAAGUCACAAAUGUCACCAGAACCACUGUGUCCCUCAAAUGGUCAUCUCCACUGAACGAUGGUGGCAGCCCAAUUGUUGGAUACAUCAUUGAGCGUAAGCCAUACACUGAGACUGGAGAAGGCCGUUGGCUCAAGUGUAACUACACUAAUGUGACAGACACUUUCUACACUGUUACUGCCCUUGGAGAGGGAGAGCCCUAUGAGUUCAGAAUCGUUGCCAAGAACGCCAACCAGGUCUUCAGCACACCCUCAGAGUCCACCGGCUCCGUGCAGUGCAAGAGUGAAUUUGAGCCUCCAAAGGCCCAGCUGGACAGCAAACUCAUGUCUGAAACUGUAAAGGUCAGAGCUGGUUCAGACCUGGUUCUGGAUGCUGCAGUGGGCGGCAGGCCUAGCCCCAAAGCUUCCUGGUCCAAAGGCAAAAAGGAGCUGGAGUUGUGUGAAAAAUACCACCUGCAGUACACAUCCACCAGGGCCAUGGCCAUCAUCAAGUUCUGUGACAGAGAUGACACUGGAAAGUAUAUCCUGACGGUCAGGAACGUGAGUGGAACCAAGACCGCUGAAGUCAAUGUCAAAGUGCUCGACACCCCUGGAGCGUGUGAAGGCAACAUCCAAAUCAGCAAGAUCACUGAAGAGUCGUGCACACUGAGCUGGAAGCCUCCUCUCGAGGACGGUGGCGACGAGAUCUCCCACUACAUCGUGGAAAGGCGCGACACCAACAGGCUCAACUGGGUUAUCAUGCAUGACGAAUGCAAGGAGCUGACCUGCAACAUCACAAGGUUGUUCAAAAAUACAGAGUACCUGUUCAGAGUCAAGGGAGUCAACAAGUAUGGAGCUGGAGUCCACAUCCAGUCGGAGCCCAUGAUCGCCAGAAACACUUUCACUGUGCCAAGUCCUCCUGGUGCUCCAGAGAUCAUAGCAUCUGGAGAGGACUUUGCCACCAUUGAGUGGCUGAAGCCAGAGAGUGAUGGUGGCAGCCCAUUGAUCCACUACCUGGUCGAGAGGCGUGAGAGGAAGAGUGCCCGCUGGGUGAAGGUGAACAGGGACGGAGCUCACCUGGACACGACUCUGAAGGUGUCUGGUUUGACUGAAGGCAACAUCUACCAGUUCAGAGUGACAGCCAUUAACAAGGCCGGAGAGAGCGAAGCCAGCGAGGUUUCUCUGUAUGUUGUCUGCAGAGUGCCAACAUGCACCCCUGCUCCUCCUUCGAUUCCUCGUAUCACCGACACUCACUCCGAAAGCAUUAGCCUGGCCUGGUCCCGUCCUUUGGAGGAUGGAGGUGCUGACGUGAUGGGCUACAUUCUGGAGAUGCAGGAAGCUGGAGCAGAGGAGUGGAAAAAGGCGCAUGAAAAGACCCUGCGAGCUGCAGAGCAUGUGGUGACCGGACUGUCAGCGGGUAAGAAGUACUGCUUCAGAGUGGCUGCCAUCAACAUCAACGGCACAGGAGACUUCAGUGAACCAUGUGCUGAGACAGAGCCAGUGGACAGAAUCGAAACUCCUGACUUUGAGCUCCAUGACGACCUGAAGAAGACCAUCUGCCUGCGUGCCGGUGGCUCCCUGCGCCUGUUUGUGAACGUCACGGGUCGUCCUGCUCCUGCCAUCACCUGGAGCAAGCCUGGUGUUGACCUCCACAACCGAGGUUUCAUUGACAUCAACACCACAUCCACCACACUCAUCAUUGAUAAGGUCCACCGCUACGAUGCCGGCAAGUACACGCUGGUAGCUGAGAACUCUGCCGGCAAACAGGAAGUUAGCAUUCUGGUCAAGGUCUAUGAUACUCCUGGACCAACUGGUCCAAUCAAGAUAAAGGAGCUGACCAAGGACUCUGCCACCAUCUCUUGGGAUGCCCCAGCUGUAGACGGCGGUGCUCCUGUCAACAACUACAUCAUCGAGAGGCGUGAGGCCUCCAUGAGAGCCUACAAGACUGUCACCUCCAAGUGCAGCAAGACUUCUUAUAAGAUUGAAGACCUGUUUGAGGGCAUGCUGUACUACUUCAGAGUCCUCCCCGAAAACAUCUACGGUAUUGGUGAGCCCUGUGAGACUCCAGACCUCAUCCUGGUGUGUGAGGUGCCUCUGCCACCACAGAAGCUGGAGAUGAUUGAUGUCACCAAGAGCACCGUCUCAUUGGGCUGGGAGAAGCCCGAGCACGAUGGUGGCAGCAGGUUAACAGGCUACGUCAUUGAGGCCUGUAGAGUCGGCACCGACAAGUGGAUGAAGGUGGCCACGCUGAAGAUAACCGACUUUGAGCACACCAUCGAGAAGCUAAAUGAGAAGGAGCAGUACUUGUUCAGAAUCAGGGCAGUCAACAGCAGAGGUGCCAGCGAGCCAAAGGAACUUGUUACAGCUGUUACCGUGCAGGAACAAAGAGUGAUGCCUAUGGUGGAUUUCUCCAGUAUUCCUCAGAAGGUUGUGAAUGUUCUGGCUGGAAAGACCCUGGAGCUGGAUCUGCCAAUCAUUGGCAGGCCUCCUCCCAAGUGUUUCUGGUACUUCAGCAACAACAGGAUAAAAGUCUCUGACCGCAUCAAGAUGACGAGUACCGGCAAGUUCUCUACACUGACCAUGUCGGACACCACCAUCGAUGACAGCGGUGACUACACCCUGGAGGUGAAGAACGCUGUUGGUGUCAUCUCUGAGGUCAUCAAAGUCGUCGUCCUAUCAAAACCCGAUGAACCAACAGGACCUAUCAGGAUUGAUGAGAUUGACGCCACGACCGUCACUUGCAGCUGGGAUCCUCCAGCCAGAGAUGGUGGUGCUCCCGUCAGUAGCUAUGUGGUGGAGCAGCGCGAUGCUCACAGACCAGGCUGGGUGCCCGUCUGCGACUCUGUCAGUAGACCAACCUUCAAGUUCGAGAACCUGAUUGAGGGAGAUGAGUAUGUCUUCCGCGCAGCUUCCGUAAAUCGCUAUGGCACCGGAGAUUUCCUGCAGUCUGAGAUUGUCACUUGUAGGAGCUUGAAAAACGUGCCUGGACCUCCUGGCCGACCAAUCAUCUUUGACUUUUCUCGUGAUGGCAUGACUGUGGCCUGGGAGCCACCAGAGGAAGAUGGCGGGCUUGAAGUUUCUGGAUACAUCAUUGAGCGCAAAGAAGUCAGGUCUGACAGAUGGGUGCGUGCCAACAAGAACCCCGUCACCAUGACUAGAUACAGGUCGAAUAAUCUGAUUGAAGGCCUGGAAUAUGAACACAGAAUCACUGCCAUCAAUGCCAGAGGAACGAGCAAACCAAGUCUGCCAUCCAAACCAGCGGUGGCAAGAGAUCCCAUCGAUCCACCCGGCUGUCCUCAGAACCCAAGAAUCACUGAUACUACUAAGACAUCCGUGUCACUUGCUUGGAGUCCUCCAGAUGAUGAGGGAGACGCAAGAGUGGAUGGUUACCUGAUUGAGAUGCAGAAGGUGGGCACCAUGACUUGGCUGAAGUGUAACACCACGCCAUCUCUGAUCUGUGAGUAUACGCUGACCAGCAUGCCUCAAGGAGAAGAAUUCAAAUUCCGUGUGAUGGCCUGCAACGCUGGUGGCUCUGGGGAGCCUGCCGAGGUGCCAGGAACUGUCACGGUCACUGAGAUGCUCGAAUCUCCUGAUUGUGAACUAGAGCUGAAAUACAAAGACGUGUACGUAGUCCGCCAGGGAGGAGUGGUUAGACUCUCUGUUCCCAUCAAGGGCAAACCUCUCCCAACCUGCAAGUGGUUGAAGGACAGCGGUGUCGUCGCCGCCAGGGCCAUGAUCGCCUCCACCGAGAACACCAGUGAGCUGGUGAUCAAGGGAGCUGAGAGGAGUGACUCUGGUAUCUAUGACCUCCUGCUCGAAAAUAGGGUUGGUAAGAAGAAGACCCAAAUCAAGGUGAAGGUAAUCGGCCGCCCGGGCGCUCCAGACGGACCAAUGGUCUUUGAGGAGAUCCAGGCCAGCUCUGUUAAGGUGACCUGGAAGGCGCCCACUGAUGACGGCGGCGCAGAGAUCCUGGGUUACAUCGUGGAAAGGAGAGAGGCUACUAGAAACGCCUGGUACACGAUAGACUCCAGAGUGACUGACACUCAGCUGGUUGUCAAGGGUCUGAAGGAGGGAACCGAGUACCACUUUAAGGUCACAGCUGAAAACUCCUUUGGGGUCAGCGCCUCUCUGAAGUCUGAGCAGCCACUGGUGCCCAAAACUCCACUCUGUCCCCCUGAGCCUUCAAGCACCACACCAGAGAUCAUGGAUGUUACAAAGAGCUCUGUGGCACUGGCCUGGUCCAGACCAAAGGACGAUGGUGGUUCUGCCAUCACUGGCUACUUUGUUGAGUAUAAGGAGGUGUCCAGUGAGACGUGGUCCCGCCACCAGACCAAGGUUACCUCCACCAUGUUUACUCUGCCUGGACUCACCCCUGACACAGACUUCCAGUUCCGCAUCAUUGCUGUCAACGACAUUGGUGAGAGCGGUGCUGGUCCUGUGUCUGACCCAGUCACAUGCAAAGAUCCAUUCGACAAGCCAAGCCAACCAGGCGAGAUUGACACAGUUAAUGUCACACACAACUUCAUCACUAUCCGCUGGCAAGCUCCAGAGUGUGAUGGUGGAAAGGAGGUCCUGGGCUACUGGGUGGAGUACAGGAAGUCCACAGAGAGCACCUGGAAGAAGUGCAACAAGCAGAGGCUGAAGGCAAUGGAGUUCACCAUACCUGCAUUGGCUGAGGCCACCGAGUAUGAGUUCAGAGUGUUUGCCGAGAAUGAGACCGGAAUGAGCAGACCUCGUAGGACUGCCACAUGCGUCAAGACCAAACUGAUCGUUGAAACAAAACCAAGCUUGAGAAAGGAAAUGGAUGAAGUAACUACCAAGCUUGGACAGCCUGCCGUCAUGAAGUGCCAGAUUAUUGGCAGACCUGUUCCUGAAAUCAAGUGGUACCACAGCGGCAAAGAGAUUGUCGAAUCUCGCAAGUACGAGUUGAGCUCUGACGGCCGCAACCACUCCCUUUCCAUCAUGACUGACCAACAGGAGGAUGAGGGAGAGUACACUUGCAAGGCCAUUAAUGAUGCUGGAGAGGCUGAAUCCACAGGAAUCCUAGUAUUGGAGGCUGCUUCCUCUUUCCACCCCGACUACCCGCUGAAGGACACCUACUAUGCCGGCCUUGGAACUACCCUGCGUGUCCAUGCUGUCUAUAUUGGACGUCCUCAACCAAAGAUCAUGUGGCUCCACGGAGCAAAGACUCUCGAGAGCACAGAGGAUAUCAGCAUCGAGACCACAGAACACUACACUCACCUAGUCAUUAAGAACGUGCAGCGUAGAAUCCAUGGAGGCAAAUACAGAAUCAGACUACACAACCACUUUGGCAGAGCAGACACUAUGUUCAAGGUUGAAAUCUACGACAAACCUGAUAUACCUCAGGGCCCCAUUAUCCUGGACGCCCUCCUGAAGAACUCUGUCAUCAUCAGCUGGAAGGCUCCAAUGGACGACGGAGGCUGCAUGAUUACCAACUACAUCGUGGAGAAGCGCGAAGACAAGGAGGGCGCUGAGUGGGAAUUGGUGUCAUCAUCCAUUAAUGGCACAUCUUGCCGCGUGCCCAACCUAAUUGACAGUGCUGGAUACUUCUUCCGUGUGUAUGCCCAGAAUCGGUAUGGCAACAGCGAGCCAUUGGAGCUCACUUCACCUAUCCUUAUCAAGAGCCAACUGGAAAAACCAUCACCACCUCUGUCACCAGUUGUUUCUGGAAUCACCAAGGACUCUUGUGUGGUUUCCUGGAGACCUCCACUCAGCGAUGGUGGCUCCAAGAUUAAGAGCUAUUGCCUAGAAGAGAAACACAAGAAGGAUAAGAAGGAAUGGACAGAAUGGACUCCGGUGACCACAGAUGAGAUCAAACAGACAGUGUUCUCUGUCAAGCAUCUGACCGAGGGCAUUGAGUACAUCUUCCGAGUUAAGUGUGAGAACCUCGGAGGCCAAAGUGACUACAGUGAGGAGACCGCUCCUAUUGUUCCAGCCACAGCCGUUGACAUCCGUGCUCCUGCCUUCAAGGAGGAGCUGAGGAACAUGAGCGUCAAGUACAAGAGCAAUGCUACCCUUGUCUGCAAGAUCACAGGACAGCCCAAGCCUGUCAUUAAAUGGUUUAGACGAGGAAAGGAGAUCCACUCUGAUGGAAAGAAGAUCAAGAUUCAAGAAUUCAAGGGAGGCUACCAUCAGCUGGUCAUCACUGAGGCUGAUGAUGAAGACUCCACUGUAUACCAGAUCAGGGCCACCAACCAGGGAGGCGCCAUCUGUGCUACAGUCUCUCUGGAUGUUGAAAUCCCUGCCAAGAUCAACCUGCCCAAGAACCUGAAGGACAAGGAAGCCAUCCCUGCCCUGCGUGGAGAAGUAGUCAACAUCAAGAUUCCUUUCACUGGCAAACCAGAUCCUGUCAUCACAUGGCAGAAGGGACAAGAUCUUAUUGACAGCAAUGGCCACUAUCAGGUCAUUGUCACCAGAUCAUUCACGUCUUUGGUGUUCACCGGAGUGGAGAAGAAGGAUGCUGGUUUCUAUGUCGUCUGUGCCAAGAACAGAUUCGGCAUUGAUCAACAGACAGUUGAACUGGAUGUGGCUGAUGUGCCUGAUCCUCCACGUGGUAUCAAAGCCAGCGAUAUCUCCAGAGACUCUGUCACACUUAACUGGGUGGCCCCAGCAAAUGAUGGCGGCAGCAAGGUGAUCAGUUACAUCAUUGAGAAGUGCCCCACUACUGCUGAGAGGUGGCAGCGUGUUGCCCAGUCACGUGACACCCACUACACUGUUAUCAAUCUAUUUGGAGGAACCAGCUAUCAGUUCAGAGUCAUCGCUGAGAAUAAGUUUGGACAGAGUGCUCCAUCUGAGACCAGCGGGCCUGUUAUGACCAAGGAGGAUAAAUCCAGAGUUCUGCUCUAUGACAGGGAGGUUGAUGAUAGUGACCAUGUCCCCAAGGGCAAGGCUCAACACUCUGAUGCAAAGAAUAUGCACAACAAAUAUGCAAUUGCAGAAGAAUUGGGCAGAGGGCAGUUUGGCAUUGUUCACCGCUGUGUUUCCAUUAGCUCUGAGAAGACCUACAUGGCCAAAUUCAUCAAGGUGAGAGGUUCCGAUCAAGCAAUAGUCAAGAAGGAAAUUGCGUCACUAAAUGUGGCCAAACACACUAACUUCCUCCUCCUCCAUGAAUCAUUUGAAAGCCCAGAGGAGCUAGUGAUGAUCUAUGACUUCAUCUCAGGUGUCGACAUCUUUGAGCGUCUCAACGUAGCUGAGUUUGAACUUAAUGAGCGCGAGAUUGUUAAUUACUUGAGGCAGAUAUGCUCAGCUAUAGAGUUCUUGCAUGAGCAGAGCUACGGACACUUUGAUAUCAGGCCUGAGAACAUUGUGUACACAUCUAGAACCAGCUCUACUGUAAAGAUUAUUGAGUUGGGCCAGGCCAGACACAUGACUCCUGGAGACCAAAUCAAGAUUCAGUAUACCACUGCAGAGUACGCUGCUCCUGAGAUCCACCAGUGCGACAUGGUUAGCACUGUCACUGACAUGUGGCCUAUUGGUGUCCUUGCAUAUGUGCUCAUUAGUGGACUUAAUCCAUUCACUGCUGAAACCAACCAACAGAUGAUUGACAACAUUUCCAAUGCAGUCUACAGCUAUGAUGAUGAAUGCUUCAAGCAGGUCAGUGUUGAGGCAUUAGACUUCACAGACCGCCUGAUGACAAAGGAACGUAAGCACCGUAUGACUGCUGCUGAGGCUCUGGCACAUCCUUGGCUGACCAAAUCCACAGAGGAGCUCAGCACCAGAGCAAUAAAUACUAGCAGGCAUAAGAGAUACUACCAGCACAUGGUGAGGAAGGAGUGGAACACUGUCAUCUCUGCAGCCCGUGUGGCCAGCGGCGGCUCCAUCAGGUCCCAGCGUGGCGUAUUUGUUGCCAAGGUGAAGAUUGCUCCAUUUGAACACGGUCCAAUUGGUGGCCAGAUUAACCAUGCAGUAGUGAAGGAGGGAGACAGUGUCAAAUUCAUCUGCAACAUUGAAAACUAUGACAGCGCCACUGAAGUGACAUGGUACUGUGGUGUCAGGCAGCUUGAAGCUGGUGACAAAUAUGAAAUUGAAUAUGAUGAAGGCCUGGCUGUAAUCAGCAUCAACAAGGUCACAAGGGCAGAUGACGGCACGUACAGGUGUAAGAUUGUGAAUGAGUAUGGUGAGGACAGUGCCUAUGCAGAACUGUUCGUCAAUGGUGUCAGAUCUUAUCGUGACUUCUUCACUGCUCGUGUGGUCAAGAAGAUAAAGCGCAGAGUUGAUGCAGCCAGAAUGCUUCAGAAGCCACCAGAGUUCACCCUUCCUCUGGUCAACCGUACAGCCUACAUGGGAGAGGAUGUCCGUUUAUCCGUCACCAUCACUGUUCACCCUGAGCCUCGUGUUACCUGGCUCAAGUCUGGACAGAAGCUCAUCCCUGGAUACGAUGAAAGAAAACACACCUUCAUCAGUGACAAGGGCCUGUACCAGCUGAUUAUACACAGCCUGGACGAUGAUGAUGACGCUGAGUACAGUGUUGUGGCCCGCAACAGGUAUGGUGAUGACAGCUGCAAGGCUCGUCUUACCGUUGUUCCCCGACCUAAACCAGCAGACCUCACCCUGAGGCCCAUGUUCAAACGUCUGCUUGCAAAUGUUGAAUGCAGGGAGGGCCAGAACGCGCGAUUUGAAAUUAGAGUAUCUGGUCAUCCCGAACUCAAGUGGGAGAAAGAUGGCACUCCUAUAGCCUUUGGACCAUCUAUUGAGCUUGUCCAUGAGGGUCUGGAUUAUUUCAUUCUCCACAUCAAAGAGACUCUCUGUGCAGACUCAGGCGUCUACAGAGUAACUGCUACCAAUUCCGCUGGAUCUGCCAGUUGCCAGGCCACACUCAGAGUAGAGCCCUACAUUCAAAUAAAGAGGGAGCAUGAGCCCACUGAAAAGGAGAAACAAAGAAUGGCCGGCAAGGAGAAACUGGACAAAAAGGUGAGGCUGUCUCAGAUUUUGAGUGGCACUGUUGUCAUGCCUCUACCACCCGCAGCAAUAGCAGCUGUCAGAGAAGCAGCCACCAUGUUCAAACCUGCUGUCACAACUAAGAAGGGUGAGAAGACUGAGGCAGAGAUACAGAAAGAAAAGGAAGAGAGGAAGAAGCGGGCAGAUGAGAAGAGGCUGCGUAUGCCCUACAUUGUCCCUGCUCCUCGUGUCAUUAACCCAGUUGUUCUUGAGGAGGAUGUGGAAAUAAAACACUUCAAGCCCCUCUCUGACAUGAAGUGGUAUAAGAAACUGCGGGAUCAGUAUGAGUUCCCUGAACCCAUGGAAAAAAUUAAGCAGAAGAGGAUGAAGCGUAUUCGCCUCUCCAGGUGGGAACAGUUCUAUGAGGUGCCUGUUAGGAUCAAGGACCACUAUAAACCUAGGUGGCGCAUCUCAUCCAUGACUCAGGAUGAUUUGGAGACAGUGAGGCCUGCAAGGCAACGUACUCCUUCCCCUGAGUUGGAGGCCUACCAUAGGAUCAGGAGGAGAUCUCUGGGUGACCUGUCAGAUGAGGAGCUGCUGCUGCCUGUGAAUGAGUAUCUGUCUAUGAAGAGAACUGAGGAGGAGAGGCUUCGUCUGGAGGAAGAGCUGGAGCUUGGUUACUCUGCAUCUCCGCCUAGCCUCAGCCCUGUUCGCUUUGAGUUGUCUGCUCUGCGUCCUUCAUCACCUGCAAGAGUCUACAGUGAUGAAGAAGAGGGAGAAGAGAUCCACAGAUAUGACUCCUAUCGAAUCCCUUCUAAAUAUGAGGCUGGACCAAGUUUCGUUGAGCUCCGCGAGCGUCAUGACAAGACCACAUACAAACCUCCAAGACAGAAGCAGAGAGUGUAUGAAGAAAGAGAAGAUCAGGAACUGCUGCGCCCACACACUACUACUCAGAGAAUCUCCACUUACAAGGGUGCACUUAAACGCAUGGAGUUUGAGGAGAAGACUCGAAUCUCCAGAAAGGAAAAAACAGUCUCUGUUUCAACAGUCUCUGAGGGCAUUGAAUCUGAGCACCUGACCACAAUUACUUCCAAAUUUAUUCCUAAACCAAUCAAGAAACUCCCAAUGCCAGAACCAGAGAGGAGGAGAUCUCCUACCCCAGAAAAGACUGUCAAAGCAGAAGUGGCCCUCCCUAAAGUUGACUAUAUGUCCAGGUAUGAGGAGAGGAAGCAGACUCUGAGAUCAGAGAGGAAGUCAAUGGAGAGGAAGGUGGAGGUAGUGACACAGGGUCACUUUAGCCUUGACCAUGCCCCACGUAUAACCAUCAGGAUGCGAUCUCAUCGCGUUCCAUACGGCACCCACACAAGGUUCACCCUGAAUGUCCAGUCCAAACCUGAGUCUGAGGUGAAGUGGUACCACAAUGGAAAAGAGAUUCAUCAGAGUGGCAAAUACCACAUGAGCAACAUCAGUGGAGUUCUGACUCUCCAGAUCAUCAACUGUCUGACUGAAGAUGCUGGCACUUACCGUGUGGUCUGCAAGAACGCCAAAGGAGAGACUUCUGACUAUGCCACAUUGGAUGUAGCAGGAGAAGAAUAUGCUGCCUUCUCUUCAUUCCGCAAAGAUGAGGAACCUCCAUCCUCCCAUCUCCCAGAAAUGACCAGAACAGAGGUGUAUCACGUCUCCUCCUCUAAGACAACAGUGAAGGAGACAGUGAGUGAAACAAUGAAAGAAACCACGACUGUUGUUGAGACGCCAAGGGUGAAGCCUAGUGUCCCUGCCAAGAUCCUGACCAAACCAGUGUCCUUGACUGUGGAGGAGGGAGAUAUUGCCAGAUUUGAGUGUGAUGUAGAUGGUGAACCAGCACCUUCUAUAACCUGGCUGCAUGAAGGAACAGUACUUGGUUCCUCUGUACGUCAUCACAUUGUCUCUACCCUUUACAACUCCUCCUUUGAGAUCUCUGCUGUUGAGAUGUCCGAUGAAGGUAGCUACACCCUGGUUGUGGAAAAUGCUGGCAGCAAACAAGAAGCACAUUUCACUCUGACCAUCCGCAAGUCUGAGACCAAGGAGGAAGUAGUUGCCCCUGCCAGAGUCAUCUCUCCAGAGGCCAAGUCCCCUGAACCGAUCAAAUCUCCUCAGAGAGUCAAGUCCCCUGAGCCGAUCAAGUCACCUCAGAGAAUCAAGUCUCCAGUCUCACCAAAAUCCCCAACACCAAAGUCCCCCACUCCAAAAUCCCCAACACCAAAGUCCCCCACUCCAAAAUCCCCAACACCAAAGUCCCCCACUCAUAAAUCACCAACGCCAUCUGAGAAGGAACGAGUCACUUCUCCAAUCAGGUCACCAAAGAGAGUGAUGUCACCAACUCUUGAAAAGAAGCCAACCUUCUCUGUCAGGCUGAGUGACGUCACUGCAACCUCUGACUCUAUUGUCAAACUCUCAGUGAAGGUGACAGGAGAGCCCAAACCUGUAAUCUCGUGGAUGAAGGAUGGAAAGGCUCUGUCUGAGGGUGGGAAAUACGAAAUCUUUGAAGAGUAUGGCUCUGCACAUCUUGAGAUCUAUGAAUCAGAGGUCUCUGAUACUGGGGUGUACAAGUGCACAGCUACCAACAGUGCUGGAGCAGUGUCAACGAGCUGCACAGUCACUGUGCGAGCCUCCAUAAGCUCCACAACAAAAGCUGAUAUCUCAGAGGAGGUCAUGAAAAAGGAAAUGGUACAUGAGGAAGUCCUGUCCUCUGUGAAAGAGGUUACGUCCUCCCAUAGCCAGAUGUCCGUUACAGAGGGCCAGUCUCUGACUCUGAGGGCCAACAUCCCCGGGGCCUCCAACAUCAGAUGGAUCCUGAACGGGCUCGAAUUGGCCAACUCAGAGCAAUACAGAUACGGAGUGUCUGGACAUGAUCAAACCUUGACCAUCCGGUCGGUCAGCCAGCGUGAGCAGGGGAUCCUCACAUGUCAGGCUCAAACAGAGCACGGCCUGGUCAGGUGUCAGUUUGACACCACAAUCACAGCCGGGCCCUCAGAUGCACCUUACUUCCUGGUGCAGCCCAGGUCCCAGAAUGUGAAUGAAGGACAAAAUGUGAAAUUCACCUGCGAGAUUGCAGGAGAGCCAACCCCUGAAGUGGAGUGGUUUAAAGACAACAUGACCAUAUCAGUCACAUCUGGCAUGAAAAUGAGCCGCUCUAAGAAUCAGUACACUCUGGAGAUAUGUGAAGCCACGGUUGCAGACAGUGGGAAAUACACAAUAAAAGCAAAAAAUCAGUCCGGACAGUGCUCUGCAACAUCCUCCCUCAACGUCCUCACUCUUGUUGAAGAACCAACAAAAAUGGUUAUUGUGGAGCAAAGAGCUUCUACUGAUGCUGCUGCCAGCAUUCAGAGUUUCUCAGCCUCGUCAGCUUCCAUGCAGGCCGGCAGUUACAGCAGCAGCUCCCGCUCUGCUGCUGCCGGGUAUUCGUUUGAGAGCAUGUCUGCAACUAGCAUGUCUGCCAUGAUGUCAGAGUCAAUGGUUUCCAUGAGCUCCAGCAGCCAAAUGAUGGAAAUGUCUUCUCACUCGCAUGUCGAGGCUGCCUCCUCGUUGAGGGCCCUCACCGCAGGGGGUAAAAGAGGCACUCCACCAAAGAUCGAAGCUCUUCCAGAGGAAGUCAGUGCCGAGCCGGGGAAGUCACUGACGGUAGCAGGAAUGUUCUCUGGAGACCCCGCCCCCUCGGUGCAGUGGGUCCGCUUAGGUCGGACCCUCCCGAACGGGGACGAGAGGUACCACGUGGAGAACGCCGAUGACCUCUCCACCCUCGUGAUCUCUGCGGUGAAGGAGGACGACGCCGGAGCGUACACCCUGCGACUGUCCAACGAGCUCGGAUCCGACUCUGCAACCGUCAACAUUCACAUUCGGUCCAUGUAAA